AGAAGCGGCGCGAUCAUGGCGGAGCGCGGUCAGCUCCCUCCCCCCGCCAAGCGCCUCUGUUGCAGACCCGGCUACGGCGUCGGGUGCAGGCCGGGCCAGCGAGCGGGCGGCGGCGUCGAAGGCGGCCUGGGCGGCGUGGGCGGCGGCGGGUCGCUCUGCAUGGCGGGGCCUUCGUCGGCCGCGGUGGCCGCCGCCUCGUCGGCCGCCGCCGCUUUCCCCCCUGCCCUGGCCGCCGCCUAUGCCGCGCUGGGGGUGCUGCCGUUGGGCAAGACGCAGAGCCCGGAGUCGCUGCUGGACAUCGCGGCGCGGCGGGUGGCGGAGAAGUGGCCGUUCCAGCGGGUGGAGGAGCGCUUCGAGCGCAUCCCGGAGCCCGUGCAGCGCCGCAUCGUCUACUGGUCCUUCCCCCGCAGCGAGAGGGAGAUCUGCAUGUACUCCUCCUUCAACACCGGCGCUGCUGCCGAGGACGCCGCCGCCAGCAACCCCGCAGCCGCCGCGCCCGGCGGGGGAUCUAACGCCGUCGGGUCCACGGGCACCGCGGGGGGCACCGCCUCGGCCGCGACCGCCGCAUCCAACAACAACAGCGGGGGAGGAGGCGCCGGAGGAGGAGGCGGCGGUGGUGGCGGAGGCGGCAGCACCGCGCCCGGCGGCGGAGGAGCAGCGGACGCCGCUGGCGACGAGAACCGGCUGCCCUUCCGCAGGGGCAUUGCUUUGCUCGACGGCGGCUGCGUCGACAACGUCCUGCAAGUCGGUGAGUCACUCGGUCGUUGGGGGGCAGGGUGGGGUGGGACCGAGGGGGAGGGCGAGGGCUUGUUUCCUCUCUCUUUUCCACCCCCUUCCUUUCCAGUCACUGGGUUUUGGGUCACGGUCUCUUCUCCUCCCACAUUCUCCAAACAUGACACCCCCCCCCGCUCAUCCACCUGUGCAGUCAUGCCGUCCUUGCUCCCUCCUCGUCUGAUACUCCCAAGCUCUUUCUCCCACCGCACCUGCCUCCCAUAGUUAAAGACACAUUUUUCUUUUUCUAGACGUUAAACUCCUCCUCCCUGCUCGCCUCUCUAACCUAGCACCCUAAGAGUCUAAGUCCAUCCCCGCAGCUUCCUCUCCCUGGCACACAUGUCGCUAGCCUUAGCUAGCCUUUUCUCUUUCUCUCCCUUUAAGUCUCCUACUGUUAAGCUGUCCUGUUUAAUCGUUAUUCCGCUUUUGCCUCCAGGCAGUCUCUUCACCCCCGCAGGAUUUCCUUGGGCUCCCCCCCCCCCAGGAAAAAACAUACCCAGGAUUAUCCCAGAACAUUAUAAUCCUGCACUAGUAACUCGUCCCCUCCUUCUCUGCCCCCUCCUUCCAGCUUCUGCUGACUGUGUGAUCAAAAUACCCUGAAACAUAAUAAGAGAUGCUCCUGUCCGUUUUAUUUCUCUUUCCCCUUCUCCUCUCCCCACACCGCCCGCCCAACCUCGACCCGAAGCAUCAGGGAGUGCGAAUGGAAGUGAAUCAGCAGAGGGAGCCCCCAGGGAAAGUGCGGGGGAAAGGGAACAGGAAUACCUCCUUAUCGCUAAACAAAGACAUUUCUAGGACAGUGGCAAUUGAGAAGGAGACGCAAUCUCCCACUGGCUUUGCACAGACUUCUUGGAUGCUCAUGUGGCCAGUCUGUAUGUCCCCAUCCUCCUAGAUUUUGUUAUUGGUGGCACUGGGGGUAGGUCAUUGGGUCGUAAAGCUGUCAGAUUGCUGAUGAAACUGGGACUGAAAGGAGGUCUGUCUGCGAUGAAAGUGGGGGGGGGGGGAGAGAGAGAAGAGAGCUGGCUGCCUGCCUAGGGGGAAUGCUGUGCAGGAAGGCAGAACCAUCUUCAAAUGCUGCCAAAUAGCUUCAGGAUAUAGCAGGGUUUUUCCGUCUCCUUUUCUUGAUGGGAGGAAAUGCUGAUUUUUCUAUGAAAUAAUCCUCUUCUCCCCUGUUUAUACCGAUCCUGAUUCUCUGUGGUGGAGAGUUUCCAUUCAUUGCAUUUAACUCCUCCCUUCUUUGAAUCAAAGGGCACUGGAGGUGGUUCUGCUUCACCAUUCCAUCCAUCUCGAGUGGGAGGCUGGCAAGGGAUUACUUCUGUCAUGAAGGGGGGGGGCUGGGUUUCCGUGUCUGGCUUUACCCAUUUCUCCUUUCUGGUUCCAAAGUCUCUCCUUGGAGAAACAGGCAGAUGUGUGGUUUAUUUCCCUUUUAAAACUUCCUGCUCAGGGUGAGGUUCUCAGUGGAGCUGAAUCUUUUUGUUGCAUUUUUAAAGAGGGUUAUGUUUUGGCUGCACAUCACCAAUGCCUUCAGGAAAUUCCCCUUGGAGGGAGGACCUGGCACCUCGCUCAUUUUCAUGUUUGUGUCCUUUUCAGCUCGCUCUCUGUGUUGGUGUGUUGCUCAAUGAAAAGGGGGAACCAAACAAAAGAGUCUCUUUCAUUGCUUUUCACUGCCUGCAAAACAGCAAGGAUCUGACAAAGGGGAAGGAGAUCUGGAGAUUUUAAAGCUGCACAGCUCAGUUUUUCAUCUACUCAGUUUUGCUCAGCUUCCUCUCUCAAGAAAUUUAAAUUCCAGCUGCGUGUUUGGGGUGUGUAUGUUUCUUCACCCUUUGCCUGCUGGCUUUUGAACAUGGAUGGAGUGUCUUUUUUCUUUCUUUUUUAAAGUGUGCUGAAACCCACAAAGCUCAACAUCAUAGUUCCUCCUCCACAAGAUCACCUUUUACUGGUGAUGUUUAAAGAUGUGGACAUGUCUAGCAAUUCAAAUUUUAAUGUAGUCAUGCCUGUGGACGAGUGUGUGGUGCCCUUCUCUUUUUCCUGCAAAUGAUUUAGCUUUGGGCACUCCUCUAAGUUCUAAUUAACAUUCCUCAGACUUCUGGAUCUGUCUUUUUAGUAGGGGUUUGAGGCAUCUCUCUUUUUCCUGGUGGCACCACCAGAGCUGCGUCUCUUCUGGUUUGGCUGGCAUUGCCAAGAGCUUGUUUUUGCCUCUGCUUGACUCCACUUGCAAGGGAUGAGGAAUGACAGGAGUGCACAUAGGGAGGGUUUUUUUGGCUGAUUACAUUUAAGCUAGGAAUUCACUGUGAAAAUAAAGCCAAGGGGUGAUAAAUAAAAGAUGCAAUCUUCUCCAGGAGACAGACACCCAGCAUGGGCUUAGCUUUUGCUUGCUUUCAGCACUUAGAAGAGGCCUCAUUGAGAACUCCUGAAGGGAGGGGAAAAAUAACUUGUGCUGCUUCAAAAAGGGGAGGGCCCUUGAGUGAUGUUGGCAAAGGUCAAUGUGAACAGAGGAAAAUAUGCAUAAAUAGAACUUGUGUCCUCUGCUGCUUCUGGAACACUUAAAUAAAAAUGCAGUAAACGCUUUACACACUGGACACACACUUUCAUUUCUUCCUGACAUGAUGCUUUUGGAAACCAUCCAGGCUAUUAAUGUAUGGAAAAUUUGCAUUUCACAGCAGUGUUAAAAUGUGACUCUAUAUGGGGUGUGGUGAGCGACGAGCAUAACAGAUGCUGAAGUUUUCCAAAUUUCAAAUAUUUUCCUACAGCAAAUGUUGGGCUCAUUAAGAUUUGUGUAAAAAGGUUUUUUACACAGCGCAGAAACAGCCAGUGAAUAAGCCUCUGAGAUAGGUAGGACAUUGUGAAUCGUCCUCCUCCCAUGUUGCACUAGAUUUUUGUGAAUGGAUUUGAGAUAAUUGGCUUUGUGAACUGACUUUAUAAUGCACUGUUAGCAUUUUAUGUCGUAGCCUCCUUUGCUUUUGUUGCAAGUUCCCCUGGGGGCUGAUUGGUUGAAAGGUGGGGUAAGUAUAGCACUGUGCAAUGAGUGGCUUUGCGGAUUUCAGCAAUCAUCUAUUUGUAAUCUCCAGACUUCACGUCUAUAGUGUGUAUUUUAUCCACACAUUUCAAAUUCAGGGAAAGCAUUCUGAAAUGUUGCAAAAUGGUAUGGUCUGGGCAAGGUAUCUAUGAAUGCCGACUUACAUUCUAUUGAUAAUGAAGAGCUUAGAUUUGCUGGCUAUGCUUGUGUAAGUCAUUCAACCUUUUCCAUGAUAUAUAUUCUGAAAUCUGUGAAUGCACCGUGGUGAAUAUAGGAAACCGCCUUAAUACCAUUUUGGAUAAUUGAUCCGUUUAACUGUAUACUGUCUACACAGAUGAUGUACAGCGUUUCAGGCAUAUGUCUUUACCCAGCUGUGUACCUGCAGAUGCUAGGGAUUGAACCUGAAUGUUUCAUAUGCAAAGCCAGGUAUUGCUGACCUAUGAGCCCUAUUUCUUGUGUAAGCCCGCAUAUGUUAUUCUAAAUGUCUGUACAACCUCUGUUUUGGGAAAACCUCAUGCCGAAACCAUUGGUCAUGAUGAAAUAGUUUUACAUGUGUUUGCCACUUCACCCAGGUUCUUAAGAAGUUAGAAUUAUGUAUAACACAGAGAACCUAUUACAUUUGUUGAUUAUUACAUCAGAUUUCACACUCUGAACUCAUAAAUCUCUUGUAAACUCUUUCUCAAACAAUAAAUUGUUGCCAAGCCUACUACCUCAGAAUUUCUCAAAGCUAUAAAGACCAGUGCUUUAGACAGUAUGCCACCAUAUAAAGGAAAUACACAAAUACUAUAAAAUUCUGCCUCACUUCUUCAUGAAUAUAGGGCAAUGAAAGUCAUGUCCAUAUGGGAAUACGCUAUUACUAUUAUUAAUACAGACACACAUCUUUUGUAACCAUGGUUGCAUACUGUAUUAUCUGAAAGCAGCAACUGGGGUUGUUGGUUUUUUUUAAUCCCUUAGCAUUAAUUUUCAGGAAGGAAAACACAAAUACUCAUUUAUCAGAAACAUGGGUUUGGUAAUUAAGCAUCCUUCAGUGGGAAAAAUUUGGUUAGUUUCUGUAAAAGAAUUACAACAGCAAUUUUAAGUGAGCUAACAUUCAUAUUAACUUUUAGUGGUCAUACAUUAAAGUGCAGGUCUAGUAUCAGCAGAAUUGUGCAGCUUUGCAGCAAUUACAGUUGUUCAUAGGGAGAGGGGUGUGAUGUUUCUGCUAGUCGUAUCGAAUAAUAGGGAAUUUGCCAUUCCCUAGUAAAGAGCCAGACCAUGUGGAACAUCCAUUAAUUUACAAAUGGAACAAAUAGUUGUUUUUCCUUUCUGAUCUGUUUCCCAUGAAUAUGAAUACUUUGAAAUCCAUCAGGAUUUAUUUAGAACACCAAGCAGUUAUCUGCAUUUGUGGACCUUUGAGCAGCUUUACGUAUGUGUGGGAUAGCAGGUCUUAAUAUUUCUGAUGCAUGCAUGUUUGGUAUUUGUAUUUUGGUAUUUUAGUAAUCAUAAUAAUAAAUAAUAAAAUUGUAUUUUCAGUGUCUAAGCUCCGCUAUCAGUAAUUGUUUUCAGACUGUCACUACAAUUACAUUCUGUCUUACAUUUCUAUCUUGGCUAUUUCAGUUAAUGACUAUCUACCUUUGCUCCUCAGCAUUUAUUAAUUUCUGUGCUGGAUUUCUUGCUUCUGAAGAACUGUAGGCUAUGUCAUGUCAGCCCCAGUUGUAGCUAUGCUAUUGGAGCCAUGCCACAGUUGCAUCAUGGUUUGCUGGAGCCCUGCAUGUUUCUGAAACUGUCAGAAUGAAGUGUAGCUAGAGCUUACAGCAGGGCAGGUUUUGCUGCAGCAUUUCCCAGGCACAUUUCCACUCCCUCCCUGAGCCUUGCCAUUCUCCAUGUGUCUCCUGCCUGUGCUCCAAAUGCCAGUCCCUGCUUUAAAGCCGAGAAAAGAACUCAAUUUGUUUUUCUAAGGGAUUGGCAUAAUUAUUCUUUCUGCCUGUGUUCUGAUCUCAGGAGUGAGGAAUAAUUCCACUUCCAAUAAGACCUUAUAUAACUCCCCCCCCCCAACACAUUUGUUAUGUUGUCAUCACAGUAAAUUAUUUUCCAUGCUUUAGGUUUUAUAAGCGAACACUUCCACUCUGCACAUUGCUAUACAUGUUCAUGAAGUUUAUGCUUAUAAUUUCUAAACCAGUCUGAGUUCGAGUCAGUGAAACCGAGGCUCAGUUUUCACAUAAGCCUAUGAACUGAGAACUGCAUGUUCUGGUCGGCAUUAACAGCUGUGGUUGCUACAGUCAUAUGGAGGGUAGGGUUCAGCAGUGUCACCGCUUGCCUUCUCACACCAAGGUGAUGUGGCAGUGAUUUUAUUGCCUCUCUGUUGUUGCCUGGAGAUGCAAGCAGUGCUAUAGCAGUGCUACGGUGAGGGCUGAAACAGAGCUCUCUGACUCUACCAGCUGUCAGACUAACAGAAGGCUCAUUUACACCUGAGGCUAGUUCUCAAGGUUCCUGUGCGAACCCGCCCUAAAUUUUCUUAAAUCCCAACACCUAGUCUUAACUGGCUUGUUAAUCAGGUUGCUGAUUAAGUUUUGUAGCAUGUAACUGUUCCUGAACUCUGGCCCAGUUGUGGCAUUGGCUGAUGAUGCUGAUAUAUUCCUAUCUGUUGAAAGUCCAUCAAGGAACUAAGAUGGGUAUAUGGUGGGCUGGUACUCGGAGUCAAAAGGUAGUUGAAACAAGAACAAGUUAACUUUGCAUAAAAGUGAGGAAAUAACAAUGUUCCGUGCAAUUUCAGCUGUCUGCCUGGUGACUGUACGCACAUGGUGCAUAUUUUUGGCACUAAGUAGCACCUGCAUAAAAACCCCACCCUGAACAUCGAUGAAAUCAGCAGACUGCUGAUGAUGGGUAACCCACUUUACAUUGCACAACUUAAAAUGCUUCUAGGGGGUGGGCUGGUUAGAAUUUCACCUGCCAGUUAAUCCAGUUUUCAUGCCAAGAACAACUUGGGUGUUGGAGCGAUGCAACACUUGUGUCGUGCUGGCACAUAGCCGAGGGAAGUGGGUGUACUUGACCCUCCACUUUUCUGGAUCUGAUCUGGAAGGGGGAAACUUAGCAACUUGAGAUGCAUAUCAAAUGGAUAGCAAUGCUAACCCAAUCCAUCUUUAGCACAGUAACUGAUUUAGAAUGCUUAUGCGUGACAGUAGUUUUUUAUUAAAUGCAAUCAGCAUGCAAAUAACAAAGUUCCCUCCUCUUAUUGUUGUUACUACUACAGUUGUUUAUAUCCUGCCUUUCAGGUUAUAAAUCAUUCUAGGCAGAUUGCAACUAUCGUGAUCAAUGCCUAGUAAAAAAUGUUCACAAUCAGUAGUCUCAAUAUACAACAAGUCUUCAAGAUCUAUCCCACAGUGGAGCUGGGUAGUAGGUGCCCCUGUGGCAGGAGGAAUCAGUGUGGCUCUGAAUGUCGUCUUCGUCUGCCUCCUUUGCUUUCCUGGGAUCUUUCCCGUAAGACAGCUGAUGGUGGUUGGUUCUGUGGGUGAAAGGCAGUCCAGAUGGAGCAGGCUGUGUUGACUUCUAGGAACUGUAGAUACCUUUGACACUAGGGAGUGGCAAAGGUAUCUACAGUUCCACACCAGGCAUCAGAUGUUACAGCUGCUACCCUGAAACUCUGGGCCUUGUAGGAAAAUAGGGCCAGCUUGGAAAAGAAUGCCAAAUUGAGCAAAUGAUUAGUCUCUCACAGGGCAGGGCUUUCUCACCCAGGUUUUGCUGGUGGUGGCAGAAGCAAGAGUCCUUCUCUGUCCAAUCAGUUUCAAAAAAAGAUAUUGGCAUUCUACAAUCUUUUCUCUGUCUUUCUGCUAACUUGGUCCUCUACUUUCUGUUUAGCACUUUGCUCCCAAAAUUAUUCACUUUUCUCAUUACUUGCAGUGGCGUAGCGUGGGGAGUGCAGGGGGGCCGGCCGCACCGGGCGCAACAUCUGGGGGUUAGGGUUAGGGGGCGCAAAUCCACGGGUUAGGGGGCGCAAAUCCACGGGUUAGGGGGCGCAAAUCCACGGAUUAGGGGGCGCAAAUCCACGGGUUAGGGGGCGCAAAUUACUUGCCUUUCCCCCGGUGCUGACAACCCACGCUACGCCACUGAUUACUUGGACCAUUUACACCCCUCAAAUCCCUGCUCUGGCUUCCUGCUUGCCCUGAAAUCCAGUGCAAGUUUCUCAAUGAGCACUUCCAGUGAUGCUGUCCUGUUCCUUCAAGCGAUUCCCUUUGUACCUAGAGUUAUCUUCCAGAUCUGGUGAUGUAAUCUUCCACUUCCUUUAAAUCCCCCUCCCCAGUUCUCCCCUUCUCUGAAGCCCUUGGCACAGCCUCCAAUCUCGGUAUCGUAACUAUAGCUCUACAAGUAGCUAAGCCCAGCUAUGUGGACAUAACAGACUAAGGACUACCACCCAUGCUCGCUUUGCUCGUUUACAAAAACUUUAAAAUGUUCAUACACUGUGUGAAAUCUAAUGUUUUGUGAUCACACUUAUUGUCGACCAUUCCUGCAAAGCUGAUUUGGUGGGCAUGUGGGCAGGCAGUUUGAUAUCACACAUUGCUCCUCCUUUUUUGGCACUUAAUCUUGAAUAUAUCAAGGAUCAGACCUUUAACCCUUGGUGGGGAUUUGCUUUUGUAUGGAAAUAAUUUCCCUUACCUCCCCUUGCUCUUGUGAAAUGGGUCCCUGUAGUGUGUAAUUGGUUUAUAAAAGCCUGUGUACUAAGACUGUACUUCUUGCCUCCUGGUGUUAGGGCUGUAAGCUAAACUGAUGUUUUACCCUAAAAGCAAGAUGAAUUCACUUUUGAAGAAGCCACAAGUGCAAUAUGAAUGAACAUCAGUUAUUUAAAUCUAUAAAGUAUAUUAGAGAACCUUGGAAUGAUACGCAUCACCACACCUGGAAAAGGAUGGCUUAAGGUUUUUUUGUGGGGGUUUUUCAGAGUAUUGCUUCUUGUUGGAAGCAAGCGCAUUUGACAGCUUUGAAAUUGCUGGAAGUUGUGUAUGGGCAAUGGCUGAGAAGGUCUGACAUUAAUUGGAAAGAUGCUGUAGAACCUGUCAGUAAGUUUAAAUUCUUGCUACUGGAGUUAGCAAUGAUUGGAUACAUUGGAAGUUCAUUUACUGAAUUAAUGUGUUGAAGAGCCAGGUGAUCUACCUCUUGUCUUGCUUUAACAGCCUGUCUGUUUUUAUAAGUCAUCUUCUGUUAAUUGGUGUCAGAUUAAUAACGGAUUUUAUGGAAGACAUGGUGGGGGUGGGGGGAAAUAGCACACAGACCCAGAGCCACACACAUUCUGUUGUACAUUCCCUUUUCCUUUGGCCACAAUCUCCUUUUGUUUCAGUGAUCCUAGAGAUGGAUAAUGUCAGGUUUUUAGAACAGCUGGGUUUUAAACAUUAUCUAGUUUCUUGCACUUAUGCAAUGCUUGCUGGUGUGCCAUAAGGGUAGCUUAUUGCCAUUUUUUUGUAGUGUCCUGCCCAGUAGGAUUAUUAGAUUCUUAAAUACUUAACUGCUACUGGUUCAGUUUAUACAACCCAAAUGAUGUUGGGUUACGAGACGUUGGACUGGUUAUACAUGUAGCUUGUCUUGGUAUUUGUUGAAACAGGUUCCAACCACAGCAUCUUCCCCUGGGAUGGAGAUUUGAUCAGUGGCAUUUACUCUCUUCCCUAUGGAUUGGUGGCUUUGGGGCCUCAGGCUCUGGCAGAAUAGGUCCUUAUAGGUUAACUAACCUUUAAUUAGUUAAAAAAGAACACAGCUUCUGUUAGUCCCUUAACCCAACUUCAUGCUGAGCUAAACUGUUCCUCUUUUCUUAUUCUGCAGCGCUUUUUACUGUAAGUAUACUGGUUGCAUUGCCUACAAUCUCUGCCAGCCUUUCCUUUACGAUUCAGGCCAGAGAACUUGUUAACAGCAGUAGCCCGUUCCUUGAACUAAGAUAAUUGCUUGAAACUUUCCCCCCCUUAAUGUAGCCUUUGUUUUGAAAGAUGGUUAUCUAUCCUUGAGGGCAAUUUUCUGAAGGACUACAAAUUGUUGUGGCUUUCUCAGAAGGCCCUGACAAUAUCAGGUUCACCAGGGAUCUAGGAAUUCCAUGCAGGAGCUGGAGAAGCAAACAGUAUCUAUUCCAAUCUGACUCAAGAGAUUCAAAUGCUCGGUCAUAGCUUUUCCACUGCUUGCACUUUAGGGAAAGGCAGCAAUUGUGUCAGUGUGCUACAUUAUAAACGUACUAGGCAACAUAUCUGCAUUGUCUAUAAAUAUUUCUUCCUGGGAAACACCCCUGCCACCCGGAAAUGCCAUUGACGCUGCAGUAUGGCUUAGGUGAAUGAUUACUUAGGAAAUGUAGCUAUGUAAGUGUUUCACCAUUUGUUGUCAGCAGAAGCCCUUCCCCCAAGAGGCAAGGUCUUGUUCCUGGCCAAGUCUCUGGAAUGAAGCACGAGUUCAAAGGGAAACCUUUUGCUCCUCUCUCCAGCUCUAAGCUUGGAAUGCAGGCAUCAGAAAACAACAGAAGUGGAGUCUGGGCAGAUGUCCAUCCUUCUUUUGCCCUGCUGGAUACUUGCAGGAUCAAGGCAGGCCCCAAUUGUCUCCACCUGCUCUCUGUAGCUCGGAGCUCAAAAUGGGAAGCAGGGACUUCUUAAGGGCUUUGCAGUUGUGCUCAGCAUGUAUACACCAUCCAGCCAAUUUUUGUGCGCUGGGCUAGUAAAACACCCCAUCAUUUUUUUUCAUAGGCAGAUGGCCAGGGAAAAGUCAAGAAAAUGUCAGUAUGUUGGCACAAACCAUAUAAUGUUGUUUGGGGACAUUCCUUUAACAGAGGGCAGCUUUCCUGCAGGGUUUUUUUUUAAAACUGGACUAGAAAAAUCCCUCAAAUACCAUUAACAUUAGUUUUCAGUUGUAAGACAUUUUUCUGAGACAGUUUAUAAUAUUUCCACAACAUUUUUACUUUAAAAAAGAUGUUUUUACUUUUAAUUGCAAACAAUGAAAACUCAUAGCUUACUACAUUGACUGUGACUGUCAGGUGUUUUUUUCCCUUUCAUAACCUAGAUAAACACUAUUUUUUUAUCUUCAAAACAAAUAAAAACUAUGCAGCAUGGGGUUUAUAUUUAACUACAGUAUUUUCAGUUAAUUCACUUGAUAAAGUGUUGCAGAAGGAGUUUUUGCAAUCUGUCAUAUUCAGUAUUUGGUGACUUCUUGGUUUAUGCUUUUGUAAAUGUUAGAGAUUUGGGUACAUCAGCAUGUUUCUGCUUGUUAUGUGAAUUCUUAACUAUUUGGAUGUUGCACUGAGGUUAAGCACUAUCUGAUUGCUUUCCCCCCUUCCGUUGGCAGUAGAUAGUGCCCUGAUUUGGUUAGAGUGGUUUAGGAGUGUGGCAAACUUAUCUUGGUAUGCUCUGACGUUGGAAAUGUCAGAGUUCUGAAAGAAGUGUCCAAGCUCAAACUAUCCAAAAUUGAAUGAUUCAGUCUUCUGGAAUUGAUUUCUGAAUAGGAUAUUUUAACAAGUUAACCCUUGAUAUUACACAUGAUACAAUCCAAUCAAAUUGGGAACUUUAAAGUCCCAUUGCUCUCAAUGUGAGGGUCAAGCACAUGCUUAAAUUUGCCCAUUUAUUAUUAGUGAGAGUUAAAUACUUAACUUUGGCUGGACGGUGCCCAGAGAGAACACUGUCCAUAUGGUGUGUGGGUGUAUAACUGUACUCAGAACUGCCAUGUGGAUGUUCCUGUCACUUGCUUUUAGCUAUUGCAGUAGGUGGUUUUUAACCUUGAAACAACACCUUUCUGAAUUGGUAUCAGUACAUUGUUAACGGUUUUCUGUUGCCGGUUCACGGUGACUAGAAGAAUGCAGAUAGAAAAGGCUGUGCAAAAAUGCAAGUUACCGUACUAGACUUUCAGCAGUUGGCAUCUUUGCUUUGCAGGUGUUGUUUAUCUGGAAGCAAACAAACCUACCGAUCCCACAACAGCUUCUUGUUGUGUCUUAGGCUGAAAACUCUCCAUUAUUCAGUUUCUUGUAGAAAAAUUGUUCUAACCUAUAUUGCCUAUGAAGUGUUGUUUUUGUUUUUUAGCUUCGGUUUUACCAAGAAAAAUGGUUACCUUCUGCUAACAAACCAAAGAUGCUAUGAAAUGAUUUCUCCUGUAUUAAUGCAUAGCUCGGCAAUGUGCUGUAAAUCCUAAAGAGACACUGGUCCAGUUUGCAUGUACCACUAAGCCAAACCAUAUCUGCAAGUGAGAGAGUACAUUGGUUGCCAGAGCAAAGAUUAUGGUUGCUGCCCUCCUCUCUGUGUCCUGCUGCAUUACAUCCAAACCCAGGUUCACAGAAUCCUAGAACUGUAGGGUUGGGAGGUACCACCAGGGUCAUCUAGUCCAACCCUUCAGGGCAGGAAUCUUUUGCCCAAUGUGGGACCCAAAUCCACAACCCUGAGAUUAAAAGUCUCAUGCUCUACUGACUGAGCAUGUUAGUUUGCUUUUGACCACUUGUGACUAAGUGAAGAUGCCUGGGCACCAGGAUGGCACCUGACAUCACUAUCUGGAAGUGCAUGCCUAGAGAUCAUUGGAUCUGGACUGUACACGUUAAUGCCCUGUCCUGUAGAAUUUUAUCAGUUGUAUUUUAUCUCCACAAGCAGAAUGAAUUUCUGGAAGCAAAAUGGUUUUUCUGUGUAGCCUGAGCAGGAACAGUCACCAUUAAGAAAAAGAGGCCGGAAUACGCCAAUAUAUAUGUGGACUUUCCCUGGAUCAAGUGACUUUUUUUUCUGAACUAGCCAGAUGGUUAACUGAGAAUCAGUCACAUCCACUGUUUGAAAAAUAAGAAUUUAGAGCCGUCUUGCCCCCAAAUGGCAACUAGACAUUCUGUUUUGGUCUAAGGAGCCAUUUAUAUGUAUCUGAAUUUCUAACACUGACCCAAAGGGUUGUAGGAUUGGGCUAGCCAGUGGUGUCUAAACUGUUUUCAAAGAGGGCCAGAUUGUUAACCUUUUUUUAGGAUUGAAGUUCUUGAGUUUUUUUUGUGAUUUUAUUCCAAAGUUCUUGAGCUUUUUUUAGGAUUGAAGUUGUUGAGGUUUUUUAGGAUUUUUACCCCAGGAAAUAAACUGCCACAGGGGCCAGAUUAAACCGACCGGUGGGCCAGAUUAGGCCCCUGAAACAGACUUGGGACAUGCCUGGGCUAGGCUCUUUGCAACUUAACACACAUUGCUCAUAUGCCAAGGCCUGGCUGAGAGGAGGAGGUAAUGUUCAUAAUGCAAGUUCACGAACACAGACUUAAAGAGUUCUCACAAAGCUAGUAGCCAGUGUGGUGUAGUGGUUAAGAGCGGUAGUCUCGUAAUCUGGGGAACUGGGUUCGCGUCUCCGCUCCUCCACAUGCAGCUGCUGGGUGACCUUGGGCCAGUCACACUUCUCUGAAGUCUCUCAGCCCCACUCACCUCACAGAGUGUUUGUUGUGGGGGAGGAAGGGAAAGGAGAAUGUUAGCUGCUUUGAGACUCCUUGGGGUAGUGAUAAAGCGGGAUAUCAAAUCCAAACUCUUCUUCCUGAUGUCUGUACUUUGUUGCUUUCUGAAUGCUCAAGCUCCCCCCCACCUCCCAAAUCUGUCUCAGACUCCUGUUUGGAAUUUUUGCUGGCUGCUGCGCUGUGGAUAAUUUCAGGUCUGACUCAUUUUAUUGAACACUUUAAAUUGUUGCUCUUCCCCCAUGAUAACAGUGGAGUUUCUUGAACAAAAUGUGUUUCUCACUUGAGUCAGCAUGAAAGGAUUUUCUAUUAAACCAGUCUGCUGUUUACUUGAGAGCAGCUGACAAAAUUUCCUAGUUUUAGGCUCAAAGGGUAAAAUGAGCUGGUCCUUCAGGCAGGUCUGGAUAAAUUCCAGGCUUCUAGAAACUUGAGCCUAGUGUCUGGGGACUGGAAACAUGUUUCUUUCCUCUUCUUCUCUCCCCCUACCCUCAAAGCUUUGCUUUCUCUGUAGACCAAAGGUCUGGUCUGUAAAGAGAACUGGUGGUCUGCUGAAUAAUUAUAGCAGAGUAAUACUGGAAAAUAGAUGGCUAUUUCAGUAUAGUGAUGCUAAAGUGUUUAGAACGGCACAAAUGAACUUUAACUUACAGCUGGCUGACUAAAGAGGCUGGCAGGUCAGUUUCAAUUACAACGGUGGUAAUUAAUGUAUUCAUGACUGGCUGAACAAGGGACUCUUACAGCUUAGAUAUGGGAUAACCAAUGUAUUGCCCUCUGGAAACCAGUGUUAGAAACUCAGAGAUAUAAAAUGGCACCUUAAACCUAGGUUACGGUUGCCACAAUGGAAUGUCUAUUCAUCAGGGGGUUGGACUAGAUGACACUCAGGGUACCUUUCAGCACUACAAUCCUACAAUUCUAUGUUCUCAACUACAUUGUUUCACUGUAGCUUGCUCUUGCAACGAUUCACUUGUCUCAGUGUGCAAGAAGGAGAAACACACACAGUGGAAAUGGGAUUAAUUAUGGGUUACAACAGAGGUUUUUAAACUGGUCUGUGAGUUCCAUGUGAGUGGCUUGUGGAAAGGCUGUGGCACAGUCAAAUCUAUCUGUACACAGCCCUUUUCUUACUUUCCUUGAUGUGAUGAUGCCCAGCAAGGGGUCCAUAAUUCACGCAGCAGUGCAGAAGCACAAGAUGUGCAUCUUGUGCUGCGCAUGAGUUAGCUGGCUCAAUGGAGACGUCCUUCACGAACCUGGCACCCAGAAAUCUCCAUGUAGUCGCAGUUGGACCCUUGCCAGCAGCAAAAUGCACCUGGCAUUGGGAAUUUCAAACACUGCUAGAAACUGUUUGACUUCAACUCCCAUCUACCUCAGUCGGCGUGGCAAGUGGUUAGGGUUGAUGGGGACUGUAGCCCAGCAAUGUCUGCAAGGCACCGUGUUGGGUACUUCAAUGUGCUGUUACUUCUUUGCAGACGUUGUGCAAAUUCCAAACGCCUCUAAACCAUUUGAGGUCCUGUGUGACAGUCUCUUCCUCAUUCUCUGCAGGCUGUGACACUGCCCGAGCUUCAUCUGACAUUUUUGUUUCUUUCUGGUCUCACACUGCCAGCAGCAGCAAAAUGGCCAAGCCAUCUUGCCUCAUUCGUUCCCUUCUGGCACUUUUGCAUCUGAGUUUAAAUAGUGGCCAGUUGCUUAAUACCAUCAGUUCCUCAUAACCCUGCUGCUCACCCCUUACCUUCCCCAACACACAACACAUGGCGACUGCUUGGAUGGGUGGGUGGGGGACCACCUUUGCUAUUAGGUGUUUUGUGGUGGAACUGAGAAGAAGGAAGGUGGGCAGAUGGAUUGUGUCCAAAUGUCACCAAGUAGAAAACAGUACUUACUAUGCUGAACUGAAACACUGAAGCAUAUCUUGUGGGUUCACCUCAGCACUUUGCUCAAGCUGGUUCUCACACUCUCGAAUACUGUCCCCUUGCAAUUGGGGCAUGAGCACUUGUCUUUUGAAGUGACAUGAAGUCCAUAGGAUACCAAAUAUUGCCUGCUACAUUUUCAAUCCAAUAUGUGCUGUCUUUCAGUGUUGACAUUUCUUAGUGCUUAUUAUACAGCAGAGGUGAUUGUGGAUAUCUUGGAGCUGAGUUAUUUGCAUUGCUCUUGCAUACGACUAUGUAAUUUCUGUUUUUGUAUACCCACAGCAUUAGACAAUAAGAGCUUUUUUUGUUUCACUAAUUCUUUGUUGUUCAUUUAUGGCCCAUGACUUUCAGUAAGUGGUCUUGGUAGGCAAUAUUUUCUUUCUACCUUGUGAAUGAUGUGUCCCGGUGACGGUGGUGGCAGAGUUCAGACUGUUUACAGGAUUCCAGCUCAUCAGUAAUGAGUGGUGAGUUCUGAUGUCCUACUUGACAAACAAAUGCCUUAUUUUCUUCUCUUGGAUCACAUCUGUCAAAUUCUGUUACUGUUUUCUUUAGGAGAGAUAAUACUGGUAAAUGGUGCUCCUUAGUAGGAAAUGAGGCAUUGGAAGCAAUGAUCUUUAUGUUGUAGAAAAGGAGAAUCCAAACAUAAUAAAGAAAUGUCUAGUUUCAAAUCCUCUGUAAUUUGUUCCUGGUUGUCAAAUACUUACGCUGUUAACAAUAUCAAAUUUUAAAGGAAUGUACUAUUUAAGGUAGGUUGUUUUAGAUAAGAUAGGCAAUACUCUUGACAACUUAAUUCCCAGAAUAAGGCUAAAGCUCAGAAGAAUGCAGAAGAACAUGAUGGGAACAUUGUAGGCAUCCAAAACAAGUAUAAACCCUUUUGUUUGAAAUAACGAAUAGCAGUGAUGAAAUUCGACUGUAGCUGAAUACAUUACUCAAGCUUGGCAAAGCCAGAGUUUCUUCUGGAGGAGUUAUAAAAGGCUUUCUAGAUGACUUACCAUUUAUAUUUUGCACUAAGUUGUUGAGAAUAGGAACUAAGACUUCAAUCAUAUUGGAUAUUACGCUUUUUAAUGGUUUGGUAUUUGCAAGCAGAGCAUUGAUGAUCUUGGAUAUAGCACACUUUGAGCUCAUAGAAGUAGUUAAAUAUGGAAUACUGAUUCCAGCUCUGAACAUACUGUGUGGAAUCAACAAUAAAACUUGAUCAAAGGUUGUAUCUUAUAGAUUGAAAAGAUUAUUGACUCUGGCGUUGCUCUGCCAUCCAGGCAACCAAAAUAAUGAUUUCAAAUGGUAUGCAUAUACUUAUGUUCAAGUUCAAAUUGUUCUACUUCUCCCAUAUAGAAUGACCACAAAACUUCCUAGUUUAGCUUUCAGCUUAAUGUUUAGAGUUGUCAUCAGACUGACCUGAUGAUGACCCAGUGUGGUUGGAGCUGGAAUAUGUGAAAGAUUUGUGAAGGCUCUUGGUUGAGGAUUCCUACUUAAAUUGCUUUCCUUGUUGAAAAAAUACUAUACAGUGGUCCCUCGGGUUAAGAACUUAAUUUGUUCUGGAGGUCCGUUCUUAACCUGAAACUGUUCUUAACCUGAGGUACCACUUUAGCUAAUGGGGCCUGCCGCUGCUGCACGAUUUCUGUUCUCAUCCUGAAGCAAAGUACUUAACCUGAGGUACUAUUUCUGGGUUAGCGGAGUCUGUAACCUGAAGCGUCUGAAACCCGAGGUGCCACUGUAAUAGAUAAACAUCCAUGGCUCUCUCCCACAGCACCCCCCAGAAAACAAGCUCUGAAACUGGUCAGGCAUUUUGUUUUUGUUUUUUUUAAAAAAAGAUGUCAUCCCUUUUUAGGAAAUAGUUAGCUGUUCAUCAAAUUGCCAUAGCUGUUAUCCUCUGUGGCCUCAAGGCAUUCCAAAAGGAGGUAGUCUCUCCUUCCCUGUCAUAUGAUGUGCUGAAAAGGUAUUUAGAAUCCCCUAAGAUGCUCCAUGAUCCUUAAAUGUGUAAGCUCCAGCCUUGUGAAGGACAAUCGUUUAAAUUUAUCGACUUUAGUACCAGUUUCAGGAAAAAAAUAUUGUUGCUCUCUAUAGCGUAAGCCAGUUCUGCAGUGUACAGAUUCUAAAGAGUAGGAGCUGGGAAACUUUCUGAAAUUACAAGGGAAUUUUUAUUUUUAUUUUUAUUUAAAGCUGAGUGUGUUUGUCUGUGCACGGGAGCUGCUGGCUUUUAAAACUCACGAAGAAAGUUUGACCUGCAGGCAGCAAGUCAGACUUGCCAAUUGGAAAGCAUGAAUUUUGCAAGGACGGGAACAGAUAUCAGUUGUAGAAGGGAAAAUGCACCUGAAGCAACUGCAUUGAAUCAAAUGGCAAGACUAAAGUUUCAGAUUCCUGGGUGGCAGCUGGGAUUUUUCUGUGCCUAAGCAGACUAAUAAACCUGUUCUUGUUGAUAUUGUGGGCUGAUUUGCUUGCCGUUCUAUUUAAAUCUAUGUACAGGUGAUGGCUGGCAUGGGAUUAGUAUGCAAGGAUUUUAUUGUGUUAGGUUUCAGUGUUGGAAAACCAGGCAAGAUAGUACCCUCUGCUUACCGUAUUUUUUAUUUUAUUUUUAAUAAUGCCUUUGAUGCUGUGUGGUGGAAAGGCAGGAUAUAAAUCUUGGUAAUCGGCAAAGCUCCUUUGUGAACACUGAGCAGCUGGUAAAUAUUUGAGCUUUCAAGGGUAGGAAGGAAUCUUACUGCCCCAAAGAGGAGCAGUACUUCUUUACGACCUGCAUCUUGUGUAUAAUAGCAAAGCGACUUCUCUUCCCUACGCAUUUGGAGCAUAACCCAUCAGGAAGCUUCCCCACAGAUGCCAUGUUGAAAUAAGCAGGAGCAUUAACAAGAACACAGUUGCUGCUUCCAUUAAUUUUAAUGGGCUGGGCAUAGGAGAUUUUUCUGGUGGGUUGUACUUCAUGGGGUAAACCUCUAUCCCGAUUCUUCUGCCUUUAAUAACACUCAAAAUCUGCUUCCUGAUGCACACAAAAGGAAAACUUGAACAGCAAGAAGUGCAAUAUUUCCUGUGGGAAGUAGAACUUCUGCUUUUCACAAGUAUAGGUUGAUGCUCAACUAUUUAAUAUCCUGAAUAGAAGUUCUGUUAAUCAUGGCUUAGAACUAAACCAGGCGUAGGCAAACUCGGUCCUCCAGAUGUUUGGGGACUACAACUCCCAUCAUCCCUGACCACUGGUCCUGUUAGCUAGGUAUGAUGGGAGUUGUAGUCCCAAAACAUCUGGAGGGCUGAGUUUGCCUAUGCCUGAACUAAACCCUUGCUUGAAUGUAUGUAAGCAGAUACAUUCGCAAAGGUGUAACUUCUAAAUUUGUGUGUGAGAAAUAAAACCGUACCAGAUAGCUUGUUUAAACAUUUUUUAAAAACUCAAUUCCUUACUAAAUUUGUAGUGCUGCCAGAAGGGUGUUGCCUAAAAUUUUUGGGAGUCCUAAAAUUAGUUGGUGCUGCUUUUGUUUGGGGAGAAUGGAAUGAUGGCUUGCAUUGGCGCUGUUACAGAGGAUGGGGCACAGUCAGGAGUCCAGAGAUCUUGUUCGGAGAGAGCUUGUUACAUUAGCUGAGCUGAUAAGGUCUGACCAAGUAUGAACUGCAACUAUUCAGCCUAGUUUAGGUUGCUGUAUCAGGCAAGUUUAAGGGCCAAGCUUUGUUGUACUAGUAAACUUUAAGAUCAACUAAAUCCUGAAGAGUAGAUGAUCACACUGAUUUGCUCAAAAUGCUAAUACGUUGAUUUAUUAAACUAUGGUUUACUAUUAUGAGUGAACCCUGCCCAGUGGCUCAACUAUAUUUUGUUUACUGCCAGCAGAAAUUGUUUACUGAAAUCAUGGUUUGUUGUUGGCUUCCAAACCUUGGUUUUAAUUAUGACUUAGUGUUGUGUAUGAACCCACUGCCCUUCUGCAAUGGUGGUUUGUUUGACCACCCCAAUCUGAAACAAAAGCAUUAGGAAAGCAAAACAAUCAGGUGAAGCUAUGGUUUGCUGGAUCAUCUGUGGGACAAUUUGUAGCUAAUCAGGAGCUGCCAUUACUUUGCAUUGGAUCUGUGACCUGGAAAGUCAUUUCACAAGCAAAAUAAACAGGUGUGCUGAUUAAAUUUCUUCACAUUUUUGUUGAUAAACAUCACUAAAUUUAUGUCUAGAUACAUGUAGAGCACUUUAAUUCCCUUAGAAAUUAAAAAGUAAAUGAAGAAAUGUGCUUAGAAGGCUGUGGUGAGGCCACUGUAGGAUGCAGGCAAGCAGGGAACUUUGAAGUUGGUUUCAUAAGUUAUGGUAUUAUUAUUUUUCCUAUAAGCUGUUUGGCAUCUAUGUAGCACUUAAUAAGGUAGCUUUCUAUUCCUAAUAUUGCUUAAGCAUACCCUUUAGCAAUUCUGUUGCAUUUCCUUAAUGUAUUUGGUACAUUUAAUGGCUGUGUUUGUCUUUUAUGUAAGGUUGCAAAUGAAGUCUGACUGGGAGUUUCUGAUUGCACCACAUGAAAGUAUUGUAUUGCUCUUUCGCAGACUUAGCCUACCUGGUGCCUUCCAGAUCUCUUGGCCAGACAUAGGUCAGAAAGAAGGAAAGUUGUGACACAGAACACACCAUACAUACUGCAAGUGAGACAACUCAUUGGGGCAUAAGACCUUCAAUUUAACGACUAAACAACAACAACAACAAAUGGUUUUUAACUGGGAAGUAGUUAGAUAUGUCACGCUUUAACCAGCCAAGUUAUCAGUGGUCUGUGUUGCACUCAUUCAUUUAGUGGGGUGAGUAGGAUUUGUUCCGCUUAAAUACAUUGUUGGAUUAGUAUUUCAGGUUUUGUCUGUUGCUGUUUAUUUGAUUUUAAUGUUGUUGAUUUAUUUUUUACAGAGGAAGUUGUUUUGAGGCACUUGAGUGCAAAAACAUGUCCGAUAAAUACUAUCAGUAAUAAUAAUUGCUGCUGUUCUCAAGUUCCUGGAUCAGGUCUAUAGCCCACUAAUGCAGUGUGUGGCUGCAUUGGGAUGUAAAAAAAAAGGUAAAGGGACCCCUGACCAUUAGGUCCAGUCGUGGCCGACUCUGGGGUUGCGGCGCUCAUCUCGCUUUAUUGGCCGACGGAGCUGGCAUACAGCUUCCGGGUCAUGUGACCAGCAUGACUAAGCUGCUUCUGGCGAACCAGAGCAGCGCAAGGAAACGCCGUUUACCUUCCCAUCGGAGCGGUACCUAUUUAUCUAAUUGCACUUUGACAUGCUUUCGAACUGCUAGGUUGGCAGGAACGGACCGAGCAACAGGAGCUCACCCUGUCGUGGGGAUUGGAACCGCCGACCUUCUGAUCGGCAAGUCCUAGGCUCUGUGGUUUAACCCACAGCGCCACCUGCGUCCCUUUGGGAUGUAAAACAGGGCAAUAACUAUACAGUGGUGCCUCGCAAGAUGAAAUUAAUCCGUUCCGCGAGUCUCUUCGUCUUGCGGUUUUUUCGUCUUGCGAAGCACGGCUAUUAGUGGCUUAGCGGCUAUUAACGGCUUAGCGGCUUUAAGAAAAAGGAAACAAACUCGCAAGAACUCGCAAGACGUUUCGUCUUGCGAAGCAAGCCCAUCGGGAAAUUCGUCUUGCGGAACGACUCAAAAAACGGAAAACUCUUUCGUCUUGCACAUUUUUCGUCUUGCGAGGCAUUCGUCUUGCGAGGUACCACUGUAGUUGGGCAAAUUAGGUUGCCUGUGCAUGUUGAGCACCACUCCCUUGCUCUUCCUUUCCCCCACUGGGGAAAUUCACCAAGCCUUAUGUCUGAACCAGUACUUGUGGCUUCUUUCUCCCAAGAAAUUGAGACCAGGAAGACACAAUUUGUUCUUGGCUUCCUGAUUGCGCUUUGUUUGGCCAAAGCAAAUGCUGUCUUGGAUGAAACAAAGGCAGGGCAUGGUUAGUUUUCCCACCGGGAAGGGAGGAGCAAUGGAGGAAUGUUCAGGUUACACUAACAACCUAAUUUGCCAGGGCAGAGUUGCAUGUGAACACGGUCACUGUCCCAAAUGCAUCACAAAGCAGAUACUUUAGAGUAGGUGUAUAAUGCAUAGAACAAACUGAGGCUGUUCAAUACAGCUAAGGAUAGGGCAAACAGUUAUGUAUUCUCCACCCCCACCCCCACCCUGUUUUCUGACAUUAUGCCACCAGCUACAAAGAUGAAUUUCUUCUAUUCUUUUCCCCCCAACCCAGUUACAAUAUUAUUAAUCUUUGUGACAUGAUGAAUUGGGAGAAACUGCUUUUUUCCCUAUACAUGCAUCAGCAGUCUCUUUCCAUAUUUAUGCUGUGCUACAUAAACAGCUCAUACACAGUCAUAUAGAACUGACUGGACAAGAUAAAUCCCAGCUUAAUCUUAAAACCUAUAUGACCCAACUUAAGCUCACUGUGGAUUUCUGCAUUUAAGUUCUAAGUAAUAGCGAUUAAGCAAAUGCAAGUCGUUCAGUAUCUUGGGCUGGGCAAGUUUCUCUGUCCUAGUAUAACAUUCUGGAUGGUUGUAAAUAAAAUGGGCAAUCUCAUGUCUGGACAGGAAAGUUUGGAUAGAAAUGUGAAUAAAUAAAAUAUUUUCUUGAGGCCUGUCCAAUUGAAUAAUUUGAAUAAAUGCCUUUAAAUACUUUUAUAUGAAAAUAUAAAAUCUUCACAUCCUAAAACUAUUUUGAAAAUCUCCAGAAGACUUGAGGUUUCUCCCCCCUCCAAAACAAAUAUAUCUAGGAAUCAGGUUAGCUAAAAUAUUUUACCCUGUGUAACCUUUAUAGGCUACACCUGGGGAGCAGCAUGGAAGGCAGUCAUAUCAAAUAGCAAUCUAAUGGUGUCUUAUUGAUUUUUAUUUUUUUUAGGUGUAUACAUGACAUUACUGGUUGGUUUUUGAUUGCAAAGUAGAAUUAUUCUGUAUGCAAAUAGGAUCUUUCAGGCAAACCACAUUGUUUUCAAAAUGAGUCUUUGCAUUCUCUCUUUCUGCCCCCCCCCCCCGCACUUUGCAGGAAGGAAUUUGUUGACUGGUCUGCAGGUCAAGGUUGUUUGGGGCGUUUGCUUGCAUUUGUGCUGCAGAAGGCAUUUUUUGCUUCAAGUACUACCUGCGGAAAGUUUUUUAUUUUAAAAUAUUAUUCUGCCUUUCCAAGGCAGUUGACAAACCCAGAAACAAUUCACAGUGAAAAAUCAGCUGGGGAAAAAAUUAACAUAUAGCAGAUUUCUAACAUGGCAUUGGCCUGGAUUCGGACAAGGAUGUUGAGAUUUGAAGGGGGAAAAAAAUAGAUAUGUUUGUUUGGAGAAUGCACUUGAUUAGCGAACUUUUUUUUUUGCACAACAGAAUCUCAAGGACUCUAAAUAUUUGGAAGUCAUUCAACCAAGUAACCUAGCAUGAUAGGGGGAAGCCAGUUCAAGAGCUCUCAGUAGCACAAUGGGUCUUUCCACCCUCUCCCCAUGUGCCUCCCCAAAAUCCACUCUGGAGGGUCAGGACAACUCUCAGGAGGGAGGAGAGGCAGGAUCAUUCCAUCUGGCCCACAGAAAUGCUUCUGCUGAUGGAGAGCAAGAUGUUGAAUUCUUUCCAUAAUUAUGCAAAAAGUUAGUUAAAAAGCAAAGUCAGUCAAGUAAUCUCUAUCAUCCUGUAGUGUAGAAGGUUUAUUUUGCUUCCCGGAAAGUGCUUGAAGAAUUGAAUUCUUGUAGUAUUUGCGGGGAAAUGGGUCUGUUUAAUGCUUUAGACUGUUCAGAGCUAUUUAUCUGAAUCUGUUUUCCCAACAGAUAGCAUAACCAUAACAUACAUCUAUUAUUCCCCAAGAUUCAGUAUAUUCAACACAUAAUAUGUACCAGGCAGAGUUACAGUCCCCAUAGCAAACAUAACUUUCAGAUCUUGACUUGUGUUCUCCGAUUUAAACAGAAUUAGGGCAGUACUUUUACAUUUAAGAGGGAGUGGGAAAUAGUUUCCCAGCAAAUCUGCUUACUCCAACACAGCAAAUUCAAGAGUCAUAUUUAGACCUAUUGGUGGUGGUGGUGGAGGAGGGGGUAGAAGACUAUUUUUAUACUUUGCUUCUGCAGUAAAUAUUUGUAAUAAACCUUGUGUGAAUUAAGACUGUUACUGUUCCAAUCACAUGCAUAUAGAACUGUCCAUGUAAUGAGUUGUCAAACUAUUGAGGCCCCCCCCCCCCGAUUCUUGGCCAUUAUGUGUCACUUGUGCUGCCGAGAUGGAUCGUGGCAAAAACGAAAACAACAUCGCAAUAACAAACAAGUGGUGUUAAAUUGAGCUCUUUCUCUGUUUAAAAUAAUGCUGAGAUGGAAAACUGAAUUAAACCAGGUAAGCAGCAGCAAGGUCGACUGGCACUUGAAUGCUGAGAAGGGACCAUGCGAAUGGGUAGUGGGAGACAGUUCUGGCGAUGAGGUGCUACAACUCCCAUGCCCAUUGAAUGUAUGUGAUUAAGAGUCUGAGUAGUAUUGGGAAUCCUGGAUGUGAAGUGGGGUGGUGGUGGAUUCCCUCAGCCCCCAAACCAGUUAUACUGCCUCCUCAAUUUCGUAUACCGCAAAAGGGCACCCCAAAAGGCUUGAGCUGGCUUCCAGCCAUCUGUCUCCCCUUACAGCGAGGUCACCCGACUCUGGUUUCCUUUCCCUUUCCCUUACUUUUAAAACUGUAGCAGGAAUGCACAUGGCAUGUAAAUUUGGGAGCUUGUACAUGGUCACUGCCCUCGCCCCAAAUUCCCCCAGAGAAGGUUAAUUCAUCAGCAACAGGGAGUAAAAGUAUAAAAGUAUUAAAUCUGGUGGUGGUGAUGAUAAUAACAACAACAAUGUUUGAAUGUCAUUUUUUAAAGUUUGGAGUACAUUCAAACAACUGAGCAAGGGAAAUCAUUAUCACACCCCCCCAUAAUCCAUAUUAACAGUGGGCCAACAUGCAUUCAGCUACUAUUGGCCCUUUAUGGUGUCCAGGAAGAGGCCAUUUCCCAUGGGGAACAGUUUCUAACCUAAAUUGGCUGAGUCACACAUUUAUCGCCGUCACCAACAAACUGCCUAGGAAGAUGAGCAUUCGUCAUCUCACUUGAGAUGGAAAGGAGACAUGAGGAGGAGCUGGAAAUUUAAUGGGUAUUCCACUUCCCUGAAAGACAGUUAUGGAAGUUUUCCUAUCCAUAUUAAUCUUUAAACUUGAUUGUUAUUCACCUGGACUGCCCCAUCUUAGAUGACUAACAAUUUGAAUAAAAAGAUGGCAGCUUUUACUAAUUUUAUUUAACAAAAUUUAUGUACUGCUUGAUUGUACUUGUUUGGGCUGUGACACUGCUCCUCCGCCCCUUGCCAGUUUUCUCCAUCGUAGUAUGAAAUUAGUUUCACUGUUUUCUGGAAUGUUGUGCGAACGAUUGAAUGUGACUGUCUGUAAGCUCUGCACCGAAUUGCCUUGCCUUAAUGUAAAGUUAUUUUCUUGACAGUGUUUUUUUAUAAUUAUUUCCUUGGUUUUGUAGGUGUUUUGCAGUAAAUUAUUUCAUAUUUAAGCUCAUAUAUUCACUGUUGUUGUUUUUUAAAAGUUGUGCCACACAGAAGUGCUUUAACUUUGGUGGGAUUAUGCCCUGGGAGCUUUCAAUAGCACACUGUCUCUUCAAAGGAGCAAAGAGUUAAGCAUGUGCUUUAAUCGUCCCUUUUUCAACGCCCCAGGGGAGUCCCCCCUCUAUUGUUCUCUGGUGUGAAUAAAGCCCUUGACACUUUAUUUAGGUUAGGUGAGGAGAGGGUUAAAGGUGGAAUGGCUGAGGCAUUAUGCAAGCUGUUAAGCAAAAAGGAAGUGCAUUACAAAAUGCUGAGCUCAGUAGUCUGGCUUCCAGCCAAACCUUGCUUUCUUCACUACAGCUGAGGGCUUUCUAAGCUUCCCACCAGUGGGUUUAUCUGAACUGUUUAGGAAUGCUGCCUCAGCCGCCAGCUGACGUCAGCACAGGCAGUUCAGCUGAGGGCCAGGCCAGACUGACAGUGUGGAUGGGAGGGGCCCUGUGUAGGCUGGCUGGCUGGCGCUCUCUCUCUCUCUCUCUCUCUCUCUCUCUCUCUGUGUGUGUGUGUGUGCGCGCACACACACACACACACACACAGAGCAUGGCAGGAAGAGUGAGGCUGCAGUUUCCUCUUCUGUAGCUGAACUCGGAACAUUGGCGUCUUGCUUUUUUUAUGACUUUUCUAUGGAAACUUCAUAUUAAUCUAGCGCUCCCAGUCUCCUCCUCUCUCCGAAACACUGUUUAUUGGCUUGCCUUGAUCUAUCUGCGUGCUGCCUUAUUUUUCUUGACAUAACUCUGGAAAAUGAGGCCAUUAGAGCAUUGAUUUCAAGUGCGGCUCUUCAGGGGCUUGGCGAGGGUAGAGAAAGCAGGGGGCGAAGAUGAGAUUCCUUCACAACUAGGAGCUGUGGUGACAAGAAGGUUAUUGCAGAGGUGUUUGUGCGUGUGCAGGGCAGAUAGGAACUGUUUGUUCUGCUUGAGUUUUUGGGUAUUCGCCUUUUUGGUUGGAACGUACUAUGCCAUUUUUGUAUUCUCUCCCACCCACAACGUGACUCUUGCAAAUGUUAAAGACAGACAGCAGCCUAUGCUAGGGCUUUGGCUGAGCUUUUUGCUAAAGCAGCCUUCCAAAAGUGUCUCUUUAUAAAAUGUGUUUUGGCCACAGAAACAGAAACCUCCUUGCUAUCGAGAGUUAAUCUCCUUUGUCGCUUCUAAUUUGAUUAGUAGAAUGUUAUGUAGCUGAAAUCUAUGGUACAAAUGAGACGUUUAUAUAGAAGCUACUUCAAAAUCGGAAUCCGUUUCACUGCUGAAACAAAGUUUGCUUUGCUUGCCGAUUUUCAAACAUGAAUAGUUAAUCAAGCUCCUUUCAUCUUCAUGACCCAGAUUUGUGUGCAUGCUCCAUUGCACAACUUUUGAGAAGGAAAGGACAGCUGAUGGGAAAAUAAGGAUUUGCAAGUACACUUUAUGUCCAUACGGUGGUAACAUGAAUUGCAGAGGUUGGCUAUAAAAGGUAUGGUUUAAUCAUUCAGCAGUCGCAUUCACAGGUCUAGAGAAAUUUUGUGAGGCUUCAGUGGCUUCUGCCGUCUAAAAGGUAGCCUGGUUGCUCCAUGGUGUUUCACUGCAGCAUUAAAAAAUGGAAAAAUCAGCUGCAUUUAGAAUGAAAAGCCCUGUGCCUGGCCAGCACAACUCAAGAUCCACUGAGCCAAAUGUUGUCCACCAGUUGUUUUGUAUUCCCAGUUAGUUACGUGCUAAAGUUGGCAACUGGCAGACUGGAAAUUGUUGUGUCCUCUCCAAGCUGGGAACCCCAAACACGUUCUAAGUUGUGCCCAAACUUCUUCAAAGUUCAACCUGGCUUAGAAUAGGUUCAUCCGCUUGCUGCUGUUACAGCUCUCUGCUCUUUCCCAUUAAAGUAACUUAGUGAUAACAUGAACUGGUGUCUCCAGUAUGUCUUUGAACCCAGCUAACCAUCCCAAAGUUCCUGGCUACACAGCGUUACUGGAGCAAUAUUUUAGGGCAUGAUGGAAGCAAGAGCAUUCCAUUACCACCUGCAGAUGGGGUUUGGGGAAAGGGAAGAAGGCAGUGAGGAGGGCUUUGGGGGCUCUGGAGACCUGGGACAAGCACUCAUGCCCAGUUCUGCUAGUGGUGGUUUGGAAUGUGAAAGGUGUCCCAAAAUUUGCUAUGUGCUCAAAAAUUGAACUACAUGCUUGUGUGGGGAGGGGCAAUGUGAUACCUUUUAGAGGAAAUUGUACUUGAAAAACAGAUACUUGGCUGAUUUUGCUUUGUUUACCAGAUUGAGUUCAAAAUGUUCGGGCUUUAGACACAUCUUUUGUGAAGCAGACAAACCCAAAUGGUAGAUAUUUUGUAUAUGAAAGUACCUGGGAACUACAUUGCCAGGAAACAGAAAUCUAUUCUGUAGGCAGGAGGGGAAGUCAGGGAGGAAAGAUUCCAGUCCCUGAAUUCUUGUAUAAAUUGUUCUGGGAAUACCAACUGGCCGUCAAAAUUCUAGAUGCAAAUUUUGGAAAUUAAAAGUCUUUCCCGGUCUGCAUCUGUGUUGGACUUGCCUUUAAGAUGUUUUUCAGAUGCCAUUUUAGUUGUCUUUAAGAUGUCACUUGUUUGCUGCCCUGGGCUUCUUUGGGAGGAAGUGGGGAUAUAAAUUUAAUUAAUAGUAAAAUUCUUGCUCAUGAGAAGCAGUGUCCUUUUUUGAUCUAUGUAAAUGUUUAAAUACAUAAAUGUGUAAAGCAGUUGGGAAAGAAGUUGAAGGUACUUGGUUCUCAACUUUAUACCUCAUCAAAGAGACUGUCCCAAGGAAUCCACUUCCCUUUUUAUUAUGUGGUUCUUCCAAAAAUGAUGUUUCAUAAAAGAGGAACUAUCCUCCUCUGGUGAAGUUCAUUCAAAUAGGCUGCUCAGCAGCACCUUAAAGAAGUUGGACAACCAAAAUAUCUUCCAGAAUUAAAGCUUAAAAUAUAACAUUUCUCAAUUAAAUGAGGAGCCAACUUACAGUAAUGUCCAUAAAUCUGGAAAGCUGUAAAAAUAGGACCACAUUUUUAAAUACCUUUAACUAAAUGGACUUGUUUUAUGAAACACAGUUUUAAUUUUGCCUAUAACAGUGGUCUUGACUGCUCUCCCAUUUCCUGUGUCUCUCUAGCAGUAUUGGGUCCUUCUGGAAUGAAUAUUGCUCCAGCUGCUAACAAGAUGACAGACUUCAAAUUCUUUUCUUCAUUUUUUAAAGGGCCUUGUAUGUCUAGGGGAGUUGCUUCGUGUGGUAUCAAGUAUCUUGCCUACAACACAAAGUUUCUUUGUCAUAGUGAGUGAAGCUCAAUGAUCUUUCAGGCUGUUGAGGAAACAGGUGCCUCUUUUUUCUUUAAGCAGGGGAAAACACAUUGCAGCAAGAAAAAAAAACUUGUGCAGGAAUCCUGAAGAACAGAACAUCUCUGUUAAGCCCAUUAAAGUGUGUGGAUGAGAAAAGAAUACUGAUCUUAACAAAUGUUCAUGUGUUGGUAAAUGAAAGGAGCACAGCUGUCUUCAGAAACUCAAGCUAGCAGAACAUUUUGAGUCAGACUUGGUAAUAUUGAGGUCUUUCUGUUAGUAUAGGGGAGCACAAACCCUUUUGCAUAGUCAAUUUGCCCAAGGCAAGCUUAUGAAAGUAAAGCCAAGAUGACAUUGUUCACCCUGUACUGUCAGCACUAUUUAGCCUGUGGGGAAAAGAAACGAAGGUGUAGAACUCAUAGGUACAAGGAGGAGGGAACAUAGUUUCCUAUGUUGUACUGAUACUUGGAACCCUGCCUUCAGGCUCAAUCAAGGUGCUUAUUAGCAGCAGUUUAACACUCAUUGCUCCCUGGAGAAACCAUGCAUUUUUCAAGAGAUCCACCUCUUGCCUUGAGAACCACUAUAUUAGAGAUAGAGCUGGAGAAAGUGUCUGGGUGGAAAUUGUAAGAGAGAGAGAGAGAAGGUCAAGGCGAUACACACAAAUAAACAAUUAAACCUUAAGGCCAUGUUACCAAAGCAAUAAACGAGCCAAGAGUAGGCAUGGGAAUGAUGGGUUCUUGUCAACACAGGAAAUAGAUGGAAAUAUGCUGAAAUGUUGGAUAUAACCACACACGUCUUGGUAGCCUGAUGUAACGCUUUCAUUUCUCUAAGAGGGUCAGAUGGCAAACCUUGUUGAACCAGUUUUGUAGACAUUAAGGAUCCGGAGAUAUCCAGUAUUAGAUUUCUGUGUAUGCUGUAGCUCAUAAAGUAAUGAGAUCUUCCUGUGCAACCACUGCAUGCUGUUCCUAGUACAAAGUUAAGACCAGAGAAUCCUCUUAAGCUCUUGUUGUGGGGAAUAAUGAACCAUCUUAGAGAAAGACAGCCACAUCUCAUCAUCUCUGCCACACAUGAGGGUAAGAGUCUUUUCCCUGUAUCCCCACCAGCAUGUGAGACCAGAGCACAGAUGUGGUAGCGUCAGAGUGGCUAAGGUACCUUUGUCUUAUCAAUUUCAAGAAAGAUCCCCACACUGCAGCCAGGACAGAUUUGAGAAGAAGUUGUUAUUUCAAAUUAGUGACCAUUUGUAAACAGGGACAGAUUUGGACCCCCAGAAGAAGUUUUCAAACCGCAAAGCAUCCCUGUCAUCAGAGAUACCAGCAUGUUAUAAAUAGAAGAAGUUCGCCCUAUGGUUUCAGGUGUCGCAUUAACACAUAGCCUCUUGAAAUUAGUCAAAGCUUGCGUGGCUUGCUGAGUGACAUGAGGGUUGGUUGCAAUGUGGUGAAUUUGGUGUAACUGAAGCCAGGAAGAUCUGAUCCUUUGAAGUUGUCCUGGCAGUGGAGUAAUAGUGAUGGGGUGGCCUUUGACAUAGUGUUUUCUAAAUCAUCCGUGCAUUUCAGGUUUUUUGAAAAAAAUAAUCCACUCAUAAUCCAGAACAAGGGAUGAUUAAGAAAAGGGAAAUGGUGGGAGUUUCCUCCAAAAGCUUUCCACAAUUGUUGUGCAUACACAAACACAUUUUGUUUGAAACCUUAUAACCUGUUAGCAGAGCCAUAGCUACAGUGGUGGUGGGCUAGCCAGGUUCUUUUUCCUGGAUGAAGCCUCCAGAGGGGCGCCAUUGAGGCUCCCAGCCUGUGUGUAUGCAAAUGUGCAUGGGGGUGUGUGCCAAACGGGAUCUUUGACCCGUGUGAAAUAAAGCCUGGCACACCUGCCUGUUAGUCUCUGGCUUAGUCAUGUUGCCAGACAGGCUUCUGCAUAACUACAAGCCAGCACCUUGCCCAGCCAGUGGUUUCACAUUGCCAGAUUGCCAUGGUGGACCCUUGAAGCACCUUUAUUCUUAAAACGUUGAAACCCACGUGGCGCUUUCUGUCCAAGGGUCUUAGCUGAGUAGAUGGUGUUGAAAAACAAAUUUUCCCCUUGGAGAAUUUGUCAGCUUUCAUCUCCUUGUAUUGGGGCAGGAAGUGAAAGAGCAAUCUGCUUUGAAAUACCUCUGAGGGUAAAUGGAAAUCCAUGCAAAUAGGGGAAUACCAUAUUGAUGAUCCUUAGCGUUACUGGGAAAUAUGGUAACAAUAUCCCAUCCUUGACUGACAAUACAUCUCAGCAGGAAAUAGACUGCAUCUUUGAUGUAAAAGAGCCACACCACUAAAUUAGAGGUGACUUAUGGAGGAGCUUACAGUUGUUACCUGAUCCCCCUUUGAGCAACCUUUGCUAUAAAACAACCCUGUCUCCCACGUUUCCCUCCCCCCACUGAUUUUGCAAGUGAGAUGUAGCUAUUUCUGAUGAGGACGCGGGUGGUGCUGUGGGUUAAACCACAGAGCCUAGGACUUGCCGAUCAGAUAAAUAGGUUCCGCUCUGGCGGCAAGGUAAAUGGCGUUUCCGUGCACUGCUCUGGUUCGCCAGAAGCGGCUUAGUCAUGCUGGCCACAUGACCCGGAAGCUGUACGCCGGCUCCCUCGGCCAAUAAAGCGAGAUGAGCGCCACAACCCCAGAGUCGGCCACGACUGGACCUAAUGGUCAGGGGUCCCUUUACCUUUGCAUAGAAGAACAAAUUUGGCACCAGAUUUAUAAAGUAAAUUUAUAAAGCUUAGAGUCCAUGUAGUGUGGUAUACCCUUUAGAGAGUUGGACUAGGACCUGGGAACUGCUAGGUUGGCAAGAGCAGGGACUGAGCAAUGGGAGCUCACCCCGUCGCGGGGAUUCGAACCGCUGACCUUCUGAUCGGCAAGUUCUAGGCUCUGUGGUUUAACCCACAGCACCACCUGCAUCCCAACAGAUUUAUACACCAGAUUAAAAAGCUUGGCUUGCUGUGUCUUUCCCAGUAGCAAGUGGAGAUGGGUAUACUGAAGGUACCAUUUUCUUUUCUAGCAAAUGCAAAUACUUGUUGGUUUUGGAAAUCAAAAGAAAUGUACUGAAAUGCAAAUGCCUGUUCCGGGUGUUCUUUGCCUGCACAGACAGUUCUGUACACAUUACUAAUUAAGCCAGAAGCUUCUCAAAUGAGAAUUGGUACAUGUUCAUUGUCUAUAUCACUGUGGAAUGCUCAUCCUCGAGCUUUUUUUUUGGAGGAAUUGUGAACUUGGGUGUUGCCACACUAGUUUGUUGCAAAAGGUGCUGUGUGUGUCUGGCAGGUAUCAAACAGUGCUGUAUGUUUGGUGUCAAGUACAGUGGUACCUCGGGUUACAUACGCUUCAGGUUACAGAUUCUGCCAACCCAGAAAUAGUGCUUCAGGUUAAGAACUUUGCUUCAGGAUAAGAACAGAAAUCGGGCUCCGGCAGCGUGGUGGCAGCAGGAGGCCCCAUUAGCUAAAGUGGUGCUUCAGGUUAAGAACAGUUUCAGGUUAAGAAUGGACCUCCGGAACAAAUUAAGCACUUAACCUGAGGUACCACUGUACUUAAAUUGGGGAGGGGGCAUUUAGCUUGGAUGGAAAGUUUAAAUAAGUGAUUAUGGGGAAAAUCCUGUAGUAGAAAAAGUUGGUAUUUUUAAAGUAAUGUCAAGUUUGUCAGCUCUGAAUUUGAGGUACCUUACUAGUAUAAUUAGAAUCCCUUUACCUGAAGCCCUGGUCGUCAGCUGGCAAGUUUUGACCCUGAACCAAGUCACAUUCUGAUCUAAAGUAGGUUGUGUCAGUGGUUGCCAUCCUUGUUAAUUUGUUUAUGUUUUUAAGAAAAGACUGGGAGCCAGAGCAGACAUAGGAGAAUGGAAAUCUGUUGUGUAAAUUGAGUCGGUUCUGUUGUAGGUCGGGUGGAUCCCGGGUCUGUGAAAGUUGGCUUUAGAAGACUUGCAGAAAUUCUGAAGGUUGGUAGGGGCAGUAUUGGGUAGCUCUUCCAGCUAAAUUGCUUAAAAGUUUAGGCUUUGUAGAGAUUCCACACAGAAUCUGGUGUGGGACUUUCUUUAAAGGGUCAGGAAACCUUUAUUAAUGUUGUGUAUGAACUAUUGAAGAGUUCUUCAGUGGUGAUGAAACAGUGAUUUUCCUUCUACACUGUUCCAUGGGGUUGACAUCACUUCAGCCAACUGGCUUAAAACCUGUUUAAAAAUGAGGUUUAAUUAAGAUAUAGUUGGCUUCUGCUGACAUGGACAUAAAAUCAAUGCUUAGUUUGCUUGAGGAAAGACUAUUUUCCUUUUGGUUCUUGACUAAGUCAGAUUUUUUUUAAAAAAAGAUUAGGAAUUCAGAAAGCAGAACCAAAUAGCCAUUUUUAAAAUUCAUGUCCUCCAAAUGUUAAUUUGAUGCUUUGAGGCAUAAAUGACCUUUCUAGCCAGCUCAGACUUGUCAAACAAAGGAGCGAUAGAAACAAGCUGCUGUUUGUUCUAAUACAACAGCCUGCUUCUCUGGGAGAUUUUCAAGGCAAUGUUGCCUCCCCCUUCUCAACAACAUUAAAUGAAACUUUGGCUGGUGCAGUGCUUGGAGUUUGGGAAAAGAAAUGUUGACUGUAUAUGCAUCAUUGGUUGGAUGGUGAUGAAAUCUGGACAAACUGAACAAAUGGGGCCAUAGAGUCCAACUUUAGAAGUACUAAAGACUUGAAUAGUGCAUCAAUCCAUGUCCACCCAAGCUGGCGUUUUUAUGUGCAGUUAUCCUUUAAAUGGAUAACAAAACAAGCCUUUUCAAAACUGUGUUUAAGGCAGGGCAAAAUGAUUUAUUUUCAGGACUUGAGUUACACCAACAACUCACUUUGUUUAUGGCCAUUGUGUCCAGGAAGUAAGCUUUGCCACAGAACGCUCAGGGUGCUGUUACUGACACACAGGGGCGAGUGGUAAGUGAGUUUCUCCUGAUAAAAGAAUCUGCGGGAUCAGUUUUGCCAGGUUGGUGGUAAAAUAAGGUAUAUGUCUGAGGUCUACGUAGAACCUGAACAACUUCCUUUCUUUUAUCAUAGCACAAGCAUCUCUUAAAAGGAUGUGUUGAUGUGCUGCCUCAAGGCAAUAUUGAUUUCCCCCCCUUCCCUGUAAAACACUUAAAGGAUAGCAAUAUCUUCAAGAACACAGCCAAGUACCAAAGCCCAGUAGCAAAAUACUUAUACGUGACCAAAGAAUUGAUCAAGGAAGCAAGAAGGGCUUGCAUGGGGUGGGAAACGUGUUCAUUCUUGUUAACACGAGCAUCUGAUUUAUGCUUAGCAUCAAAAUAAAAUUAUGAAUUUUAGGUGCCUCAAGAGAAAGGGGUGUUUUUUUAAUCUUUUAUUUCUGGUGGUGGUGUAUUGUACAGAAACUAAAGGGCUAUGCUGGAAGGACCAUACCAGCACGAUAGUAGGAGGGCCAUACAAACUAGUAGAGCAAUUACUUUGCCUAAAGAAGGUCUUUGGCUCAAUCCUAGGCAUCUUCAGGUAGGCAUCAAAUGACUUUCUUCUGAAAUGUUGGACAACUGCUGUCGGUCAGUGUAUACAGUACUCAGCUAAGUGGACCGAUGGUCUGAUUUGAUAUAGGGUAGCUUCAUCUUUAAUAUCACUUAGCCUUUUUUCAGUACAGUGGUACCUCGGGUUAAGAACAGUUCGUUCUGGAGGUCCGUUCUUAACCUGAAACUGUUCUUAACCUGAGGUACCACUUUCGCUAAUGGGGUCUCCCGCCGUCGCUGCGCCACCACCACUCAGUUUCUGUUCUCAUCCUGAAGUAAAGUUCUUAACUCGAGGUACUAUUUCUGGGUUAGUGGAGUCUGUAAGCUGAGGCGUCUGUAACCUGAGGUACUGCUGUAUAUGAAAUGAGACAAUGAAGGAAUGAUUACUCAAAUAGAAUGUGCAUGGCUUCACAGCCAGACAGGAGAACGCAGGGUUAAAACUGGCUAGGAUUUAUUUAUGUUUUUACUAAGUUGACCUGGAGAUAAUGGUGGCGGUAUCCCAUGCUAUGCGCAGAAAUAAAAAUAAAAAAUUCCUGUUCCUUGGAGGGUAGAUGUUGAAGAGCAGGCUGGAACAGAACACUUUUUCUUAAUACAAGUGUACUGUGUUCAUAAAUGUUUGGGGGUUUGGAGAGGAGGGAGGAGAGCAUUCAGUCACAUAACUAUCAACAAUCUGAGCUGAUACAGUCCAGGAAUAGUUUUACCAUUUGACAUACUGUCUGUGUAGCCAGCCUCUUAGUUCCUGGAAGGAGGGCUGGAACAAGCCAGGAUGCUUGCUUGCCCAUGCAUUUAAAACUGACAUUUUAUUUUUAACCCAACUUUCUAGCCUUGUUUGAAUCAUUUUACGUCAAGCUGUUUCCACAUUAAAGGCUUGCACUUAUGGGCAGUGUGAAUGAAAAAGUGAUGUUGGAUGUGACCCUAUAGAAUGGGCUUUAGAUAAUAUAAGCAAGUGUUCUUCAAAAUAAUAGCAUAUUUCUUCGGUGUAAUUUCUUCUGUAUGCCAGCUAGCAUAUGGAGAUCAGUGUGCCAUUUCAAAGAAUGUAUAGAUAGCUGCUGUGUGACCUCUUGGUUCCUUUUCAUUGCAAGGUUUUUUUAAAAAAAAAAAUUAAAAAAUGAAGGAACAAUAAGGAUCACACAAGAUGAAGCUAAUUUUUUCAUUUCAUUUCAUUUCUAGAAUUCACCAUGAAACUGGUUUUCCUGAUUUCGUGUAGAAUUGGUAUAGUUGCUUUAUCUUUGACAGGGAGUCCAAAUACAAGCUCCUGUAAGGACUCAAUUACCCACAAUUAUAAAUUCAAGCACACACAAUUUUAUUUAUUGCAUCUAGUGCACCUUUCUAGAAUUGAUGCAAUUCUAUCAAUUGCAUAUGUUUUAGAUAUCUGCAUAGAUAGUAAUCAUCUACAUUAGUUAGAGGAAAAGAGUAAAACGGGAUGCCCCUUUAACUAUUUUGAUAGUUUCUGUGAACCCAAUAUUCAAGUUGACUAAAUUGCACCUUAUUAAAAUUGUCAAAGAUAUCACAGGGGAUUGACUAUGAUUGCAGUCAAAAUGGAAAAAACCCUUUAGCAAUGCAAUUUUUAAUAUUUAUUUUGCUUACUCUUAAGGCGCAUGGUUUACUAGGAAUGGUAACAGAUUCCCUUUUAUCUUAUUUUGAUCCAGUACCAGGAUAGCAUGUUAGGAAGUUUGGGAAUAAAGUAGAAUUUAGGAGUGAGGUCCAAUUGUGGCAGCCCACUGACACAACAACCAAUCUGCUUGCAGGAAUCCCAAAUCCAGUGGAUGGUGUGGGCUAGUGGAAGUGUACACAGUGUUAACCUAUUGUAUACUUCUGCUUGCAGUGUCACUUGCACAAUGAAAAUCACCUGUGCAAGCAUGCCAGCUCUCCUACUUCUUGCACUAAACAUUAUGUUUGAUCUAUCCCUUGGUAAUUAAUUUUCAUUAAAACUGUGUGGAUGUUGUAUGCCUUGAUACCUAUUUCUAUUCUCAAAUAUUACUUAAAAAAAAUUAACAAUUUCAACAUAACAAAAUAUCAAAACUUAUAAUAUUCAUUAUUUCCCCCUUUCCCCCCACCUCUCCAUCGAAACCCCCCCCCCGAGACUUCCCUCAGCUCCUCUCUCUGAUUUCUCAACACAUGUUAUUCUCUUGCCACUGUUCUUUUCUCGGGGUUUCCUCGUUCUUCCAUCCUUGUGCUAUCAAGACUCUUGCCGCUGUUGUAUGUUAUCGUGGCCUUCUAAGUCCAAUGCUUCUUCCUUUUCCAGUUUUAUACAGUCCCUGAUCCAUACCAAACAUGCAGCCUCAUAAUAUCUAUUCUCAAAGAUUUAAACAGUAUUUGCAAAAUCACAAACAUAGAAUAGUAGAAUUUUAUAGCUAGGAGGGAGGGACCCAUAGGGUCAUCUACUCUAACUUCCUGCAGUGCAGGAAUUGCAAUGUAUUUUGUUGGAUCUAGAGUUGGGAUUCCAUGUACGGACAACAGUAAUCUAUCGGAAGCUUCUGUUGGAGGAAUAGUAGAGACUUAUUUUUAGUGAUUCCCUCCCCAAUCCCCUGUAGUCCUCUGCAGCAACUUUUUGAGGGGUGUGGGGCCCCUGGCAAAAUCAGUGAAAAUCACCUCCCCUUUCUCAUGUAAGUGUAAUUUUGCUGAGCACAAGUGUAACAUUUUAUGCCCCCCCCCCGAAUUCAGUAUAGACUGAAAACUCUUCAGACUACUUAAACAGUGUUUUUCCCCCCCUCUUGAGGAGCGUUAGCUGAACGAAAUGAAGCCAUUUAAAAUGUUGGGUAUAGCUGCUGCAGAAAAGUCAGCGUAGCUGCUGCUUUGGUAAACAGCUCUGUAACUAGAUGCAGUAAUGUUUGACAUUAAAUGAUCUGGGCUUAGAAUUAUCCAAUUGGAAUACAUUGUGCUUUAUGGCUUUGAGCACCUUAAAUUUAGUACACAGUACAUGCGUUCAAAUUAUCACUGUAAUAGCUUGAAAGAACAAAUACACCAUUGUACAGAAUGCAAAUAAUGCUUAUUAAGCUUGCAGUUGAUUCUUUCUGAUAGAUGAACCAAAUUGCUGUCGGGCUGUAUUUACUUGCACACAAACAGAUGUGAUUUUGCUCAAAAUCAAGAUAAUUACUCCAGGCGUAGUUGUGUGUGUGUGUGCGCACACAUGUAUAGGGUAAGCAACUGUUAGGGCUGUAUUUUAAAUCAUUCUGGCUUAAUGAACAGACUUUCAUGUUGCCCUUUUGAAGGAGGCAGGCAGCCUUACUAGUUUCACCAGCAUAAAGCACUGGUACAACUGGUGAACUAGUUAUUCCAGUUUGUGGGCUGAGAAUUGUAGCUGUCGUUAAUAACACCUGAACGUGCCUUAUCUGGAAAUUCCUUGCCAGCUCUUUGCCUACUCAAAACAGUUGUGGUAUAUAGCUGAAGGCUGAAUUGGUCAUUACAUGCCCUCCCCAUCUCCAGAGAAAGGUGCAUUGGGAGAGGCUGAUGAAGUAGAGAAGUGGGCGGGUAUCUUCAGCCUUUCCAAGCUGUAAAGAUGUGUUUGUAAUAGACUGAGCACAUUUCCCUCUGGCAGUUCUACGCAUCACUCUUUCCCCACUCCCUCAGCUGCUUUGCAUGGGGUAAUUUACCAAUCAUUUCUGGGGCUUAAUCCUGCUUCAGUUUCCUACCAACAUGAUGCAGGCAGGAAUGAAACCAAUAAUACAAAAAAUUGUUCUCCAGGUUUUAGGCUCUCUCUCUCUCUCUCUCUCUCUCUCUCUCUCUCUCUCAAUAAAAGCAUUGGCGCUUGUGUUCACUUGGUGGUUACAGAGUUAUUUUGCCUUGCAGUUGGGCAAUGGGUUUGUUACAUCACCUUAUGCUUUUAUACCAGGUUUUUCAUACGGUUGUUGUGUAACAGUUCUGUGUUUGUCGUGCAUUUGAAAUGAGUAAUGGCUGGUUCUAUAAGGUGAUUUUUUUAAAAAAUGCACAAGAUACUAAUACAGUGGUACCUUGAUUUGCGAACAGCCUACUUUACAACCAUUUUGGAUUACGACCAAUUCAAACCCGGAAAUGCACAUCCUGGUUUGCGAACUUUUUUUGGAUUAUGACCCUUUUUUUGGAUUAUGAACAAUUCUUUUGGAUUACAACCUGUGUUUUUUUUUGGAGGCCCCAUUGGCAAAAGCGCGCCUUGGGUUACGACCUGUUUUGGUUUACGAACGGACCUCCGGAACGGAUUAUUACAAGUUACAGGGAACCAGGCAGAGGGCCUUCUCGGUAGUGGCGCCUUCCCUGUGGAACACCCUCCCACCAGAUGUCAAAGAGAACAACAACUACCAGGCUUUUAGAAGACAUCUGAAGGCAGCCCUGUUUCGGGAAGCUUUUAAUGUUUGAUGUAUUAUAGUAUUUUAAUAUUCUUUUGGAAGCCGCCCAGAGUGGCCGGGGAAGCCCAGCCAGAUGGGCGAGGUAUAAAUAAUAAAUUAUUAUUAUUAUUAUUAUUAUUAUGAUGCUCAUAAACCAAGGUACCACUGUAUUAGUGCAUAAGCAGUUGUGAGCCAAAAAUUGUCCCGCAUCCAAAUUAUUUUGACUACAACCUUUAAAGGACACAAGUUAUUCACUUUGGGGACAUAACGGGUAUGUUACAAACAAUGCUAAGAAAUGGAGGCCUCGAAGGGAAUAAUUUUGAGCAAUGUUACUUAGGAGUUCAUGAUAUCCGAACAAGCAGGCAACGAACAGCAUAUAAUCUGCACGUUGUGCGGCAGCUUUAAAUAUACAUAUUAGGAAAGAAGCAGAUGCUUUCGUUGUGAAAUUGACAUGUAAAAUAGCAGUCUCCCUCAGCAGGGUGCAGCUCUAUCUGUGACUCCUUCACAUGUAAUGAAUAGCUAAUUUAUGCUCUAUAGUUCACAAGAGACUGGAGGGAGAUGAGGAGUUGGGGGAGUGUUCUGGCAACCAUAGUCAGCAGGAUGUGGUGAGAUGUGCUUUUAAUGGAAGCAAAUCCAAGGAUACUUUGGGGGUGGGUGGGUAAGGGAGGGUUAAUUUAUAAAGAGGAUUGCUCAUCUGUUACUUUGUGUUAAAUUUCAUUUAUUGCUACAAAUGGACAGGCAGACAUUUGUUCAUGUUGCAAUAAGAGGAACUGGCAGGCAUUGGUUUCUGAAUAAUGGGGAGGGGGGAGUUGUGAGGAGAUCUGCUGAGGAAUUUGCACUGGAGAAUGGACCAGUUUUCUCUCUUCUCAUCCAGUGACAACUGCAGGCUGCUGUCCAAUCGCUGUCACAUGAAUGCCCAUCUGUUGAGGAGACCUCAAAUUUCCAAGAGGUAUAUGAGCAGAGAUACAUUAAACCUCUCCCCUCUUUUUGUGAAAAUAGUUUGUCAAUAACUAGAUACCUGAUCCGCUAACCAUGGUUAAAACCUAAAUUAUGUAAUAAUAGCAUGAAAUUUGUAGACUCAAAUAUAAGAUUUCGACACUCUCCCCUCUCCCCUUCUUAGAGGGUAAAGUAGUUUUUACAGCAUCUGUUGUGAUUUUGCAACCAAAUGGUGAUUCUGGAAGAAGAAAACAGAGGAAGUGUUUUGAGGCUCUUGUUUUCCGCAGUUCUUAUCAGAAAAGACAGCUUUCUACUACAUAAACAGGAAAGACAAGAUAAAGUAUUGUAGUAACCUAAACCUACAAAUCUUUGUUGGACUGUGGCCUCAUUCUCACUGAGGUGGCAAACCUAUGUCUGGGCUCUAUGAUGCAAGGCUGCAGGUAGGAGCUCACAUAACAUAAUGCUCCUUAUGAAAUUCAUUAUAUGAAUAUAGUUCUUCAGAAGUCACAAGUGUUGCCCUUCACUUUGUGUGUGUAGGCUUUGAUUGGAGUAAAGUAAAGGUCAAGGUGCUGUAGGGAGAGUGAUAUUAUUUUGGAACAAACAUUAAUUCCUCUGCAUGGAGACAAAUCUUUAACAUUGCUUUACCGUAGCUGAAAAGUAUUGAACAGGAAGUAAUCUUUGGCUCUUCUGGGAGAAUAGAAACAAAAGCAGUAAGUUUUAAAAGUGAAUGGAAUGGUAAAAAGAAUGGGUUAUUUUAGGUUUGUUUUAACAUGUGAUUGACUUAGUGAGGUGGCUGAACAUUUCUCUCUACAUCAUACUUGUCUGUCUGUCUGUCUUUUUGUCUCUAAACUGAUAUUAUGGGUGGUUUAUGUGUGGCAGCUGAGAACUCUGUGACUUGGUUUGGCAAGUUCCUGCCAGUAAAGUUUUUGGUUUUACCUAUUGGAAACAACACACCCCUUUGAGGAGCUCAGUGUGCGUAGUGCUGUGGCAAGGCAGUUAGAGAACAUUGGAUUUAGUGUGAUGUCCUCAUUUAUAGAAUCAUAGAAUUGUAGAGGUGGAAGGGACCCUGAGGGUCAUCUAGACCAACACCCUGCGAUGCAGGAAUCUGAGUUAAAGCAUCAUGGAAUUGCACUGAGCUGUGCAUAUUUGUGUAUUGAGAUCUACAGAUCCUUACAGGGAAGGGCUGUAGCUCAGUGGUAGAGCAUUGCUUUGCAUGCAGAAGGUCCCUUGUUGAAUCCUCUGCAUCUCCUGGUGGGACUGAGUAUUUCCCCCGUCAGGCGGUGUAGACAAUACUGAGCUGGAAUGACCAAUGUUCUGACCAAUGUUUAGUCAUCCAGUACAGGUUUAACGUUGAAGGGAGAUGAGCCAAAUUCUUGCUGUGCAUACUACAGUGGUACCUCAGGUUACAAACACCUCAGGUUACAAACACUUUGGGUUACAGACUCCAAUAACCUGGAAGUAGUACCUCGGGUUAAGAACUUUACCUCAGGAUGAGAACAGAAAUCGCACGCCAGUGGCGCGGUGGCAGCGGGAGGCCCCAUUAGCUAAAGUGGUACCUCAGGUUAAGAAUGGUUUCAGGUUAAGAACGGAUCUCCAGAAUGAAUUAAGUUCAUAACCAGAGGUACCACUUUACUGGCUUUUUCAGCUGAUGGCUAAGUUUGUGGGAUAUAGCAGCUACUUGACAUGAAAACUGAUCAGGUGGAAGUUGAGAAUAACAGGGGACUAGCAAAAUGUUACAGAGUUCUGUCAAAAACAUUAUCACUUGGCUUUGUAUUCUGAACUUGGUUAAGGAUGCAGCUGGUGAUAAUGAGAACAGGAAGUUCUGUCUCAAACAAAUCUUACUUUAACCUUGGACAUUAUCACUUGUUUCCUCUGUGACUGGAUGUCUGGCCAUUAUCAUGCUUGGUCCCAGUGUGUGGGGUGUCAGUCAGCCCUUGUGCCCCUUCAGAGAGAGCCUAGUUUAGGGUUGCCUGACCACAAUGUUAGGCACUUGACUGGGAGCCUUGGUCUUUCCAGGCAGCUGGAAUUUUGAGGUUGGUGUCGUGUGACCAUCCCAGCUCCUCAUCUUGGAAGUGUUCGCUGCUGCGGUUUUCUGUGGCCUUUUAUUGCUGUCUUGACUGGAAACUAUACAAGGUUACAGUAAAAAGUAAAAUUAUACCGAAGAAAGAAGGAUAACGUCCAGAAGAGAGAAAAACCUCCAUAUGAAAAUUGCCAACAGCAUGCAUAGCAAGUCUCAAGUUGGCUAAAUGUGUUUGUGUUCCUUCUUCUCUUGCUUAAUCAUUUCAGUACUAGAGCUGCUUCGUAGUUGCUACAAGCCAUACUCGAAUCAAGAGAGGCCACAGGUGUUCUUUGGGUUUGUAUGAACGCUGUACCUGUGUUUCAGUACUGUAUAGAGCCAUGCAAUAUCCUCACAGUUAGAGAAACCACCACGGAUUUCUCCUUGCCCCUCCUCUUCCCUCCCUGAAAAUCUCCAGAUGGGAGGGCUGUGGAGUGCUGCAGAGGAAAGGGUUAAUCGGCACAAAUCACCUCCACCAUUAAGAGUCUCUGCUGGAUCAAAGACCCUUCUGUGAACAGAUGGAGCCCCUCCUUUUGUGGAGGGGAAACUCAAGAUCAUAGAAUCAGAGUUGGAAGGGACCACUAGGGUCAUCUAGUCCAAAUGCCUGCAAUGCAGGAAUCCUUAGCCCAACGUGGGGCUUGAAUCCACAACCCUGAGAUUAAGAGUCUCAUGUUCUACCAAGCCACUGAGUUGAUAUCAAAACUUUGCAUUACUGUAGAUGCUUUUUAAAAAAUAGUGAGUACAUUCCAAUGGGGGGGGGGCGGGGAGCUGAUUGCCUAAACAUUAUUGCUGGGUAAGGCUUCUGGUUUUUUUCCUGUGAAGAUUGUCUCUCAACGACUUUUCAUACCAUUGACCAUGGUAUCUUCCUGGACCAUCUCUGGGGAGUAGGAAUUGGGGGCACUAUUACAGUGGUUCUGAUUCUCCCUUCAGGACCAAAUCCAGAGGCAGUAGCAUUGGGAGAGUGUUUUUGCCCCCCUGGUGGCUAUGUUAUGGGGUGCCACAUUUAAUACCUCCAUGAAGCCGCUGGGAGUGGUCAUCAGGUGUUUUGGGAUGAGGUGCCAUCAGUAUGCUGAUGACAGUAGCUCUACAUUUUCAUAACAUCUUUUUUAGUGAUACUGUUUUAUCUUAUUUGUAAAUCAAUUUGAGGUUUUUUUUUUAAAUACAUUCAAGCAGUAUAUACAUUUUAUGAAUAAAUAAAAUUAAUUGAAUGUCUUUUAUGGUCAGGAAGAGAUUACUAAUUGAAAAUUAUGUGGAAAAUGGAUUGGAUUCCUAUGGGCAGGUAGAGAACCAGUGUCACUCCAAAAGGAAUUCAUGAAUCAUAGCUCAGUGCUUUAUUUCUCUUCCCUUUCCAUUUUGGUUUGUCUUGCCUUUCACUUCAUUAACAUUCAUUUGCUAACAAGACACACCCGAAGUUACUCACAUCAAUCUUUUUUUUCACAAUGCUUUGGACAUGCAAAAUUGAUACCCUUUAUUUAAUCUUUGAUACUACUUAUCUAAUCGUUGGUACAAGAGUUGUGUUGGUACUGUGACUGGUUUUAUUUGAAAUAGCUUUUAAUACAUAACUACAGGCUAGGACAAAUCUACAGUCGACCUUUGUGGACAGAGGACAUUUCAAAAGUGGAUUAAAUGUGCAGUAAAAGUGCACUGUAGAUCCUUUCCUGGAUUGUAUUACUUUGCAUUGCAGGCAAGGUAUCACAUAUUUAAAUGCUUUCCCCACAACUAAGUCUAUAUGAUAAAUUUAGCACAGCACAGAACGGUAGGAUACGCUUUCCUACCUUGCAUGCAAGUUUUCUGAGUGCAAGGGAUCCUCUUCUGUAUGGGGGAGCAUUACGUCAUGCAACUUUCCUCAGUGACAUAUACAUCCUCACAAAAGUGUUUUGCCAUAGUUAUGAUGGUGUAGCUUGGCUUUUCUCCUCCUCCUCCAAAGUCUGUGCUGAAGUUGCAGUAGGCAUAUGUGGUACUUGAAGGCCAAUGUUAAAGUUUGUGUAGGCCUAUUAGGAGUAAAUGUUAUAGCAAAAGGAUGUUCUGCUAACUGUACCCUACCUAUUUUGGCUGCAUACACAUUUACACAAGGGAAAAAUAUGUAUAUGCAUCAUGGCUAUUUCACUCAUGUGCAUUCUUCACUUAAGAGCACUGCAUAACUAAGAUUAAGUGUUUGUGGUAUUUCUAGGUCUGAACACAUGGGUAAACUCAUCAGUGAUCUAGAAAUGGUUAUUUCUUCCUGUGAAGGUGUAUUCUCAUUAUCAGGCUGUGAAACAAAUAUAAAUGAACAGCAUAGAAUUAACUGAGUAACCCCUACAGAACCACUGAAUAUUGUUUUGACAUUCAUGUGAACUCUUUUUCUUCUUCUUCUUACUUAAACCCGUUAAGUCCUGCCAGAUUCCACUGAUGGAAGGUUCUAACUAGUGUUUGCUGUCUGUGGAGCUGGAAAAUGUACUGCCAUGAGAGUUCUAAAGUAAUGGAGGCUUAGCGCACUGGCCUGUUCAGUCUGUUUCCUGUUUUUUUUCUGUAGUCAUUUUCUACCACAAUGACUACUUUGUGUGUACGAAGCUAUUUAUAUGCACACUGUUCCUUUGGGUGACUUUUAGUGGCUGCUGCCGAAGACCACAGUUGCUGUCUAAGACUGUCUCUAUUUAAAACUUCAUUCUACUUGUUGAUGAACUACAGUGCUUUUCUCACUUAAAAUGGCAAUCAUAGACACUUGACUGAAUUGUCCUUUUUUAUUCUUUUGUUUCUUCAAUGAACAGGUUUCCACCUGAGUGGCACAGUGACGGAGCCUGCAAUGCAAUCGGAGCCAGAAACUGUUUGCAAUGUAGCUAUCAGCUUUGAUCGUUGCAAGAUUACCUCAGUGACCUGUAGCUGUGGAAACAAAGACAUAUUUUACUGUGCCCACGUCGUGGCACUUUCUUUGUACCGGAUUCGCAAGCCAGAUCAGGUCAAACUGCAUCUUCCCAUUUCAGAGACUCUCUUUCAAAUGAACAGAGACCAACUACAAAAGUUUGUACAGUAUUUGAUCACAGUGCACCAUACAGAAGUUUUGCCAACUGCUCAGAAAUUAGCAGAUGAAAUCCUUUCUCAGAAUUCAGAGAUCAAUCAAGUUCAUGGUGAGUUAGCUUUCUGUACAGCGUACAGGCUUACUGAUAUUCUUCUAUCUGUGGUGAUGUACUGGACUUUCUUACAUGGAUUCACCUGCAAGUACAGUUACAGCAAUAAAAGACACAUUUCACCUUGGACUACUUUAGGCAAUGCAGUGAAAGACUUGACUGAAAACAGCUAUAGUAAGGAACAUUACACAUACUUUUCGGAAGGAUGAUCAUAAUAGGCCCAGCUAAUACUAGGAGAGAAUAUAAUACGUUCAGUUGCUUGAGGUCCAAGCAGAUAUGGAAUUGUCAGGAACAGGACAAAACAAAGGGUGGCUUCUGUAGCUGCUUAAGUGCACAUUGUGUGGGGAGGCAGUACUCUGAAAACUUCAGUAGUGUCUAAUGCCACCACUGUGACGUGCCUGGAUGGAGAGCAAUACUUGACCCAACCAUGUUCCAAAGGUUGCAGAUGAUUGCGACUUCAUAGGGUUUUAUAGGCAUCCUAUGAUAGUUCUUGAGGAACUAUAGUGUAAAAAACUAACAAUGGUAGUUAGUCCCAUAAAUAACACAGGAAAGAAUUUAUUUGGAACAUUUGUAUACCAGAUUUCAGGCAAUGUAUAGCAUGGAACAAAUACAAAAAAACCCCCUGCCAUCCUCAAUUAAGACAGCAAAUGAAACUUUAAAGCAGGUGGAAACUUUCAGUAAAUCAGUAAAAUCUGUUCAAAUACCUGGGUAAAGAAACAGAAUGUUUGGUAGCUAAAUGUUAGACUUCUGGACACGUUGAACUAUUUUCAGGGAUACCAGGGUCCACAACAUGACACACGUGAGGCUGAGAAGACACAGGGCUUUUGCCUAAAUCUGCAUCUUCAUCUUAGGAAUGUCUUAUCAAUAAGCAACAUAACAAUGAAAUAAGUUCACAGCGAUGACUGUGUAAACACAGCCUUAGAAGUUUUCUUGUACCAGGACUGUCCAAAAUAUAGGCUUCUGGAGUCCUCAAUGUGGGGAUCACCGGACCUUUUGCGUCACUCUGUUUUAGUUGGAGCUAGAGCUAAUAUACAUAGAAGAAAAUAUAACUCAGCAAUGGAUAGCACAGGGUUGUUCAGCACCAGUAUCUCCCAUUGUUCCCUAUAAAUUAGCAGCUCAUGUGUCAAGGAGUAUGCGAUGCAUAAGGCAGCGUAGGGAUUUGAACACGAGCCUUGUGUAUCACUUGCUUUUUACACCCAAGAGGGAAGGGUGUAGAGUGGUUGGUGGUGUGCAAUGGAUGUUGAAUGACAACACUUGUUUAGGGUACCAGGAAUGGAUGAGACAGCUGUUUUGGCAUAUUUUUAAGGGUUAUGUUAAAGUAGGGUUUAUAUGGUGGAGAAUUGUCAUCUGUGGGAAGGAAGGAUCCUUUGGGGUGCAGUAGCAGUGGUGCCAAAGGAAUUUGGAGUGGCAAUAUAUGGAAAGGAGUCAUAUUGGGGUUGAAAAGUGAGGCGUAUUUUGUAGAAGCUAACUGGGUACUAUUUACCAAGGCAAGGGAUUUAUUCUGAAAAAUGUUUAUGUUGCUCCAGGCAUCUGUGAGGUGGGGAAGUUGGCCUUUCAACCAUCUUGAGUUCUGACUCCUCUCACCCAGCAACCCAUCCCCCUCAUUUAAGUAUCUCCCAUUUUAAUUAUUCUGUAUAUACAAAUAUGUCCUAUAAAGGGUGUGUAGAAAAUGCUGUUGUUUACAUGUUACAAAUAGCCUGCCUCAUGGAGCACUGAGCUGCUACCAUAGAAAGGCAGUGUCCCACUGCCAUAUGCUCCUGAGAUGGAUUUCAGUCUCUUUAUGGAGGUGUUUACAGAGAGGUUCUCAAGAUUUCAUGGAAGAAACAAGUUUUGAAUGUGUUGUAGAGCUGUGUCUAGAUACGUUGAACCUCUUCCGUCUCCAUAUGUGUCAUUCUUUUAGUUUUUAUAACUAAGCUUGACAAAAACUAGUCAGUACUGAAGUAAAAAGUAUGAGGAAAAGUCUUUGUUUCAGCCUUUAAUACGGUAAGCUGUACUGUCUUGAGUGUGAUACCCAUCCCUCAUCUGAAAACUACAUAAUAGUUGACUUGUGGCAGUAGAUUUUCUUAGUGAACUUUGUCCCCAAAGAGGUAUACAGAACUUGUUCGGUUGCAGCUGUUGGAAUUAUUUGAACAUCAGUCAUGAAUGUCAGUCAUGCAGCUGAUAAGAUGGCUACACUGACCAGAGCUGUUCCGAUUCUGCGCAUUAGCUCCUUUGCAGAAAAGGGUUGAAACAAUGACGUCCUACCUGUGAACCUGGAUUUUAAAGCACAGCUUGGCCACAUUCAAAUUGGUAGAUCAGGCAAAUAAUUCUCUUGUUGUGGUAUUUUAAAAACAAAAACAACACUGGUCAAACUAGCCCUGGGAAGACUUAAAUGUCACGUGUUUUUCAUUAGGUUUUUUUCUUACAGUUUAUCUUCAGAAUGCCACCAGGAUGCUUUCAACAGUCUUAAUUGUUCUAUCAUAAACUUUGUCCUGGAACAUUUAUAGAAUACUGACUAGAAAAACUCAGCACAUCUUUAUUUUCUUGCUGAAAAGGUUGAGUGGUAUUUGCAGCUCUGAUUACCCAGUUCUUUCCCUCUCCUGCCCUGUAGUUAUCAGAAAGGUACAUCUCCAUAGGGGAUACCAUGCCUACUCAGUUAUGCAGUUACCAGCUGCCAAUGUUCAUGAUACCGGUAUCAACCAUGUAAUGUUAGGUGCUGGGAAUGUCCACAGAGUCAUACCACCACAGUUUUGGAUCCCUCAGCCUCAAAUUAAGUAGUGCAGCCUUUCUCAACCUGUCUUGAAUGGAGCUGAUGGAAAUGUAGUGCAAAACAUCUGGAGGGCAUGAGAUGGUGGAGGCCUGAGCUGGUGCUUAGGAGUUAACAGUUUCAGGCACCAACUUGAGUUCAGAAUGAGACAUUCCGGAUGGCCUUGGCCUGAGAGAAUGUGUGUUGUUUAAGAUACUUCAUAGGUUGAAGUAGUUGAAAUAGUCUUUGAAACUGUGGAAUAUGGUCUUGAAUUAAUGACUAGCUAGCAAAAAGUAGGCAAAAAUAAUAAGAAAAAAAUAGGUGUUGUUGUUGUUUUAAUGGCUGAAUCUCAUAUAUAUCUUAUGGUGCAUCCUAAUUUGACAAGGUGAAUCACCACAACUUCACUGGAAGGCAUCUUAGAGCCAGUGUAUUACAGCACCCAAGACUAAAUUUUAUAAAACUGGUUUUGAUUCAUUGCUACACUUUGAUUAACUAUUAUUUCUGUACACUGCCUUGUGAAGGCAAUGUACAUUGAAAGUUGGGUUUAAAAAUAAUUUAAUAAAAAACAAAUUAAAUACAUGAAAUGCAUUGUGAAUUGGGAAGUUAAAUCUCAUUAACUCACUAAGUGGCUUUAGGCAAGUCACCACAGUGAGCUUGAAAACCAACUCCUCAACACAGUGCUCAGCUUUAUAAAAACACACACGAGACAUUUUGAAGACACGAGUCUAGAAGCUAGAAAAUCAGCAAGGGUGUGGAGGAAUAAUUGGUGUUUUCCAUAAUAUGUCACAUAUUAUGACUGACUGUCUCCAGGGCAGAAGUCAUGGGUGUGUGCUUGGUGCACUGAGCUGUUAGCUCUUGGGGAAUAUUUGUUUGUUCCUUUGAGGCUAAGAUGGCAAAGCUGAGAAAAUCAGAGAAGUAUGUAGAUGAAACCUUUAAGGAUGUUGACAGCAUCUCAGCUAUCUCUGGCUUCUUGGAGGCAUCUGGGCUGGCCAUGGUUUGACUCAGAAUGCUAGCCUAGCUGGAUCCUUGAUGUAAAAUAGUAGACAUUGUAUCAUAUUUCCCCCUUAACCCCCCAGCUAUAAUAUGGUGCAAAUCGCUUCAAAUGUGUUAUUUCUCUGAAGACUUAGUGUUUGUUUGUUUACCUAGAACAAGUUUUGUGAAUGAGCCUUCAGCCUAGCGUUUUCAAUACAGUAUAGAGUAAUAGACUUGGGAGGAACCUCUGAGGUCAUCUUGCAACAUACUUGUGAACAUACAAUGUUUUUUUCUAGAAAAACCAGUUUCCAGUACAAAGAUUUCUUAACAAUCCAAUGGCAUCUUUAUAUAUUGCCUAUCUUCCACACACUGGUUCCAUACACUUGCAAGUUACUGCAGCAUAAUCUCAGACAACAUUAUGAAGAUACAUGAUGCGGUUCCUGCCCAAAGCUAAGCAGUUCUUGGUUCCUGGCCAGGUGAGUGUGUUCUAUGGGAGAUGUAUGGAAGCCACAUAUGCCAAUCUGAGCCUCUUAGAAGGUGGUACAGGAAACCAGCACAACAAUUUAAUAUCUUUGGUAUUGUGCCAACAUGAUGAUUGCCAUAUCUAGUCCUAUAGUUCUAAGUAUUUUAUGACAACUGUGCAAGAGCACAGCUUGCUGUCACAUACAUAUUUUGCUGCUGUUUAUCCACACUUGUACUGGAGCAAUUACUUGUUUUCAACUAUUUGCAAAGUGGUAUCAGUCUCUGGUGUUACAGUGCCUUGUUACCAUGGCUUCCCUUAAAGAAAUGUUUUUGGACAACUUUCAAGUUGCAUCAAGUAUAUACUGAUGGCAUGCAUUAAAAAUGUCUUAAAAUGCCACAAAAGGGGAGAGAACUUUUAAACAAGUCUGUUUAUGCCUAUAGAUGUGCUUGUUUGAUUCUGAAGGCGGUUAAUUGGGAACACUUUCUAUAAAGCCUUAAGCAGGAAUUGUUACCGUGUUUGAAAUGGGUGCUGACUACGUCGUUUGGAGAAAGCCUAGUUUCAUUUUCAUAUAUGAAGAGGGUCAAGAACUGUCUUGAAGUCUCAAGUGUUUGGUCCUCUUAGUGUUUCUGGUGACAUCUGGCCUUUGAAGCUCUUCAGUGAGUUUCGAAGCGAGUGCAACAGUUGUCUGCCAAAUUACGACAGAUAUGUUGUGCAAAUGGUUGGAACACUGUGCUUAAAAUAUCCAGGUUUUUGUUUGUUUGUUUUUAAAAAGUUGGUACUAGUAGCUUACACUUGAAUGUGGCUUUUGGCCUGUGAGGUAUAGAGUGUUGUUUGGACUAAGGCCAGAGGGAUCCAUGUUCAAAUCCUCACUUGGCCAUAUCACUCAUUGGGUGGCCUUGGGCAAUUCUCAGCCUCUUGUAGGUUGGUUGUGAGGACACAUGGGGAAGAACAACGCAUAGUGUUUUGAUUACAGUAUUAUAGAUUUAUGCUUAAAAAAGGCAAUAAAAUGUAAGCGUGAAAUCAAAAACACAAUAAAAUUAGCAGCAGGAUAAAUCCAGGUUUAAAACCAGAAAAGAACAAGAACAGUACAAAAGGUUUUUAAAAGCACUAAAAAAAUUGAGAUUGAAAAGGGGGAAGGUCCUUGGGGAAAAGGGGACUAUAAAUACGGCUACAUAAAAUGUUGGUGAGAGGUGUAUCCAUAUAAAUGGUGUGUCCAAUGUCAGAUCAAUACUAUGAAAGGCUCUUUGUCCAAGUGUGUGCUUAAUGAGGGUGAUUACUGGCUGUGAAAAAGACCCUUUAACUUGCAAAUCCAUUUUAACUAAGAAAAGAGACUAUGCAUGUUUCCUUUGGCUUUUUCAGUGUUUGCCCGUAUCCCCAGCUGUUAAUCCAUAUCAAGCAUAACCAAAUAUAAGGUGGUGAUCUUAUACAGAGUCAUACCACUGGCUCUCUAAGAUCUUGGGCAUAGACCUUUCUUAGACUUGAAAGACUUUUAAGCUGAGAUUCUGGAGGCUGAACCUGCAAAGUACGUACUCAAGCAGUGACCCUGUACAGUUGUUCUAUAUCAGGCUGUUGCAUGUGUUCACCUUUUUAAAACAUUGGCUCUGUGUUCUGAGGUUGCAUGCAGGCAGGCUGAUUUUCUUUUUCUUUUAAACACACCUCUCCAGUCACUUGGUGUGUUAAAAGUCACUAUGUCUGUGUACAGUGGCCUGAUUGUAUAGAGCCAGUAGCUAGAAUUCAGCACCCAUGACUGCAACCACAACAGAGAUUAUAAUAAGAAAUCAUUCAUAACUUCACCAUAUUUUGAAUGGGAACAGCUUGAUCCCCAUGCACCAAGAAUACCACUCCUUUCUCUUUCUUUCUUUCUCUCUCUCUCUCUCUCUCUCUCUCUGUGUGUGUGUAUAUGUAUAAUUUUUCUAUUGUGGUUGUAGGUGCUCCUGAUCCAACAGCUGGUGCUAGCAUAGAUGAUGAAAACUGCUGGCAUCUGGAUGAAGAGCAAGUUCAGGAACAGGUUAAACUCUUCCUCUCCCAGGGUGGAUACCAUGGAUCAGGGAAGCAACUCAAUUUGCUUUUUGCAAAGGUAGGUAGGAAGGAAUAUUUGUGGCUGUCAUGAAUGCUCCAUCCACACACCGCCUGUUUUCAAGUAGGCCCUUUCAAUUGGCUUGCUUCUUGCUUAAUGAUGUCCCUGUUUGCUUAUUGGAACACUGUUUGGUAUUACUACUAAGUGGUUUCCUGUGGAGGAGUGCAAGUCAAUGUGACUUAAAAUCAGUUGUUUUUCAGGCUACCAGUGGUUUUGGUGUCAGUAUAUGUAAAGCCCCCAACUGCUAAAUGGGGAAUACAAGGGCUUUCAAAAAUAAAUCCAACGCUCUUUGUUGCUAGGAAAAUGUGGCUGUGAUGUGUUUAUAGGACUCAAAGAAAGACAUGCAGUGCACCCCACAAAUAUUUUUUUAGAAGCUUGCAGCUUUGAAGCCUGACUCAUGACUUUCCACAUGUUUUGAGCUUGCACUGAAGAAUUAGUACAUUCAAGUGAGAAGUUUUAGUAUGAAAGCGGAAUCAUUUACGAGACUGGUUUUUUUUGUUUGUUCUGGAUGUUUGAGGUAGUUGGUGUUGAAAACGAUAGUCCAGGCCAACCCAUGCUAGCUCUCACUCUCCAGGUAAUGGGAAGGUUUUGAGCUGGGCUAAGUAAGAUGGGAGUUCUCCCCCCCAGGUCACUGUGUUGCCAACAGCCUAAGUGCGACAGCUGCAGGGAUGAGUCUUUGGUGGCCAUCUUAACAGACAUUUGCAUGCUGUUCCAUGCUUUUAUUAACAGGUUUAUACAGGAACAUCGUAUUUUUUUCUGCACUAAGGUUUAGAAAUGUGGCACAAGUAGAAACUAACAGUAGAAAAUUAGAACACUUGUCAUCUGCUUGAAAGGCUGGCAUAGUUGACUCAGUCCAGACUGGGAUGUUGAAGUCAGGAGUCAAGAGCCAAGUAGGAGCCUGAAAUUAAGCUCAAUUCUUUGCAUGGAACUGGGGCAGAGGCAGUUAAAGCUGCAGGUUGCUGGUGUUAGAAUAAUGUAAUGUCAAGACAGAGUGGAGGCAGCAGAUCUGUCCCAGAUCAGUGUGUGCCUUGCAGCUGAAACAGGGCACCAGUCACACUGAACAGACUGACAGAAGCCUGCAAAGACACCUAUUUCUCUUUCAACCCAGUAUUUGAAAUGGAUGUUAAAAUAUACAGAACCCAAAGGACAAAUGUGGGAGGAGAGAGUAGGGAGUAUAAAACAAAACAAAACAAAACAAAACAAAACAAAACAAAACAAAACACACGAGUGUGUUCUUUUCCCAGUAUGUCAUAAGGAAACUUGGGACACUGAUGCACUUAAGCUGUAAGAGGACAAGAUGUGUCGAUUAUGUGUCUCAAAGAAUGAUUCUUCCAAUGCAUAGUACCUUUGAGAUGGCAUGAAAAAGCACAAAUUUCCUCCCAAUAUUAUGAGGAUUAAUUUCCUGUACUUUUUCACAUUAAAAUAAGUAUUGCAGUCCAAACCAGGAGCGGUUGAGAUGUUUAGCCUGGAAAAGAGGGGACUGAGAGGAGAAAUGAUACUUAUCUUCAAAUACCUAAAGGGCUGUGUCACAUGGAAGAAGGAGCAAGCUUUUUUUUUCUUCUUCUCUGGAGGCCAGGACCCAAACCAAUGGCUUCAAGUUACAAGAAAGGAGAUUCCGACUAAACAACAGGAAUAACUUUCUGACAGGAAGAGCUGUUUGACAGUGGAAUAGAUUCCCAUGAGAGGUGGUAGACUCUCUUUCCUUGGAGGUUUUUAAGCAGAGGUUGGCUGGCCAUCUGUUAUUGAUGCUUCAAUUCAGAUUCCUUCGUUGCAGGGGGUUUGAUUAGAUGACUCCUGGGAUCCCUUCCAACUCUGCAAUUCGAUUAUUCUAUGUACAUUUGCUCAUUCUAUGAUUCUGUGUACAUUUGCUCAUACAUUACUGUCAGGGAACUGACAUCGGAGCUAGAGGCGGAGGGGAGGCUCUCAAAUGAUGCUGGAGAAGGGCCCAGCAGGGAGAGAGGCAGCUCAGCAGAUGGGGAAGCAAAUCAGCGCAACACCAGAGAUAAAGGGGGGCAGAUGGGGAAUCGGCGAGAGGGAUCCAGGACUCUUCACCGGACACCAGCGGGGAGAGCACGGGUCCUCCGCUGCCCACGCCCUCCCUGCGCAGAAGGCUUCCGCGCAGGGAGAGUAGGAGGAGACUUGGCGUCAAACAACUUUUAUGUUGGAAAAGGUUUAAGAAACGCCCACUGACGGAUUCUGCUAGCGACUGAGGCAGCCACGAAGUGAAGGGCUGUCCAGACAGAAAGGUUUAAACAAGGCAACAUAGCCAGGAGAGGCGGCAACUUACGCACGAGCAACCCAUACUCAUUACAAUUACUAUCUAGGUAGCAUAAUUGCACAAAGAAACAUUAGUUCGUAUGUGAAUGAAUUCAUUAAAGCAUGAAUGUGCUUUAAUGUGAGGGUUUUUUUGUAUUCUGCACAUUCAUCAGUGCAGCUUAUUAGUACCAUCUAUCUACUCCCCUUCCAUGUGUAUUAAUUCUGUAUUUGAUGUGAUGGUGGCGGCUCAUAACAUUGUAUAAAAAUAUUGUAUUCCUCCCACAUUUGGCAUAUUUUGUUCAUUUCCAGUAAUGUUAGGUAUGCUGCUAUCAUGUUAAAAAUAAAUUCAUUUCCCUGUCAUUGGCCUUCUUUUUGUGUAAUUUGAGAGUCAAAACUUUGAAUCUAGAGGAUGAUCUCAUUGAAAACUCCAUAAGAGAACACAAUUCCCCAUAACUCAGUAUGAGAUAUAAGAAAGUGGUUCCUUAUAUUUUCAACACUUUGCCUACUUUCCAGUGCAUUCUAAGUUGGAUUACAACUUUUCCUCUCAGUUGGUACAAAUCAACAGUAUCUGCUGUUCCAUAACUAAACUCAUACUUCCAGUGACCUUUAUCUCCAUUAGUUCUCCAUUUUACUGUUUGUGAUUUGCUUCCAAUUUCUCCCUCCCCUCUUUUUUUUUUUUUCAUUUUCAGAGGAUAGCAUGUUUUAUUUUGGGCACCUAACCUAUGAUUUUGUUUCUGUUGCUUUGAUAUUUUCUAUCCUAGGUUCGAGAGAUGUUAAAGAUGAGAGAUUCGAACGGUGCUCGGAUGUUGACAUUGAUAACGGAGCAGUUCAUGGCUGACCCUCGCCUGUCACUCUGGAGGCAACAGGGAACUGCAAUGACAGACAAGUAUAGGCAGCUCUGGGAUGAACUAGGUAAAAGCAACUCUCUAGCAGAUUUUGAAGUGAAGGAAACGCUGUGUGUUAAGAGGUGUUGGCUCUUGUUAAAGGAGCCUGGAAUAAUUGCCAACCUUUGGGAAACAUGGCAGCCUGGGCACUUUGUUUUCAUGGGCAAAAGCGGUGCAUUUUUGCUAAACCCAAGGACAUUCAGCCAAAAAUAACUACUACAUGACAUGUUUAAUAGUAAGAGCUGGAAUAUAAACACUUCCUAGGUAAUAAGUAAUCCAUUGUAUUAACAAAAGCUAGGUUUGCAGGCUAUUAAUAGUAAAUGUUUACCUUUGUGCUUAGGUCUGCCUAUCUCUCAAUUCUGAAAUGUCUAUGAAAGGACAUACUGCUUCAGUAAUCAGUUUUCGUUUGGUGCGGAAAUUUGUGUGGCCCUCUGUUUAAGCUUGACAGAUGGUAUAGUGUACACCCGGGUCCCUGAGUUCACAGUUCAGUCAAGCGGGUAUGUUUACAUGGGCUGUUUAAUAUAAUGUGGCUCAUUUUUGUGCCAUGCUUAGGUUUGAGGGGUAGUAGGAAGGCAGGAAGAUGAAAACGCCGUUAAGUGAUCUGGGUGGUGGUGGUUCAUUUUCCAAAUUAGACCACUUGCUCAGCACCUUAAUCAAACUCUCUCUGGCCUUGUGUAUUUAAGAGCUGCUGAGUUUGCACAAAUGAUCUUUGGAAUGAAGAGUAUAGUAGUACUUGUUGGCUUCAGCUGGUAAUAGCAGCUGAAAUUCAUACUGAAGUUUGUCCCAGGACAAGUAUGAUCGUCUGCUUGAAAAUCAAAAGAAUGCAAAGCUGGGAAUCUGCCUGUAUUUAUUUUAUUUUUUAUUUUUUUAAAGAAGGGCCCAUAUGCUGUGAGUAUCUUAAUCUACCUUAAUGGAAACUGGAACUAAAAUAACUGCCACGGUCGUAAUUCACACCUAGUGUUAUUUUGGUGCGUCAUGUAUUUUGGAAUAGGAGUGCCAUAUUUUUACAUUGCUCGGUAUGAAAUAAAUAUAACACUGAAAGGUCCAGAGGUGCGAAUUGCAAGCUGCAGCUAUUUCAGUUUAUCUUCCGCGUAGACAAGCAAUCAGUAAGGGAAUCCUUGCGACGCAUUCCAUCAGCAUUCUUCUGGAUGAACUAUAUUUAAUAAUGACCCUGUGCAUGUUAUAGGGAUCUGGCUGGAUGAGAAGAGAGAGCUGUUUGGACCCGGUAGCUGACAGCUGGAUAUUCUCAGUUGUGGGGUAGUUAGUGGAGGGAGCGGGUUGCUGUGGUCUAUAAGGGUUCAAUCUCCUUUCUGCAGCCCAUUUUGCAUGUUCACACUUGAAGCUGAAAGUGUGGUAUUGAGGACUUUGGGGGCUUCAGCCUCUGGGGUCGCCUUUGCAAGCCUUGCCCAGGAUUUCAUAGCAACCAUGGCUGUGUCCCCCGUGUGGAUGUUGUGUUCUGUAAUAGACAAGAUAGAGAAUCCAUGUAUGAGGAAGCCUCUAACGCCUUUGUUUAGAACAGAUUACUUCCCUUGCUAAGGUUAGAGCAUAUAUCCCUGUAACCUCCUUAGUGUUAGUGGACUUUCAAAGGCAAAUUGAUCUGGAUGGUUUUAUGCUAACCCCAGGAGAUAAUUCAGCAAACUCUGCAAACUGUUGUUUUGAAGCUCUUUGAAUAGUCAACUUGGGGAGUUUACACAGUGGCUCUUCUUUCUGGAGCCCACACAUGUACAGGGAAGUGAGGGCAAAGAGUCAUCUCUUAGAGUACAAAUGUGCAAACUGCUUUGAGGGUUGGUUUGUUUGGUUUUACAAUCAAGCGGUGUAUAAAUUUUAUGAAAUAAAAUCAGUAAGUACUGGAUAAAUGGCCAGUCUUGACUGAACAUGGAUUGGAGCCAGUUUGAAGGCUUGUGCUAUGACAGUGAUCUUUCUCUGCCCUCACUGAGAGCGCGUUCCAAAAAUGCCUGCUGGAGAUUGCACAGCUACAGAGUGGUGAAGGCAUUGCUCCAGUAUAAUGUGCAUUUUUAUGGGGCUUUAGAACCUUCAGUGGUGGGCUGGGAACAGUUUUGCAGAGUGCUUUGUAGAUCAAAUAACUCAAAUCAUUCUUUCUUGCAUUCCACUUUAGUAGCAGGAAUUAGAGCAGAAAUGUCCAGCGCCUCCUCUUCAGAUUUAUUGGAUGAAUUUCAGUUGUUGACGCCUCAUGAUGUGGAUCAAGUGUUUGGAGCUGUUGACAUUACUGCUUGCUCAUUUGACCCAUGCCCAUCCUGCCUAAUGUAAGUUUGGCAGGAGAGGCUAUUGGAUUCUGUGUUGGUUAAUAUGAGCCCUUCACUACCGCUUUGAAGGAGGUGGCAGUGCAAUCUAUCAAAGAAAUGUCUUCUCGCAAACUUAUUUUUGGUGAAUAUGGCUAUAAGCAGGCAUAUUUGGAUGAAACUGAUAAUCUAAAUCCAUUUCAAACCUAGUUUCAGGAUAGAAAUUACUCUGAUCGCCCUGAACAGGCCACACUUGUAGAAUAGUAGGGAAUCCUGUUGGAUUCUCUUGAUGGUUUUCAGUGCCAUCAACCACAGUGGCCUUCUGGACUGCUUGUGUAGGUUAGGAGUAGAACAUACCAUUCUGCAGGUGGCUCCACCUCUGCCAGGUAGGGCUGUUUCAGUUUGUGCUGGGAGUACUGCUCCAGUUGUGUUGUGGACUUCCAUCUUAUCUCUAGUGUUCGUUAAUAACUACAUGAGGUCACUUGGGGUCUGAAACUCUGUCCAGUAGCAGAUGAUAGCCAACUAUGUUUCUCCUUCCUUCUGUGUCCUAUGUGGCAGAAUUGCCUGAAGCUGGUAAAGGCCUGGAUAUGAGUACGACAAAGCUCAUUUGGACAAUCUGUAUAUUAAUUUAAUGUAAUCAUGCCCAAAAUCAUCUCUCAAAUCUGUAAAUGCAAUCCUCAAAAUAGUUGUCCAGAUACACAGUCCUCAAUAUAGUUGUUCCCUUAUUAUGUGGUUUACAUUCUCAUCUGAAAACAAAGGUUGUGCCAGGGUCAGUUGAAGUGUCUGUCCUUAAGCGAUAAAGGUUGACCAGGUGGUUGGUCGGUGCAUUUCUCAUUUUCCAAAAACUGAAGAAACACAGUGUUGGGCUUUGAGCCUUCUUCCCUUGGGGGUUCCCCAGCUGGUUCCUCCCACCAUUCCUCUGUGUCCAACCAGCCCAUGACUUCUAUCAGAGUGGCCACAGGGGCUUGGGGGAUGUCAGGAUCCAGCUCACUGGCCAGCUCCAGUUUUCCCACAGCAGUCCUUGAUGCUCAGCUGAGUAAUGCAUACUUAAUCAAAGCCUAAGCCUAAGCAACCACAGUGUUAAUAAUUUAGUAUAGGGCUAGUCCUCCCGUAAAAUUGCCUGUUACCCCUGAAUUUGAAAUUGUCAGUUCAAGCCCAUGCAGUAAGUGCAUGCAGGAGGGGUAAGCCUGUUUCAUUUACUAAGGUGGCAGAGUGCACUGAUCCCACAUACCUCAAGGGCUGAAGUGAACCCGCAGCUGGAAAUCCCACUAAACGUUGCCAAUAGCAAACCAGAGGUAAGAGAAGAGUAGGUGGCAAAUGAAGUAUUCAUCCAAUGUUAACUAAUUCUUCUUUGGUCCAGUUUGGAAGCAAGUCAGAUUUAGAAAAGCUUAAUAAUAAUAAUAAUAAUAAUAAUAAUAAUUUGGUUUUUAGAUUAAAAUUUUAGUCAUAUAUCAAACAUACAACAUAAAAACAAGAUUCCAAGGAAUCUCUUAGACUUCUCCCCUUCCCCUGGUUAAUAAUUUCCUCUUUCAUCUUUUAUGAUAAUCCAAAUCUUUUACAUCUCCAUUGUGUCCAAAGUUCACCAUUAAGCUACAAGUGAUUUUCCAAUCAAAUUUGGAAAAGCUAGCAAAAAACUUUCCUUAAAUUCAGUAGGAAGUUUGCAGAAGUUUGUUUGUUUUCCUAUUAUAUAUAUCUAUAUAUAGUGAGAGUGUGUGCAUCGAUUAAAUUUUAGUUAUCCUGUUUGUGAGCCAGUGCAAUGGAAAGGCUCAUCUGAGAAGGUUUACUUAACCCCUCUUGCACAAGGACAUGUGCGUUCCAUUAAAAGUUACUCUUCCAGGCUGUGCCUCAGUUCAAUUUAGCUGCCACCAGUUCCUAGAUGUUAGACUAUCCGGCUUCAAAGUGACAGCUGCCCUCAGAAGAGUUCCUGAGGAGGGCUUCUCCUUGGAAAAGAUCUGAUUACUCUGGGCACUUCUAAAGCCUUCCCACCCUUCUCCCUGAACCCACUACAUAUAUCACCCUCCAGCUUUUUAAAACAAAGGUUUUCGUUGUGAUAAGUACAGAUUGCUAAAAUACAGAGUGCUCUUUGGUGUCUUCCAGACAGCAAAAAGGAAAGUUUACAUCUAUACCCAGGCUCACACCUGUAUGGUUCACAGGCCAAACCUAGUGUCUUAACUACUUCUUUGGCUUUGAGAAGUGCAUCUUCAGUUGACAGAUGGAAAGGAAUUCCUCUCGAUCCCACAGAUUCGGCUAAUGUUUUUUCCCCUACUCUGGAGCAAGCCACCUUUUAAUGAGGAUGCUUUUUAAAAAGAGGGAUUUCCUUUCUAGAACUUUUCUGGAAGGCUGAGCUAACUUAAGAUGGUAAUUGAGAUCCAGCCAACACUAGCAAGAAUCCCAAAUUCAGGUGGGAAGCAGACAGUACUUCCUUUGAAUACUACACUUCACUUAGCAUGCUAAUAGUGACUACAAAAGACUUCCCCAGUUAGGAUCCUUUCUAAGGCCAAAAAAGGUCUAGCUGACAGGAUGGCCCAUUAAGAUAAGGGAAAGUGUCCUUGUUUUGCAAGAGAUGUUCAUUUACAUUUGAAAGAUGCAUCAAGCAAGCGAAAACUAACCAAGGGGAAGUGGUGGUGAUUAUUUUGAAAUCCACAUUUUCCAGAAUUGACAUCACACAUUUACACAAUAGACUGUGAUAUGGGUCAGCUCUCCCUUACAAAGCAAACAUUUGACCACAUCUGUAAUUACAAAUACAGUAGUUGUUCACACCUAAGAUUCAACUAGGAUUGAUUCAGAGUUUUAACAGUAAGUUUACUGUUUGCAGGAAAAAUUUUGCCUGGUGUAUGUAGUCACUGUGCCAACUAAAUAUUUUUAAGACCACCCUGUGACUGAACAUGGUUUUGGAAAGCAGUUUAUACAACUAUCCUUAUACAGUGGUACCUCGGGUUAAGUACUUAAUUCGUUUCGGAGGUCCGUUCUUAACCUGAAACUGUUCUUAACCUGAAGCACCACUUUAGCUAAUGGGGCCUCCUGCUGCCGCCGCACCGCCGGAACACGAUUUCUGUUCUCAUCCUGAAGCAAAGUUCUUAACCUGAAGCACUAUUUGUGGGUUAGCGGAGUCUAUAACCUGAGGCGUAUGUAACCGGAAGCGUAUGUAACCUGAGGUACCACUGUACUGGAGCAAGCAGACUGAGCUCAUAUUGCCAACCUGUCAGUUGGCAAGAAGCCAAAAUAUCAAGAAGUGAUAACUUUAUACAGUAUUUGGUCUAUUCUGAAUCACUCUUUCCCCGAAAGUGGGGGAAUUAGGGAUGGUGUGCAUGUUACUUAUUUUCUAGUGCCUGUUUCAGGCUGUUAGCUGGUCAGUCUCUCCCCUUCCCGGGGUGGGGGUGGGGGUGGAAUAUGGGACCUUAUCCUCUUUCGCUGCAUCUCUGGAGCUUGAAAUUUGCAACAACUCUAAUAGUCAUUUGUCAGAAAAUUAGGGCCGAGUAGUUUUUGGGCUGACCAAAUGAAAAACAUUUUGUUUAUUUGGGGGUUGGGAGAGAUUUGACUUUGCACCCCCUGCGUAUGGAUCACAUUGCUGCAAGGCUGUGCUUUGGAAUUAAAUGCUGAGGACUGUCAGAUGCUAGACACAGAGAAGAGGCUGAGUUUUGUCAGCAAAUGGGAUCUGCAAGUUAAUUGGUGUUUUCUGCAGGCUCCUGGCUGUGAUAUGAAAUUGGAAGCCCUUUAGCCACAUGGAUAAUACAGGGCCUGAAUACAAAUGUCACAAGUUGCCAUCGAGAUCCGCCGAGAGACAAAAGCGCUCCCCACUUGAACGCUGCACUAUUACCGAUCAUUUAAAUAUUGGGGGGGGGGGUUACGUUUUUAAACUAAAAGCCCCAUUUGCCUUUUAAUGGCAAUUUAAAUGUCCUCUUAGCAAAAGCUAAGUGACAAAUUAAAUGAAAAAAGUGUCCACAUUUUUUUAAAAAAAGUUGUAAUGCAAAACAAUCUUUUAUUGCUUCUCAUGUGCCACGAAUAAAUCAUUAUACUUGUCAACCCUAAACCAAGCCAUAAUUGGUGGAGCUACUGUUAUCAAAGUGGGGCUGCUCUUGUGACAGCUUAAUAAAGCUGAAACUGUUAAAUUAAAUCUCUGAUGCUUUAUCUGUUGAGAGCAGUCAAGCAGAAGAAUCUGUAAGAGGAAUAUCUAUGCUUGGUGGAGUGAUGGAGCCCAACAACUUGUCAACACUUAGAUUACAGGAUCAGAUAUUUAUGUGUGUGUGUGAUCUCUGAUUUUCAUUAUCUCUUCUAGCCUUCCUCUUAUUUUAAGAGUGAGGAAACAUCACACAAGUAUUGUAUAUCAAAACAAACAUUUUAUUCUCCCCCUCCUCUUGGACAUGUGUAUCAACAAGAAAAGCUUUUAAAAAAUAAAAGUAUGGAUCCAGAAUCAAAUGGCUGUUGUGAUGAAUGACUGAGAGAUGUUCAGAGCAUGCCUAUGCUUAUCUGAGGCAGAAAUGGAUUAUAAACUAGUUUGUGAAAGAUUCUUAGUUUUCCUUUGCCGUAAUUCACUUGGUUGAGGUUUGGCCUUUUAUGCUACAAAAUAACCACAGUUUCCCCAAGUUUCACAAGUAGUUUAUUUUAUUUCUACUGCUCAGCGGUGUUCUCAAAUCAGUGUUCCAUCAGAUUGGCAUUCUCCUUGCAGCAAUUGCUCAUUGAUUUUCCCCGUUAAAUAUAGGAGACAUUGCUGAUAUCCUGUGGGAGUUGCUGCCUCAGUUCUUCAGUUCUCUUGGAGUUCCUGCAGAAAGAAACACUUUCCUAAAAUGUUUCUGUGUAUGCUGGAAGCUGCCCAGAGUGACUGAGGCAACCGAGUCAGAUCGGCGGGGUACAAAUAAUAAAAAAAUUAUUGUUUAUUAUUAUUAGUAUAUUGGGAAAAGUUAAUAUUGUUAGAUGUAUUUUGUCAAGCCUCGUGCAAUCACCCCUCUCACUUCACAUGGGAGCAGUCCAAAAGCUUUGACUUCUAAACUAGUGACCACAGUUUGCAUCCAAACUUGGAAUUAUGGUAUAUUGUGAUCCUGGUUUUACUCUCCAUGGUUAUGCUCAGAUUUAAAACUGUGGUGUGUUUUGAUGAAAAACUGCCAUUCAAAAGCAAAGGCCCUCAGUCUGUUCCUCUCACACAUGAGGGAGCAGGAGAGGGGAUGAGUGCACAAGCCCAAGGCUGGCCACAUUACAUUCACAUGAGGGGAAACAGGGGUUUCCAGUAUAGUCUGAAGCAAGCCAACACCUGCUUCAGAGGAAGACACAAAUAUUAAUGAAAACCUUGGAGCAACUUGUCAGUACCCCAUGUCUGCCUUGGGAAGGUAACAUGUUGCAAUUGAUUAAACCUAAAUGAGUGGUGGGAACAUUGUUGUACGUACUUGCACACAUAGUAUGUGAAAUAGGCCUCCAGCACAUGUGUCUUGUCUAGCAAGACUUAAGCUGAUUCCUUACCAGAUGGUAUUUUGUUAUAAUGCAGGUUCAUAUUUUAAGCAUGCUGUAUAGCUUGGUAUUCCAAACCAGAGCACGUCAUAAGUGGUGGUGUUACCGUUACUAAAUGCAUAUUAUGAAAACUUAAAGAUGAGAUUAAAAUAGUCUGAAGGACUGAGAGCAUCAAACUGUACCGCACAAUCAAACUUUUGGAGCAUGUGUAUUUGUGUACUUAAAUGGCAUUUAAUUGCACUUCCAAAAUAGUCCCCAUUUAAUCUUGGCAAGUGGGAGAAAUUAUUCAGAAUGAUUUUCUUUUUUUAACCUAACCAGUUUACAAGACUUGGAAAUAAACAUACAGUACUUUUCGCUGGUUAUACUGAUGCAGAGCAAUAGAAACUGAAACUUGGUAGCAUCUACUUACUCUUCACCAUAAACACCUGAAGACUUUCCACACCUAAUUUAAAUGUUUUAGGAAGUUGUUACAGGGCGGGUGGUUGUGUGUGCGAUAUGUAUUUUGGCUCUUUUCAUUAAAGUAUUUAGGAUACAUGUGUUGUGACUGCACCAUGGAUUUAGAUACAUGUGACUGCACCACAUUUAGAAUUCGCGCACUACCUAAAAAUGUGUAGAGGUCCUGGAAGGAACCUUGCUGAAGCUAGGUAGGUCUGGUCAGGACCUAAAGUGGAAACAUACUGGAAAUUUUUUUCUACCCCUUUAAGUUCCUUAGCUCAGCCAGAGUCCUUCCUUGCUCCACAUUUCCAUUCAGAGGGGUGUUUUGCUGGUUGCCACCCGUGAUGCCAACAGCAGUAGCUUCCACCUUCCUGCGGUUUGGACAGGUACUUUAAGGAGCUGCACAAAAUUUGAGCUCUCCUGCCAGUGGGCCCAGGUGGAGAUGCACCUCUGUCUCCUUAGCACCACAGAUUGGGGAUUUGGAUUGCUGUGCGUGAGUUUGCUUGUAGUCUUCACCUAGCACUAGUAAAUUUGAGUGUGACCUUCUGGGCAAGACUUAGAUGGCAAUAAUAUUGACUUGAUUUGGAAAACAGCUUCACCUGGAGCAUCACAUCCCUAGGUUUGCCACAUCAGUUGCCACGUGAUCAGAGCAGUUCUACAAGAAGUACUCCUUGCACUAGAAGUAUAAGUGUGGGAUGUUGCGUUUGGUGGAUGUGAGCAUGGAGACAGGAAUUUGUAUUCAAUCCAUGUUAUAUAGAGAUGUGGGGUUAUUGGCAGAGCUGUGCCUAAAAUACUGUGGCUAGCCCCCUUCCUCUGUUGACAUCGAAACCAACCUUGAGAUGUAAAUCCUUCUUUGAAUGGAAGCAAAGCUUUAAGGAAGUCUCUGUGCUGUGUUCCUUUGUUACACCCACCCUACAACACCAUGUACAGAAUGUAGCUUGCAGAAGGGCCAUAAUUCCCCCUUGCCAUCAGUCCUGCAGGUAAUCUAUUGCAUUAAUCAGCCAGCUAGUGUGAAAUGCAUGGGGAGUGAUUAUACUAUCAUACACAAUACAAUCAGCAUGAAGCACUUGUCAAGACCAAUACAUCAAAGUUUAAUUCAGUAAUAGAAUGAAUUAGAGCAAAAUGAAGCAUCCUGUACUCCAAGAACCAAAGCAGCCAUUGCAGGUUCUUCACUGAGUGCUCUGUCGGAAAACCAGAUUCCACUGAGGGUGUAUGUUUAUGAAUAAAAAUAGCCACCGCCUCAAUAGCGCAUGCUCAAAUUCACAAGAUUUACCAUGGAAAGUGCAGCAGAGAUAUGCUGACUGUGUAUUCUUUGUUCAUGAUGGCACUGGUUUAAUUAGAUUGUUCUCCAGUGGGGCCUGUGACUUCUGGUAGACAUUAGAUUGAAUGGACAGAGCUUAUUUUGAUAGCAGUUGGGGGCACUUGCUUUUUAUGGGAGGGAGGGUGUGGUGGUUAGGUUAGAUCGAAAGAUACCUUGCAUGGUGAUUCAACAGCCUGCCUCAUCUUCUAGUGAAACUGUGAUAACAGCAUGUAUCUGAAGAAGUGUGCAUGCACAUGAAAGCUCAUACCAAUAACAAACUUAGUUGGUCUCUAAGGUGCUACUGGAAGGAAUUUUUUUUAGCAUACAAAUCUGAUCCGUUUCAGCUGCAACACUGUCAAUAUCCUAGCCAUUAGGAAACCAGGGUCACAAACUUGCAUACUUCUUCACCCCACCCCACCCCAGUUUUUUGUCAGAACUGUGGUAUUACCAUUUGGGUGUCAGUGAAGACAUGACUCUCUGAACCAGUUUGAAAUCAAGGGUUGACACUGUCUUGUAAGCUUUUGCUAUAGUUAAUCCUGGUGAGUUUCAUUGAAGACCUAACACUGUCAAGAGAGGAAAGUUAGUAUUGCAUAGUGAAAUAUUAACAUAAAACCUACCGUGUAUUCACUGGAUAUACUUAUCAUCAAAAGCUUCUGAUGUGUAUUGUUUAAUGCACAACACAAGUAUUGCAUAUAUGGACUCUUGACCCUUGUACUUAUUUUAUAAGGGAAGCAUCUGGGAUGUUCUGUACCCUACAAAUCCUUAAAACUGUGAAUAAUCUGUUAAUCUUCCAAGCGCUUCAACCUUUGUUUUUGCCCCGUGUUAUAGGUGAGAAACUGAGGCUUAUGUGUGUGCCCUCCCUAUUUAGUUCAGAGAAGAUAACCUCUCUAACCUUAUUGGGGGCUUCCCCAGGAAGAGAUGGAAGGUGAAGUGAGACCAUAGCACUGGCCAUUUGACAUCCUGAGCAUAGAGACAUCUGCAAAGGGCUUUCAUGCAAUUGGGACCUCUGAUUGCAUGGGAUCUCCACUUAUGUGAGCCAGUAGUUCCUGUCUUCCUUUGUAAACAUCAUGUUAAAAGUGCAUAUGCAAAGAGGGCAGGCAAAAAAGAAGCAGUAGCAGCAAACUAUGUGCGUUUGGUGAGAAUUGCUGCUGAAAAUAUGUCCCCGAUGAAGGAUUUGUUCCAAAACAUGUUGGGCCAGAAACAAAUAUCACUUCAAGCACCUGGUAUUUUUUCCACUUCUUUGCCUGCUGUUAAUGCUUUUUUUGCAGUUUUAUGGUUGGUUUUCUGCUCCUGCUUUCAGAUUUUUUUCCCCCUAUGGGAGGAAGCAGAGCCAGCAUUAUAGCUGCUGCCCCUUCCAUGUGUCUAGCCUACAUGUGAAGAAAGUCUGAAUAGGGCUUAUAACGGGUAGUUAAACAAGGUCUAAGUUUACGGGUCUGGUAAUCUGGUUGGCUGAACUCCUGUUGCAAAUAGCUGAGUGUAUAUUUCAGGCCUCCACAAAUGUGAAGCCUAACUAACACAGCCACUUACAGUGACCUUCAAGGUGCCUGACAGCCGCUCUCCCUUAUGUUUUCAUUGUUCCAGGCAUGCAGCAAAUCCAGGGGACUUAUUGAGUCUCUGCUGAGCCACCAUGUAGCUGAUGGGCUGGAUUUGGCAUGGUGGAUCACAAAGAUCCACAGGCCUAGUAGAUUCUCAUUCUGUAUCUGGAAGUUUUUAAUGUUUGACCUUUUAUUAUGUUUUCAUUGUGCUGGAAGCCUCCCAGAGUGGCUGGGGAAACCGAGCCUGAUGGGCGGAGUGUAAAUAAGAAAAUUAUUAUUGUUAGUAAUCUUGAGAAGAUUUGCACUCCCCCUCCCAGAUGCUCCUGUGGGUCUGGUUCAGUAUAAGGCAGCUUCCUGUAUUCCUACAAAAACAAACUUUUCUGCUUCAAGAAAAACUAAAGUCUGACUUGACUGACUUAUGCAAUCUAAAUGGUUAUACUAUCAAACUCCUGUGGAGUGUGUGUGAGUAAUUUAAGCACUGCCGCUCAGACCACUGGAAACUUUAUUUAGCUUCCUGUUGGGAUUCUGAGAUUUCACCAGCCAUUGUCCACUAGGGUUGUCAAACAUACUUUUGCAGCCAUAAGGGCUAGGCAUUUAAAAAUAAACAGCAAGCCGAUUUUUCCACCCAAUGUUUUCAGUGCUUUUUCUACUUUUGUGCUGAAAUCACAGGAUGCACGUUGACUAGCUCAUGUUCCAUGCUGCACAGCAAUAAUGCUUCUCCCUGCCCACCGAUUUAUAAACCAACCUUCUUGGUACUUAUGGAUUGGAGUAGCUGUGCCAGUGUUAGAAACUGAGAUAUGAAAGCUAGAAGCUAAAUGGCACCUUACACCUAGAUUAUGGGUGCAACAACCCCCAUAAUCUAGUGGGUCUAGGCAUACUUUUUUAAUAACAAGAAUACAAAGUUGAAAAUGAAUUAACUACAGCUGAAAUAUUAGGUUCAUUUUUCACAUGGUCUAGUCCUUCCCCUGCCCCCCCCAAUAUUCUUAAGAGGGUCUCUUCUCUAGUCUUCAGAGAGUAGCUGGAAGUGGGGAGGAAGAAAGGACUCCUUUCCUUCCACUCUGUAGUUUUCAUCUGAAAUCUUAGGUGCAGUACUGCGCCCAGAGCUCAGAAACUGCUCAUGUUAAUGAAAUUCCCUGUUGCAAAAUGUGCCUAGAACAAUCAGAGUUUCAAACACUGAGCUGUGCCAAGGUUAUAUCAUUACUGCCCAGUGAUUUAACCAUGCUGUGCCCUCCUUAAUGUCCCUUCGCUACCUUUUUCAAAAUGCAUAUGGUAUUUUAUCGGCUGUCUGGCAUUGGUUUGUUUGUUAUUAAGCAUGUGUUUUUGUCUAGGACUCUUGAUAUGAAUGUUGUUUUGAUUCUACAUAGUUCAUAUCCUUGGCUGCCCUUGGAUGGAAAGACAGGGCAUCCAUUUACAAAAAUGUCAUCUCACUCUUGCACCCCCCCCUUUUUUUAACAAUUGAAGUUUCACUGGAUUUGUAGGAAGCAAGUAUUAAUCUCAAAUGAGCAAUUGUCUGUGUGCUUCCUUGGUGCCUUAUGAGGCUGCUGCAUGCUGAGAAGCAGUUAGUAGCGCCUACCGUUAGUAUAACUUAGCACUUUAAUAAUGCCACCUUGUAUUUAUUAGGUUAAAUACUGAUGUAAGGAGAAACUUCAGUCUCUCAUCUCGUUCUUCUUUUUACCUGAUGGAUGAUAAAACACUGUCUGAAAGGUCUUUGUAAUGUCUGUGUUGGAACUAGAGGUCUGAUAUGGCGGAGCCACCUCUUAUUCAGGUCAAGAGGAUGAUUGUGGAACUAGAACUGACAAUACCUCACUAAGAUGUGACAGUUUUAAUACUCUUUCCCUUGUGUGAAAUUAAUACCAAAUUGCAGUCGCAGCAUGAUGCGUCUUCCAAUUAUCUUCAGGGAAAUAUGAAAUUUACAUAUUGGUUUAUGUGUGUUCGCCUCUCUGCUGGGAAAAUUUCAUAGUAGGUUGAGUUGCAUUGCUGGUAAGGGGCAAAAUCUAGACAUCCACCUUCAAAGACCUUGUAUCUCCAAAUUCAAACUGGGUACAAAAUUCUGGUCUUCUGAUUUUACUGUAACGGAUCUGGCAGUUUUGAAAUUGAGAACAGCUUUGAAAAGAGGGGAUUUUGGAGGAAUACGCUCGACUAAUAUGUUGGUACCCUAUGGUACCUAACGCUGAUGUUUUUCCUUCAAAUUUGUGGUUGUAUGUGAGUGGAGAUGGCGAGGUUUUAUGUAAAGAACUGUUCACCAAGUUGCAUGUUUUGUGGUUCAUGUUUAUAUAGAAAAUAAUAAACUUUUAAAAAAAAAAACCCAAAAGGAGUUCUUGGAGACUGGACUCAGAUCCUGUCAAAUUCCCAGCAAAAUCAGAAAUUAGUCAAUUGGAGAGGGGGAGAGACCCCCCUCACUGGAAAUGACUGCAAUAUUGGGGCUGACUGCCAAUUAUCAUUAGUUGAGUGAGGGUACAUGGAACCUAUGAGCUGUUUGUGCUUUCUCUCCACUACUGCAAUGCUGUUAUCAGGUGCCCGCCAGCUCCCAAGGACUGAAUGAUCUUUAAAUUGGUAGAAUGCACUACUAUAGCCAGAUUUCAAAAGAACUACUUCAAACUUAAUAUGUCUCUUGGGACUGGCUACUGUGAACAAAGUAGAUUUUGAUGUUUCUGAAUUCCUCUGUGUAGUGUGUAUGUUAAUCCCCUGCCUUACUCCUGGGUAGUUCUUGACUUGGCAUCCUAGUGACUCUGGCAAGGCCUCUUAGAAUCAUGGAGGGUGUUUAAAAAUGAUUUAAUACACCAUGUCUUGGACAAAUGGCGCUCAGAGGUUCAAGUCUGCUAAGAGGCAGGGAAUCUCCUUGCUUGGCAAACAUCUAAGCCAGGCAUAGGCAAACUCUGGCCCUCCAGAUGUUUGGGACUACAAUUUCCAUCAUCCAUGACCAAUUCCCAUCAUCCAUGACCAUCAAUCCCAGCUAAGGAUGGUGGGAAUUGUAGUCCCAAACAUCUAGAGGGCCGGAAUUUGCCUAUGCCUGAUCUAAGCUUAACACAAGUUGGGGGAAGCACAAAGUGUACAUUUUGUAACCUAAAGCAUAUAAAGAAGGAUGUUACAAGCUGCUAGCAUCCCUUCACAACGUUGAGAAUAUACUGUACUACCUCCCUUUGGACCUGAAUUGCUUUUGAGGAUCAGCAUAAUAUAGCAACCUUUGUUGCAGACACACAUUUGCAUUCUUUGUUAGUCACAUUUGGCUGCUGCAUCUCCCUCUCUGAAAGGCUGUCAUUCAUUUUUAGCAAAUUCUGCAGGUCUUCGAAGUGUGUAAAAACUCUUCCUUGAUGAACAAAUGAAGUGUUGCUAAAUAGUACUUGUAGAUGUCUUCACUCUGCUUGUCAGGAGUCUGCAACAGCAAUAAGACAGCUGAUUUUAAAAGCAGUAUCUUUAUAUUUAAAAAUGUUCUGGCAGUUCGUGAUUUAUUCAUGCCUCUCCUGGCAUGCAGUGUCAGGGACGUAGUUUCUUCAUUGGUUCAGAGUUAAAUGUCAGCAGAAAAUUAGAUCUGUAAAUUCUUACGAAGGAGAGUUUCUCGUGCAUAAUUGCAGGAAUAAUUACGAAGCCUCUUUCUAUUCUUGGAAAGAAAGGGCAACCACUACUGCUAAAAGUAAAAAUGGAAUUGGGAAUUCUCCCCUCAUGUCAUAAAGAAGAGUAGCCCAGCUUGUGGUGCUAAAGCAGAAUAAAGAUAAGGAUGGGAAAGAUUCCACAAGAAAAUGUUAGUGUGCAGUGCUUCUGUUCCCCUUCUGCCCCCUUCAUUCUGCUCUCCUAGCCCUGCCAGUAUGCUUAGUCCUCUUGGACGUCUGAUGGGUUUCCCACUCCAUUUGGGGCCUUUUUCCCCUUUGGCACAAGAAAAUAGAAAUUGUGCUGCUCAGUCCCAGGUACAUUGCAGUCUGGGAUUUCAUCCUUGUCCACAGGCAAUUCUUAGUGUGAACCAUGGAAUGACCUACCCAAACAAAAUGAGAUGAUUUAUUCAGCAUAAAAAAGGUGAAGGGAACCCUGACCAUUAGGUCCAGUCGUGGCCAACUCUGGGGUUGCGGCGCUCAUCUCACUUUAUUGGCCGAGGAAGCCGGCAUACAGCUUCUGGGUCAUGUGGUCAGCAUGACUAAGCCGCUUCUGGCGAAGCAGAGCAGCGCACGGAAACGCCGUUUACCUUCCCGCCGGAGCGGUACCUAUUUAUCUACUUGCACUUUGACGUGCUUUCGAACUGCUAGGUUGGCAGGAGCUGGGACUGAGCAAUGGGAGCUCACCCCAUCGUGGGGAUUCGAACCACCAACCUUCUGAUCGGCAAGCCCUAGGCUCAGUGGUUUAGACCACAUAUAUAGCCUGUGUUUCCUCCCUCCUCCCUUUCAAACCAUGUGAUUCCAUUGCCCCUCCCAAGUGGAUGAAAGCUGUUCCCCUCUCAAUAUGUGUUUGGGCAUUUGCUGAAUCCACGGGCAGGUCUUCUGUGUCCUUGUCGGUGCCCACUCAGUUUCCAACCAUCCCUGUGCUGAACAUUAUUUCAGGGGGGAUUUUCAGCUUGAAUGCGAGUAGAACACCUUUUCUUAUUGGAGAUCCUGGUUCAUCAUUACCUCCAGUCACGCCGAAGAGGGUUCUGCUUGCAUUAAAGGGGACACAAGUAGAAAUCCGAUCCUGAACGUAAAGAAGGGGAUUGAGCGGGUGGGGCAGGGCUUGCAGGUGUACUCCCUCCCCACCCCACCCAACAAAUUCGGCUUCCUAUGUUCUGGCAGGCAAGCACCUGAACACUUUGUCUCGCAACCUCCUGUGUCAUUGAGUUAUUAUGGCAGUUUCCUCAGUGCAAGAAGUGAAGUUACAGGGAACCAAGAAGAGGGCCUUCUCGGUAGUGGCUCCCACCCCGUGGAAUGCCCUCCAUUCAGACGUCAAGGAGAUAAAGAAAUACACAACUUUUAGAAGACACCUGAAAGCAGCCCAGUAUAGGGAAAUCUUUCAUGUUUGAUGUUUUAUUAUGCUUUUAUAUUUGUUGGAAGCUGCCCAGAGUGUCUGGGGCAGAAAUAAUAACAUUUAUUUAUUUAUUUUAUUUUAUUAGGCUGGUUUCGAGGUUUAUCUCCUUUAGAAUUUUUUCUAAAGAUUUAUCUUGUACUUGUGUGAACCUUAGGGUUACCUCAUGUCUGCUAAUAACUUCUAUCUGGGUGGUGUAGUUUUGGCUAUGCAAGUGCGGGCAGCAGAAGAUUUGGAUUUGCAUUAGCAUAUAGAUUAAAUUGUUUCAGCGAAUCUACCCAGGCACUCAGUUUUAGCAUGUACUUUUAUUUUGAAUAAUUGUUUGAAAAUUGCAGAUUUUAUUUGUAUUUAAAGUAUUGUGUUAACUUGUUUUGUUUUUUUAGCUGGUGUGUGUGUGCGUGUGUAAAUGAAUAAAUAAAUAAUAUUUUAGAUUGUUCUUGAUGAAUUACUUAGAGGUCUUCUGUUGAGUAAGCAGUGUUUAAUUUUUGUUAAUGAAUAUAAAUGAACAGGUUUAAGUUGAUAUUUGUGUAGGUUGGAAACUUAGUAUUGUCACACUUUCUUAAUAUAUACAUUUUAAAUUUUAUGUGGGAAGUACACUUGCUUUUCACCAAGUCUUGAGAGAGAGAUUGCUGUUUUGUGUCUCCCUCCAAAAAAUAUAUUAAAAAAUUGGCAUUUCAAUGUGAGUUUGUUGUUAGUUUUCAUACAAUUAUUUCUGUCAUGUUGCCUUUAAGAUACUGGAACAGCAUCGUGCAUGUGCUUGUGACAUUGAGGUGGCAGAUUGGCUAAUGUGGUUUUGCAGCAUACCUUUGGCAUCCAUAUAAAGCUUGCUAUGAUUUCCCUAAAAUUUAAGGUAACUAGCCCCACUGCAUUUUCUGUGUCAUUUAAUAGGUGCUCUUUGGAUGUGCAUAGUCUUAAAUCCUCAUUGCAAGGUGGAACAAAAGGCCAGUUGGCUGAAACAGCUGAAGAAAUGGAACAGUGUUGAUGUUUGUCCCUGGGAAGAUGGGAACCAUGGAAAUGACCUGCCCAGUCUAACCAAUGCUUUGCCUCAGGGUGCAAAUGCAAUCCAAGGUGAGCCCUGACUUAAUUUACUCUCUGAGACACAUGAAAUGCAAUUUAGACUCUCUGCCUGGACCAUCAUGCUCGUUUUGUCUAGCAACAACCUUAGUCCAUCGUCUUGUUCAUAUUCAUGGCUGAGGAUUGUGGUGCCACUGCUGGUGGGGAAAACAAGUCUACAGGCUCUGUGCUAGAGUUGGGCAACUUACGGGCUCCAUGUUUAUUUUUAUUUUGAUAAAGCUUUAUUAACAGUUUUCACAUUACAAUAAAAGACAAACUAAUCACACAAAAAUAAUAAAAAGAAAAGGAAUAAAAGAACAGAGAAAAGAUAGAAGAGAUAAGCACAGAAUCCUCUCUCACAGAUAUAUUUUAAACUUCUGUCACAUACAGAAAAGGGUGUGUCCUCCCAGCUCUCACCUCCCAGGUAGCUGACCCUACUGCACUCAUUUGUCUCCACUAGGGUGCGUGACAUCACCUAGGGAGAGGUGAAUCAUGGAAUAUUCAUUCAGCCAAACAGUCUCCCCGCGAAAGGUUUGUGGCAUCUUUCACCUCCCGGAAAAGAGGGCAUAUUCUAGCCUUCUCAAGCUGCACUGUAGCUGCUGUCAAAAAGGUUCUUGAAGGUGAGAGGGAUCUAGGAGCAAAGCACAGCUUUUUCCUAGAUAAUGUGAAGGGCUUAGAUAUCCUAAAUUUGAAUAUUUCCUUUGCAUCACCCACAUUUGUAGACUCACGAUGCUGACAUGUUGCAGGGAAAGGGCAGUGCUCAAGCACACACCCCUCGCCAAACCACCCCAAAACUUAACUGUCCAACUCCCCAAAUGCAACGAUCUCACCAACUGGAACACUCCAGCUCAGGAAGUCUCUGAAACACCAAAAGCUCAGAAAUAGAUGAUCCAGCAAGGAGGCGAAAGGAGGACACCCCAUGGCCAUGCCGGAGUUCAAACAGCAAGUGGCCACGCCCCCAGCUGUGCCGAGAUGCGGCUGGGAGUCCCCAUGACCCAAGCGGCAUCCCUCCACCCUCCCACCGGGUCACUGGAGGUCCCGGAUGCCCUCCCACAACACUGCCCCUCCAGUGAAGGAGAGCGGAUUUGGGUCCUGUCAUAGGUUCCAAUCCAAAUCUCUUUUGUUUCUUCUGUAUGGACCUAUAUUCUUUAAGUGCAAGUUCUCAUUUCAAUGUCUUCCACUAGAGCUAUGUGAUGACACAUGACUUGUUGACUUGCUAAUCUGUUUGUGUGUUUGCAUGGAAAUUAAAUGCAUUAAUAAAAUGGGACACAUGCACACACCCUUUUUUCUGUGACUGUGUCUCAUUAGAAUUAUUGUAGAACCCUGCAUAUGUUCUAUACACACAACCAAUGUAAUAUUUUUUUCUUAGUGAACAUAUAUGUGUAAAAGUAUGAGAGCAAUUUUUAUUAUAUUGGUUGCAAUACACACACACUAUGCAGCCAAGGGUUCAAGUGUCUCUUCUUCUGCUUGGAAGCAUAGUGCAGUUUUUUCUCCAUUUUUAUGGCUCAAAGUGGUUCUGUUGAAUCCACUGUUUAAUUUUGCAACAUACAAUAGAAAGCAGUGGAUCUAAGCCUCAUUUCUGUCAAUUCAAAGCUGUAUUUCCAUGGUGUACAUAUUGACAAACCGCCCAGGAAUUUCUUAGGCAUUUCUGUAAUUGUUUCUGCACAUGCCCAAAUGUUCAAUAUACUUUGUGUACAUAUACAGUGUUAAGACAGGAUGAGUUUUGGCCCCCUCCGGUGUGUAUUAACUUCAAUAGAAUCCUGUGUACUUGUUUUGAAAAAGAAAUAGCUUGUGUAGGGUAAACCUGAAACACUCCUUGUUAGGAAGCAUGUAUUGAUUGUAUUGGAGGAGGGGAGAGUGGGGUGCGAGUUGGGUGUCACCCAUAUGGAGGCAUGAAACUGAUUCUGUUUGAACUCGUGGGCCUGACAGAUUCAUCAAACAGGUCUCACCGGACGGUGUUCACUCGAGCCAUUGAGGCGUGCGAUCUCCAUUGGCAGGACAGCCACUUGCAGCACAUUAUCAGAAGUGACCUGUACACCAACUACUGUUACCAUGAUGAUGCUGAAAACUCACUCUUUGACUCUCACGGGUGGCCCCUCUGGCAUGGUAAGUGGCUCAGCCGGAAAGAGGUUUCCAUGAGUUGAUGCUUUGUUCCAUUUCUAUGGCACUGUUUUUGGGGGACGGGGAGAGGGAUGAAAGGUCUGGCAAUAGCAACAGAGCUUCUCUUCAAACGGUCUUUUAUUCCCUUCCCUUUUUAAAGUACUGUUUUCUCAGAUUCUUUAACAACAACAAAAACCCCUUCUGAAUGCUCCCCUGGGAUGGGGGUUGCUGCAGACGCGGAUGAGCUCUUUAAUAAUGCUUCCCCCUUUCUCUCUGUUCAGAACAUGUGCCUACAGCCUGCGCGAGGGUGGAUGCACUAAGAUCUCAUGGCUAUCCAAGAGAAGCACUGCGGCUAGCAAUAGCUAUUGUCAAUACUCUAAGGAGGCAGCAGCAGAAACAGCAGGAAAUGUUCCGGUUCCAGAAGAAAGGUAAAUGUGGGCAAGAUGAUGUCAAAAGGUUGCAGCCUGGGGAGAGGAAGGUUGGAAUGGGGCCAAGUGCAAGGAAUUGCUGCUUAGAAAUAAAAGACUGCGGCUGUGCAGUGGUUGACUGUAGCGGGCAAUGGGAGGCGGUUCAUUGCCAAGGGCUCUAUAGGGCUAUGGCAGUGUUUGCGCCUCUCUGUAAAAGAGCCAUAAUGCUGGCUUAGAGCUUUUAGGUUCUUCCUACUCCCACCGAUGCCACAUCUUUUGAAUACCUAAAUUCAAAGCAAGGAAUGUUGUAGAAAUAUAUUUGUAAAGCAAGCAACCAAGAUGGUCUCUAAAGCGGCAGAAUAAUUUGGACCGUACUAUUUUCUGCUCCCAACCUUGGACUCUCUCUGCACUGGCUCCAGAAUGGGAAGAGCAUCAGUUUGCAUGUAAGCCUGGAGAUAAAUCUGGGGCUACUGCUUUGUAAAUGUGUGAAAAAGAUGUGUUCAGUUAACUAGUGCAGUGUUGGAUGGGUCUAGUCAUUACAGUGGUACCUCGGGUUACAGACGCUUCAGGUUAUGUGAUUUCCGAACCCGGAAGUACCGGAACGGGUUACUUCUGGGCUUCGGCGCUCGCGGAAGCGCAGAGACACCAAAUCAUGACCUGCAUGUGUGCAGAAGCGGUGCUGUGGGUUGCAAACGCUGCGGGUUGCGAACGUGCCUCCCACACGGAUCACGUUCGCAACCCGAGGUUCUGCUGUAUUCAUAGAAAUAAGGGUUGCUGUCAAACAGCAAACUGUUGCUUGGUUGCUGGAUUCAGGAAUUAGAAGGGGGUUCAGGCAUACAGCACCUCCCCCCAGCUCCUAACACUAUGAAGGCCCAGGAAAUAAUGAAAAUGUGUUUUUUUGGGGGGGCAUUUCUCUGAAGUUGCCCUUUGUUUUUUCCUGAAACAUUGAAAUUACCUUGAACUCCUGACACGGACAGUAGCAUUUGGCAUGUGUCCAAGUAACCUUUCAGUCAAUUUCACUUACAAAAGUUAGUGUUUGAUUUGCCCCAAACUGCAAAGGAAGUGUACAUAGGUGGGGAAAGUAUACGUACAAUUGCAAUCCGGAUUUUAUUCUAUUGGGGUAGUGAAGUCAUUGGAAAGGAAUUUGGGUGUGUGUCUUAACUGCUUAUAUAUCUGUAGUUCCAUGACUGUAGUAAAUUGUGUUUACCUGGUAGUAGCUGGAGAACAUGACAAAGUAUACACAAAUAGGGUUUUGCACAAGCAUUACACAGGAGCUGCCUGCACUGGACAACUUAUUUGCAGGGCUUCCUUCCAUUAUUCUAGACACCCUCCUCUUGCUUCCACUCAUAACUCAUCUCUCUGAGGCCAAAUACAGGCACUGUAGUUGAUCACCCUUCCUUAUUGGGAAAUGGGAGGUUGCAGGUUCUUCAGAAGCUGCAUAGUGUUAGAAUGGACAAAAGGAGUGUAUGAAGGCCUCUCUGUCUGAUGGAAAGGGCACCUGAAGGAUCUCCUGCAUCCCGAUGACGCAUGUACCUUUCAGCUCUACAGAGAACAGCAGUAGUUUUGGGCUUCUUCUUUGCCCAGCAUCUCUACUUGGCAAUAAGCCCUCUACUAACCAGCCCGUGGGCCUCGGCAUAGGUGCCCCUGACAGUGGACCCUGUCUGUCAACAGGGGAUCUGUUUACCUUUUACAUUUUGCAAAUAAGGCAAAUCUAGCUGACUUGAAAGGUAGAUCUUUUAAGAGUUGUCAUGUGACACAUGCCUGGGUUGUUGUUUUCCCCAGUUCCACAGGAUUAGCUUAGUUAAAAUAGUGCUCCUUGUUUUUCUCAACAAGGAAACUAAAAUAGAUAUCUCUUCUGUGCAUACCACAAGUGUGCUUCCUGUUUAUAAAUCCUUCAGCAGUGACUCUAAAGAGAGUUUGGAUAGCUUAUAAUCAAGGAGUCUUGCAUAGACAGUAGGGUAGGCAGUCGUGAUCUAUGGCUUGCUAUGAUAGGCAGUGAGAAAUUGCUUUGUUCUAAUUGAUGCACGGUAGAACUGGCUUUGUAUUUCUGUUUAUCGGUAAGCAGGGGCGGGGUGGGCAGAACAAAAUGGUAUUCCGUGUUAAGCAAAGCUGUGUUUGGUCAGUAUUCUUCUGCAGUUGGCAUUGAUGCAUCUCCCUGAAUGAAAAACGGCCAUGGGCCUUCUGGAUAAUGUGUUCUGUUAUAAGAUACAGUAUUUGGGUUCAAAAUCCAGUUUAUCUGUGGUCACUGAUGGUGCAUAUGCUGUUGCUAGCUACAGUUUCCAUGUCUGAAAAAUCAGGAUGAUGAGGGGGGAAAUGCAAGCUGUUUUGCCUACUAAAAGUACUGUAUGGCCACUAAGGCUGCAUGUAUUUAUUUUUCUAAUGUAGAACUUCUCCACAAAGGUGUUACCUCUAUAACUAACCUGGAAGGCUGGGUUGGGCACCCACUGGACCCAAUUGGCACCCUUUUCAGCAGCCUUAUGGAGGCCUGCAGGGUUGAUGAUGAGAGCUUCCAUGUGUUCUCAGAGUUCACAGGUAAAAUUUGAUCAUGGGUCAACUUGAUGUAUUUUUAAGCAUGCUGUGGUUUUAACUUUGCUUUAGACCUAUUAUUUGCAACCAUGCUUGCAAAACACCAUAACUUAAACAUUUGCUGAAUAGGGGUGUUGACAGUGCUUAAGAGGGAGGGAUGUAGUUUGCAUGUGUGCAUACAAAAUAGUAUUCUUGCCCUACUGUUGAAAUAUAUGAAGCUGCCUUCUACCAAGGCAGACUAUUGGCCUAUCUAGCCUACUGUUUACCCUGACUGGCAUCAGCUCCCAGGACAAAGGUCUUUUCCUUUAAAACUGAUCCUUUAAAAUUGGAGAUGCCAGAGCUUGAACUUUGGACAUUCUGCCUGCAAAGCAAGUGCCUUAUUACUGCUAGUAGUAUUGGCAUUGGCAUUAUUUACAAUACUUUUGCUUAGUGUUUUCAAGUGUACUUGACAUGUGUGCACAACCCUAUGAGGUAGUCAGUGCUGUUGGCCAUAUUGUAGACAGGGGGUACUCAGGCUAAGAGAGUGGCAUGCCCAAGGCUACCUUGUGAGGGUGGCUGCCUUUGUGAAAAUUUGUGGGAGGCUUGCAAACGAUGCAGGAGGACAGGCACAAAUAAGGUGUGUAACCACAAGUAAACUAUUGAGUGACUUGAUGUUUUUUCCCCCGCUCCAGAGAAUAUGGGCCAGUACAAAUCUUUGGAGUACUAUCACCUGCCUGCCCACAAAUUCUUAGAAGAAGGAGAAUCUUAUUUGACGCUGGCUGUGGAAGUGGCAUUGAUAGGACUGGGGCAGCAGCGAAUAAUGCCUGAUGGCUUGUAUGCACAAGAGAAAGUUUGUCGGAAUGAGGAACAGUUAAUUUCCAAGCUACAGGAAAUCGAACUGGAUGACACGCUGGUGAAGAUUUUCCAAAAGCAAGCAGUCUUCCUAUUAGAAGGUAGUUGACUAUUGAUGCUAACCACUUCUUUCAGCAGUUUCUAAUAAAAAGACCAGGUACUCCUCUGGGAGUUGGCUUAUCUGGUAAUUAUCAGGUUCUUAGGAAUCUAAUGGUUGCUUAUAGAUCUUCCAUCAGACACCCAACACCACCCUCAUACUAUACUUAAACAUCGCAUUGAUGUGGAAGUGGAAGGGUCUUGUUUAUGUAUUAUCUCCCCCCCACCCCCCAGUUAGUUAGGCUAGCAUGUAAGGAAACUGAAGUUCAUAAUGACACCACCACUUUCUAGCGAAACAUUGUAAAUGUGUGAAAUUAAACUUGCCCUAGACACUCAUUCCACUGGCCCAAUUUAGAUUGCUUAUGAGGAAUUUCAUACUGUGAGCUUAGUGGGGACCGAAAGUAGCUUUGCAUGUAAAAGUAAGAUUUUUGUCCUACGUCAGAAAUCACACUCUGAUACUUGUGCCUGAAACUUUGCAACAAAGACGUUUUCUUGCCAGUGUCACACUGUAAAUCAUUAAAACACAAGGGAAAGAAAUACAGUGAUGUGUUUUUAUCAUCCUUUAGAGAAAGUGUAUUGCUUACAAGACAUGCACACGAUAAUCCAAAGCACAAGAGUUUUCCAUUGCUUAGACAGAGCAAGAGAAUAGGGCUGGUCUCAAGCUGGAUUGGUAGAGGCUACCUGCCAGUCAUGAUGCCCAGAACAUCUUUCUUAGCAGUGCAGUUCAGCCAAGGCCCAUGCUCGUGACAAGCGAAGUUCCUGUUUGGUGGUUGUAAUCUUAAUGUAAUUAACAGCUGAAGAAUGUAAGAAGAAGAAGCUGGCACUAUGGACACUGUGGGAUUUGUGGGUGGGUGGGUCUGUUUAAAAGUAGUGAAAGUUGUAGAUGUCAUUGUUUUCUUUAGAAGUGUGUUCAAUCUGGCCCUUCUGGAAAAAUGAGAGAAAACAUUACGGGUUUUCUGUUAGUGUCAAAAUGAUGUUAUAUAUUAGCAUUAGGGAAUCUUUAAAGAACAAGUGCGUGCCUUUUUAAAAGCACUUUUUUCCAGCAUUACUUUGGAGCCUUUUGUCAGUGUGCUUUUUUUGGUUGGGGGGUGUUCCCUUAAAGGAUGGAUUCAUCUAGUUUCAGCUUGAUUUGAGCGGGUGCUUCCAAUUCUCUACACUUCAGUGUUUUCAUAGAAUGUAGUUCUUAAGCUGACAACCUCCGCUGCCCUUUUAAAGUAUAGGAAGCUGCCUUCUACUGAAUCAGGCAAAUGGCCUGUCCAGCUAAGUACACUGACUUGGCAGCUGCUUUCCCAAGGUGUCCCAGAGUUUCUCAAAUUAAACCUGGGACCUUUUUCAUGCAGAGUUUGUGCUUUGCCAUUGAACUAUGGCUGCCUCCCCCCUUGUAGCAAGAGGUGCAGCCACUCGCCCCAGUGCUACAGCCCACAUACCUCAGUAGCAAAUAACAUGGGGUCUGAGGAAAGGUCAGGAACCUUUUGCGAUGUUACAUGCACCUGCCCACCACAUGCAAGUGUGUGAGCACAUGCGCACACUCCUGUCCUCUACCUGUUUAGACACCUAUGUUGCAUUAUUUGACUACAUCCAAGGGUAGUGAGGGUGGUGAUUCAGAUACCUUGGCUUGACGUGCAUGGCAGAAAUGCUUCUUAGUCAUCUAACUCCCUGCAUUUUUGCCACUUUAAACUGCAGGGGCAAUUUUCAUAACAAGUCAGCUUAAUGUUAAAGAAAACAUGGAAUAGCUUCUAUACCAAUGAAUGAAAAGUGAACAAAUGAAGUGUUCUGGGCUCUUUGAAUCCAAGAAGGAAAGCUAUAGCCAGGCCACCUUAUUUGCUUCAAUAAGAUAUAUUUAUCACCACCAUUUUCUUUUAGUACUGCACAUUUCUUAGAGGACCCCUCACCAGAGAGCUUAUUUCUCUUCACUGUGAGUGCUUUUUUUUUGGCAAGGAUUAUUACAAUAUUUCUAGAUAACUUUUAGCACUUUCGAUUUUAUGUACAAUCAAACUACAGCACUAUUUAUAAGACUUUCUGUUUUUUUUUUCCUUUCCCAAAUCCCUUCCCUCAUAGCUGGACCCUAUAGCGGUCUAGGUGAAAUCAUCCAUCGAGAGAGUGUUCCAAUGCACACAUUUGCCAAGUAUCUUUUCACCUCUCUCCUACCUCAUGAUGCUGAACUAGCAUACAAAACUGCACUGAGAGCAAUGCGGUACGUGUCUUUAAACCUCAUUUAGAAAAGAAGCAUAAACCCGGUCAACGGUAUGAGCUCCCUUCAGCCAUAAAGUCAUGAGGGAAGGCCUUGCUCCACACACCUGUUCUUUUCGAGGGUAAAAAGGAUGGUGACAAGGAGCAAUGCCUUUUCUGUAGUGGCACCCUGUGUUGUGGAACUCCCAUCUCUAAAGGGGCUCACCAGGUAAGCUCCUUUGACUUUUAAGAAGGCUGGCAAACAACUUCCUCCUUUAAGGAUAGCGAUCCUGAUAGAGGAUGUACACAAUGUGUUUGAUUUAUCUGUGUGUUUGUAGUAGGUUGUUGAAGCCUAUACUUUCAAUGCAAGUGUUUCUGCACUUGUCUUAGAUACAGUUUUUGAGUAACCCUGGAGACCUGUUUGGCUAUAGGAUGGGAAAUCUAAUGAAUGAGUGAAUGAACCAAGAACCGCAAGACUGAUAUAAGGAACAGGUGGGUGGUUAGCACCCAAUUAACUCACACGUUGCAUAGCAUGAGUUAAUUUGAAUCAUAGAAUAGAAUCAUAGAAUCAUAGAGUUGGAAGAGACCACAAGGGCCAUCGAGUCCAACCCCCUGCCAAGCAGGAAACUGUUCUCUAACGUCUGUUUUUUAACCUUCUGAUACAAGCAGUUCAGUUGCUUUAAUCCUCUCCCCUGCUCCAAAAAUGAAAUUCCCAGCAGUAAAAAUUCAAGAGAUAACCCUGAUUUUCAUCUUUCUAAAAAAAGAUAUCUGCUGUGCUUGACACCAAAAGUCUCAGUCCUGGGCUUUUUGAUGUUGUAAUAAAUAGCACUGGGGCGAAUUGCCUUGGUAGAUCUUCACCUUUUCAAGUAUGAGCAGCUGUCUUGCAAACACAGACUGACUUGGAAAACAAUGGCAAAGUUUCCUCCUUACAGCUCUGUGCAUUUUGUGGAAACCUCUCUGAAGUACUCAGUUGUGUUUAUCAUUGCUGGUAGUAAAUCCCAGGGCUCUAAUCUGUUUAGUCUGUCCUUCAGGGCUGCUUAAUGGGCAACCCUUCCUGUUCUCUCAGAGCUGGUGAGGGUGGGGUAAGGAGAGGAUAACGUUCAUGUUACAGCUAUGCUGCUGCAUGGUGAGUCCAGUUCUUUUGUCUGUUUCAUUACCAGCCAUCCUUGGGCACUCCUGGAUAGAAAAUUGGAAUUAAAUGAGGUGUGUCACAGCAUUAAAAUAGCUGAUAGUCUCCUUUUUGCUUUCAGUUCUAGGGCGUUAGGCCUGUCCCAAGGGAGUAUUGAACUGACUCCUUGGGGUGGCUGUGAGUUUAUAUAUCUCAAAGGAAGCCCUUUGGGAAUACAGCUGUGACACACACUAAGAGCAGGGUGGAAAUGGGACCCAUCUGGUCUACCAAAGAGAGACUCUUCUGUUUGACCCACAAAAUUUUCUAUUAGCGCUAAGGCAACUUGAGACAGUAACACAGCCUGUAAUAUGAACAAAGUAUGCUACAACUCUGGAAUAUGUCCAUUGCAUGCUUGGGGCAGAGUACAGUCGCACCUUGGAUCCCGAAUGCCUUGCAACUCGAAUGUUUUGGCUCCCAAACACCGCAAACCCGGAAGUGAGUGUUUGCGAACGUUCUUUGGAAGCCGAACGUCCGGCGGGGCUUGCGCAGCUUCCGAUUAAGUGCAGGAAGCUCCUGCAGCCAAUCGGAAGCUGUGCCUUGUUGUCGAAUGUUUUUGGAAGUCAAAUGGACUUCCGGAAUGGAUUCUGUUUGACAACCAAGGUACGACUAUACUCUGCAUUUCAAGAACUUAAUUUUUUCAAAAACUGAAAAUUAAAAAUCAUAUGAAUUGGAUUCUGCACCAAGAGAAGCAAGCAUUAUGAAAACGUAUACGCAUGGUGCAAAUUAAUCAAGACUUGCAUAAUUUCGCUUUCAUUUUGUAUGAUACGUUUUGUAGUUUUAAAAACUAUUACACAUAAAUUAUUCUGCUUAUUAUUGUUAUCAAGAGAGAGGAAUACCACCAGACGCUUUGUAAACUAGGCUGCAAAGCUGUGCUUGCAUACAUGAAUGGUGUCUUCUGCUCAAGGGAGGGCUGUUUUGCACCUCAGGCUAUAAAGUUAUGCAAUAAAAGGUGGAAAAAAUCUAAAGACAGCCUUCUUCUUGUGCAAAAUCUGGUGGAGCCUUUUGCACAAGUAGAAGCAGGAAAAUGGCUGUAGAAUCCGUGGAACCACGUAAAACUGAGUGAUGCCAGCAUCUGUAGAAGCCGGAGGGCACCAUUUAACUGUGAAGCAGUAGUAGUGAUACUAAUUCUUCAGAGGGCCGUCCUGAUUCAGAGGGCCAUUCCCAAUGAUGAUGUUGAAGAUAAAAUCCCACAGAUGCACAUGUUCACACAGAAUUCUGCUUGUUGACAUUCCUUUUCCAACUGUCCUUCAGUACUUCUUUGACCUUUGAAAGGCUGAGGCUGCUCUGAAUCAUCGUGAUAGGGAGUUCAUGAAAAAAAAAAAGCCAGCUAUUUUCAUUCAAGUAAAUUACAGUGUAGACCCUUCUAAUAAUAGGUCUGUAGUAGGAAGAGAAAUAACUUAUCAGCUUAGGGCAACUAUUUCUUGUUAAAGCUAUUGUAACCUUUUCCAACCACUAUGUGUAGGUUUGCUUCAUAGUCACUUCUUUGCAUUAUGUUAGGCAGAGGUUUUUUCUUUGCAAGAGAAACUGCUGUCACCAGAAUAGCUUCUAAAAUGAUGUUCACUAGUUUGCAGAUAGUUAAAUGGCUGUCUGCUAAAUUGGCAGAUACCAAACCAUUACUAGAAUGUCCCAUUUUCCCACUAAAAACAUAAAGGUGAGGAAAGUCAUAUCAGGAGAAAAAAUGUCCCCCCCCCCCCCCAUUUUUGAAACUUAAUUUUGAAACACAGAUGCUAAAAGUCCAAAGCAUGGAGAAAUUCUUAUUUAAGUUCUAGUUUUCUUAAUUAGGAGAAACAGGCUCCUCCCUGCCCUCAAAGGCUGAGUUUGCACCACACCAUAAGCCAUAGCUAGGGUUUGUUCUUGUUUGAGUGAAACAAACUAUGAUCCCUGGCUUGGAUAGAAUGAUUAAGCCAGGGAUCGUGGCUUGUUGCUUGCACUAGGGAAGGAGCAAAGCAGGAACAAGUUCUGCAUUCACAGCAAACCAUUAACUAUGGUUUAGUGCAACAAGCAAGGCCACUUUGCCUAUGACCUUGUUGAGACAUAACACCAAACCACAGUUUGUCCUUACGAUAACAAGCUUUGAGCUCACAUGUUCUCCUCCUUCGCAUGCAAGAGGAGGGGAUCAAAAGCUUUUGCCUUUGAACUGCCCACAGAUCUGUGUGAUAGCUGAACUGAAGGGAACUGGUUUUGUUUAAACUUUGCAAACAACGGUUGCCACAAGGAACUGCACUCCCUUCAAAGACAGGAGCUUUCAACCUCCCCCUGCUGUGUAUGGAGGAGGAGGGGCACAGCGUAUGAGCCUGAAGCUCAAUGCAGCCUUAAUCUUGUAAUGAGAAACUAACCAGACCUUUGUCUACAUAUUGCAGCAUUUCUGUAGAAGGCACAACUUUUCUCAUGACUAUAAUUUAAUUAUCCACGUAUGUGUGUUUCCUGUUUACAGAUUACUAGUAUUGGAAUCCACAGCUCCAUCAGGAGAUAUGUCUCGUCCACAUCACAUUGCAUCAGUCGUUCCAAAUCGGUACCCCCGGUGGUUCACUCUAAGUCACAUUGAAUCUCAGCAGUGUGAGUUGGCAUCAACUAUGCUAACUGCAGCCAAAGGUACAGUGCUGGCAAUUAAGCAGAUAUCUAUUUUUAGUUGACUAUAUACAUGAGUUUAUAUUGGUCUUGUUCACCAAUGUGGUGCUAAUGGGUAUACAUAAUGUCUGCAUGGGCCUUUCCUGGUGCUCCCAGGGUUUCUUCUCUCUGCUCAAAUUAGACUUGAAAGAAGCAUUCUGUGGCAGACUAUAGAAUAAGUUGUGUUGUACUUGAUUGCAGUGUGUCUGUGGUGCCCACAAUGGUUUUUCCAAAAAGCUGGACUGUCCCUUAUUACAUGAAUGAGCUCCCCUUUCCCUUCUCGUCCUCUGGUGCAGUUGGAAGCGGGGAGAUUGGAAGCUCCCACUUCCCUGUUUAACUAACCCAUGGUUGAUCAUUGUAUUCAAACUCUGACAAAGUGUGGUUAAUCUUAACCAAGGUUUAGAGAAACAAACUAGUCUCAAAACCAUGACUUACGAAAUUGAUGUGUUUCCUUAAAUAUAGUUAAGACUAACCAAGUAACAACAGUUUAGGGUUCAAAUGCAGUUAAUUGUGUAUGGAAGCAAAAGCUUUUGAUCUCUUGGCUCUGCUGAAGCAGAAGAGUGAGGAAGAGGAAGUGUAGCAUAUAUAUCCGCAGUGAGCCAGGCUAAGUAGCCGAAGCAGUACUAAAUAAAAUGUACACAAGCACAUCACUUGCUGUCCAUGUGGCAUGUCCAGCUCACGUGUGCAGCAGAUUUAUUUUGGUACAUAGAUGAAUUCAUAUAGAAAUGGAAAACAUGGAUCUAGAAUGUUUAGUAUCUGUUCACUAAGAAAGGCUUUGAAAUAUUUAUUUCCAUUGUUUGUAGAUAGAUAAUAGAUCAGUAAAAAUAUUCAGCAUUUGAAACAAAUAAAAUAUAAUAAACAACGACAGCAACAGUACCACAGUAAAAAGCAGAGCUGGCUUAACCAAGGCCUGUCUAAGCCUCUGUAAACAAGUGUGUUCAGUGAGGUAGCUGUCUGUGCUUCUAAGGGAAGAGAGAUCCACACCAGGGAUAUAACUGCUGAGAAGGCACUGCCCCUAUCCAUACACAGUGAGCAACAGUUGCUGGUGGGAUUAAAAAAAUGGCCCCCUCUGUUGUCUCAAAAUGUAGGAAGACUGCUGUGGAUAGAAACUUUCCAUCAACGUACCUAGGUCCCAAGUCAUUCAGGGCUUCGCAUGUUAACAUCAGCACCUUUCAACGGAGCCCAGUAAUGUAUAAGCAGCUAAUGUCGAUCCUGCAAGAUAGGUGUUAUAUGGCUGCACAGCUAAGAACCAACCAGUGCUCUAGUAGCAGCACUCUGCACAUAGCUGCAAAUUCCAGACCAUUUUCAAAUAUAACCCUACACAGAACACAUUGACGAGCAGUUGCCAGAGGCUGCAAAACUGUGUGGUCAGACUAUGCCGGUGAACUCGACGGAGCUGCAAAUUGACACACCUUGUCACUGAAACCAUGUGGGCCUCCAGUGACACAGAUGAAACGAAGAGCAGCUCCAAACUACACACCUGCUUCUUCAGGGGGAGUGCAGCUUGACCUAAAGCAGGACAGAUGGAAGUUUCUUGGACACGAGUAGUGUCUACCAACCGCAACUCCAUUUCCUAAGGAUUUAGCUCCAGUUUGUAGGCUGUCAUCUAGUCCAUUGCCACCUCCAGUCACUGGUUCAGCACCAUCAAAACUUGCAUUUGCUACAGAUGGUAUGGAGAUAACCACAUCAGAUGCAUAUUGAUGACACUGUCUGUGUGAUGGCACAUUGCAAUAUUCCUGUCACUGCUUGUGUUCAUGCAUAUAUAUAUUUUGGCUGACCUUGCAGGUGAUGUCCGAAGGCUUGAAACAGUGUUAGAAUCUAUCCAGAAAAACAUUCACUCCUCAUCGCACAUCUUCAAGCUUGCCCAGGAUGCAUUUAAAAUAGCAACGCUUAUGGACAGUCUGCCAGAUAUCACUCUUUUGAAAGUCUCUCUGGAGCUGGGUCUUCAGGUAUUUUUCUUCUUAAUGCUGUUUUAAUGCUUCAGUAAGAUACUAUAAAAUCUUGGAUCAAUUUCCUCUCUCAAACACUUAAGAUGUGUAAGAAAUGCUUCUCUUUCUUGCGGCAGAGCUGAUGGAGAGACUCCAAAGUGCCCCUUUUGACUAAUUUCUAAGCAAUGCGUAUUCUCAUUUUUCUUGCAUUGUGACAACUCUAUGAUACAGUUUUAGUCUCUCUAAAAUGCCCAUCUUUUUUGUGAACAGGUGAUGCGCAUGACUUUGUCAACCUUGAAUUGGAGGCGGCGGGAGAUGGUGAGGUGGUUGGUAACAUGUGCAACAGAAGUAGGUAAGUGGUGCCAUUGGUCUCUGAUGAAUUCUGAUUUAACUAGCACUGUGAGAUAGUGUAAUCAGUCAAUCAAGCAUUUUAUUUGUAUGCUGCCUUUCCAAAGUUAAAACCAUGCUCCAAGUGGCUUACAACAUGCAAAAAAACCAACCCACAUAAUUACAAACAUAACAGAACAAUAUAUAAAACAUUAAGAAACACACAACCAAAUUGAACUGUUUCCACAUAAAUCAUAAGAUACAAAAAAUAUCAAUAACAACAACCACAACCACGACAAUACCCCAACCCAGGAACCUGUUCAGCAGCCUCACCUUUUGUAGCUGGAGUCAGUCCGGGCCCCACCCUCCCAAACCAGAUGGCACAAGGCAUGCAAGGCAGGGAGCAGGUCUUCCAGGACUCACAGCCAAGAUGGUCUCUAUAUGCUGCUCUUCCAAGAAGAACCUGGGUACUUCUACAUCAAAUAUGUAUCUUGUGGUGUUUUUUUUAAAAAAUUACCUGUCUCUGUGCAGUAACGCCACACUGACAUGAACUGAGAGUACAAAACUUAAACUGUCCUCAGCAAGAGAGCCUGAGCUCCAUGCAGGAGAUCCCAAACAGACAGAGGAAUGCAGCCACCUGAAGGAAGUAGCUUAACCUUACUUGCUAUGUCCCCAAAUAAAAGAUUGGGAACCUCCUUUGCAGGAAUUUAUACAAGGAUAGAAGCUGAAAAGUGUGCCCUUAUAUGAAUUGUGCCAAGGAGGCAGGAGAAAGGCACUCCCCUGACAGUCUCCCAAAUUUGGAGCAAAUUAUGAAAUGCCAGUAGUGUUCCAGUGGUUGUGCAUUCACAAGAACAGUAAAGUUCUCUACAAAGUUAUUCAAAUUAAAUAACUUUUUAGAGAGCUGCAUGUUCUCUUAAAUGCCACAUCAAUCAUGCAUGCCUCUCUUUUUCUCUCUCCUUUCAGUGUGUCUUCUAAAAUCAUAAACUGAUUUGUCCAAACCUUUGGCUGUAUUCCUAGUUUUAUCUGCUACUCAUGGCUGCUUUAUGGUUUGCAGCUUUCAAAUUUGGCCACCAACAGACUUGUGCAGGAGUGUAGAGUGCCAUUACUUUCUGAGAAACUGGAAAGGAAAACCCAAUCUGUAUUCUGUUUUUGGUUUUAUGAAGAUGGGUGCUGUUCCCCAAGCAGAUUUUCUACAUCACUGCAACACUUAGUGGUCAGGAUUGCAUUUUCCCUGUGUCUGUUGAGUUUACUAUUCUUUGCUCUCCUAUCAAGCGAUGCUAUCAGCAAAUUUGCAUCCUCUCUCUUUCUCUUUUUUAAUAGCAUGUUUGUCUUGGCCAAGUUAAUUGAAACCUAGAUUGAGUUCUAGAUAUUAGAGGGCAAGUGUGUUUUGCUCAGUUAACUAUUGGCAAGCAAAUUGCUUUUUUAUUCCGCUGUACAUUAGCAUAUAUAUGUAUAGCUUCCAUAAGGAAGCUGUAAUGUCAAGCAAAGAUCACCUCUGAGACUCUAGGAAGUUUGUAAAUGAGGGACAUGUUUGUUUAUGUAAAUGAAGGCCAGGCAUUGAGUGGAUGGCCUCAGUGCCUAGCGUUGGGUAAGGAGGGGUUAUGUGUAUGCAUGCAUUAUAGUACAGCAGGGCCCAACUGAGCAAAAUAAGGACCUCUGGGUGUGGUUAGAUGAGUGCACAGAUGUGUGCAAAUUACUUUGAGUAAUAAUGAGGCACUCAAGCUGCCUAUAAGCUUCAAUUUAUGAAGCCCAUCAGUCAUUGUUCGCCCUCACAAGAGCAACAAAAGGGUACUAAAGAAACCUGCACAUUUCAGAUCGGAAGGCUGGUAGUGACUCUAGAUGAAGAUGUUGCCUUUAAGGACAGAGAUUUCUAUUUUCCUGCUGGGGUUAUAUCCAGUUCAGUUUUGACUUCUUCCUCUUUUUUCCAUGGAAGGGGGUGUUAGUUCUUUAGGAGGGAAAUACAUUGAGCAUUGGGACUUUUUGGGAAUGGGCCACACACACUCAAGCUUGGGGGGGGGCAGUUUGUUCACACAAUGUGUUGUCUUGGAAUGCUAAUCUUUAUUGGAGCCGUAUCAUUGGGAUUCUCAAUCUGGUUUUCAUCGCUUCCAAAGAUAGGGGCCAAGGGGACUUCAGCCCCCCAAAGUUGAUGGGCAUUGCCAUUCAAACGGUGUGCAUGCACCACAUCACGUGAUCAAUUAUGUGGAGUGGGGUGUACCUGCCCCCCUUUUUUAUUCAAGUUGGCACUCCUGCUUCGAAAUCAGGUGUGCAGGCUAAAGUACAGUGGUACCUCAGGUAACAUACGCUUCAGCUUACAGACUCCGCUAACCCAGAAAUAGUACCUCAGGUUAAGAACUUUGCUUCAGUAUGAGAACAGAAAUCGUGCUCCAGUGGCACGGCGGCAGUGGGAGGCCCCAUUAGCUAAAGUGUUACCUCAGGUUAAGAACAGUUUCAGGUUAAGAACGGACCUCCGGAAUGAAUUAAGUUCUUAACCUUGAGGUACCACUGUAAUAAGAACCAAUGUUGCUCAUAGGCUGUGAUAGGUUGGGUCUGUUCUUCCACUUUAUUAGGAAUGCUCAGCCCUGAUCUCAACACACGGACAUUGGUGGGUCUUCUACUGAGUGUUACAGACAAGGUCACAGAUUUGUUCUUUUAGAUACAUAUUCAGGUUCGCCAUAUUUGGUGACAAACGUUUCCUUCUGUGCCUCACAGGUGUUUAUGCACUGGAUAGCAUCAUGCAAAGCUGGUUUACACUUUUCACUCCGACCGAAGCGACUAGCAUUGUUGCGACCACGGUGAUGUCCAACAGCACUAUAGUCCGCCUGCAUCUGGACUGCCACCAGCAAGAGAAGCUUGCCAGCAGUGCUAGGACGCUUGCUCUUCAGUGUGCCAUGAAGGACCCUCAGAACUGCGCCCUCUCUGCGCUGACCUUGUGUGAGAAGGAUCACAUAGCUUUUGAGACGGCUUACCAAAUUGUCCUCGACGCUGCUGCAACCGGCAUGAGCUACACGCAGCUCUUCACUAUAGCGCGGUACAUGGAGCAUCGCGGCUACCCCAUGCGGGCCUACAAGCUGGCCACGUUGGCCAUGACGCAUCUCAACCUGAGUUACAAUCAGGACACGCACCCUGCCAUUAACGACGUUUUGUGGGCCUGCGCACUUAGCCACUCCCUCGGGAAGAACGAGCUGGCGGCGAUCAUACCUCUGGUGGUCAAAAGUGUCAAAUGUGCAACGGUACUGUCGGACAUCUUGCGUCGGUGUACUUUGACCACUCCCGGAAUGGUGGGGCUCCACGGAAGGAGGAACUCGGGCAAGCUGAUGUCAUUGGACAAAGCGCCGCUAAGGCAACUCCUGGAUGCCACCAUCGGAGCGUACAUUAACACCACGCAUUCCCGGCUCACGCACAUCAGUCCCCGGCAUUACAGCGAGUUCAUAGAGUUCCUGAGCAAGGCCCGAGAGACCUUCUUAAUGGCUCACGACGGACACAUUCAGUUUACACAGUUCAUUGACAACCUGAAACAAAUUUACAAAGGCAAAAAGAAACUGAUGAUGUUGGUUCGCGAACGGUUUGGUUGACAAUAAAAAUGUGUGUGAAUGGGGGGUGGGUUGGGUUGUGGGGGGGGGGGAGCAUUGGGAGGGUGGUAUGUUUUUACUUGAGCCUGCCUUUGUAUCCUUUUUAACUUAAAACAGAGCCACACCGGUAUUAUAUGUGUAUAGUUAUAUACUGAGUUUGCAAAACUAAAUUGUCACGUUGUGAAAGUUUGUGUGUUGUUUUUUUCCUCUCUCUUCCCCUUUCCUUUUCUGUUUUCGUAUGAGAGAUUGAGAGGCUUAAAAAAAAUAAAAAGUUUGGUUUACACUGAGUAUAUGUUGUCAAGUGGCAAAAGCCCACAGAGCUCUCCUGUUCUUUCUGUAUAUGUUCACAGCCUCAAAACAAAAAAAAAAAAGAGAAAUAUAUUGCAAUGGCUUUAAAAAAAAUACAAAACCAAACAAACACCUCCAUCCUGUGAUAAGUACCUCGAAUGGCUCCAGCUUUACUCCUUUGUAACUCAUCCUGACAUUUCAGCUUAUUUAAAUGAACCAACCAACUCAACCACACAAAUAACUAAAUAGUUUCAAAGGCUGACCCACGUGGCUUUGCAGUGCUUGUUCAUCCAGAAGCAUGGCACACGAUGCUUGUGCAUGUGGAAACUUAGCGACUGUCAACAUACAUUCUCAGGGAUUUAUCUGGAAAAUAAAAUUAAAAAGAAUGAGAGCAUUUAUUGUACUGUAUAUAUAUAUAUAUUAUACUAUAUGUCGGAAUAUUGAGAAUAAAAUAUAACAUUAACUAAUUUAUAAAGAAAAAAGAAAAAAAAACCUAUAAUGCAAAAUACUUGAAGCUGCAGUAGCUUGGUUUUUAAACAAACAAGGAAACGUAUUGGAAAAGACUAAAGUGCGCCCAGCUUCAGGGCUGGCUCAGGUGAUGAACUGAAUAUGCUGGGCAUCUAUGCAGAGCCACCUUUUUGGAUUGAAUUGUUGGAUGGAAAUUGGGGAGAAUUUUAUACAUAUAUAUAUAUUUAUACAGGCGAGUGUAUGCAUAUAUACAUAUGUAUGGAUCCACACUUGCGUGCUUGUAACAGGUACUCUAGUCAAGAGGGGACAACACAGCCAGAGCAGCAAGCCUUAGCAUUAAGAAUACAUACAGUAUGCCAGAUUUGGGGUUUGUGCCUCCUAGCCUAGAAAACUUAAAUAUCCCUUUUUCACACAGAGGAUGGCUACAGAUAACGUCGCCCCUACAUUGCCGCUACUUGUAAACUUAUCAAGGUGUGCACGAAACCUGUGUGACGUCCUGGCCACGUGUAGCCCCUGGUCAUUGGUAAGGUGACAUUUUUAAAAAAACUGCUGGGCUUGAUCCAAAUACAACAGGGAAAAAAGAGUUGUGCCGUAAAAAUUGCCUUGCCACGUGGCCGGACGCUGCAAAUGGCCAGUUUCCCAUGUGGUUCAUACCCACUGUGGUUAGUUCACAAGUGGCAACUGUGAGGUAGAAGUUUGCCUGUGGCUACCUACAAUGUUUUCCAAAACAAUUGACAUAAUACAUUACACCUUUGCAGUGAGCUAAUAAUAAGCUAACCUUUGUGCACAAAUAACAUAUAUAUUAUAUAUAUAUAUAAAUAUAUUCUGCAUAGGUAUUUGACUUUGUGCAGGACAGAAAGUUGUGUAGGUAUGACUGUUCUACUUUUCAGUUUGUUUGUUUUUUCAAAAAAUAUUUUUUAUUUCUUCUAGAAUUACUUCAAAAGAAAGCAGCCUUCUAUCUUGCCUUGUCUUAAUGCUUUAAAAUAACCAAACUGGAGAUCUAACUACCAAACUGUUCAUUAUAUUAUUAUUACUGUUAUUACCAACUUUGGUUACAGUAUAGUGUCCUUUAUUUUAGCUGAUGGUUCUGUACCCUUGUGCUUUUUAAAGCAUUUUUUUUUUUAACAUUUUGGUGCAAAAGUUGUCCCGUGUCUCUUGUUCCCUUUGUUAGAGAACAUGCUAGAAGUAUGUUUGUAGAUUUUGUUUGUUUGUUUAGAGGGGGGGAACUUGUUUCAUGCUCUCCAUUUUAUUUAUUAUACUAGGGGGAAAAGGUUGUAUUUCAUCACCCCAUGUAAACAUGCUCAUGAAGUUGAAAGUAAUUAAGAUUUGAUACACUGAUAUCAAUUUAUUUAUGUAACUAAAUCACUGUUUUAUAAACUUGUUAAUG
Messenger RNA from Podarcis lilfordi (Lilford's wall lizard), 89843 nucleotides. The record is from the annotation of a GenBank genome assembly. NCBI's taxonomy places the organism in Eukaryota, Metazoa, Chordata, Lepidosauria, Squamata, Lacertidae.